AGGCAAGGCAAGGCAAGAGCAGGCGCGCGGGGGAUCCUCUCGGGCGGCGCUUUGGGGCGCUUGUGGGCGGGGCCGAGGGAGCGCGCGCGCGCAAAGCUUGCGAGGGAGCGUUCGGCCGCGCGGUGCUGUGUGGGAACCAGGCGGCGCUUGGGCUUCCCCGCCUCCCCCUCCUCCUCCUCCUGGGUGCGGAGCGCCGCCGCUGAGGGAGGCAGGCGAGGCAAGGCAGGGCGGGCGGGCGAGUGAUAGCUAGCUAGCUAGGCGAUAGGGAGCGGGAGAAGAAGGGAACCAGAGCCGAGCAGGGCAUGAAGAUGGCGGACGCCAAGCAGAAGCGGAACGAGCAGCUGAAGCGCUGGAUCGGCUCCGAGACCGACCAGGAGCCGCCGGUGGUGAAGCGCAAGAAGACCAAGGUGAAGUUCGACGACGGCGCCGUCUUCCUGGCCGCCUGCUCGAGCGGAGACACCGACGAGGUGCUCCGGCUGCUGGAGCGAGGCGCCGACAUCAACUACGCCAAUGUGGACGGGCUCACCGCGCUGCACCAGGUCUGUGUUCGGGCCCCCGGGGGCUGCUGGGGCCUAGCUGGGAAGGAGCCCUCCGCUGCCCGGGGAGUUGGGUAGAGGAGGCAGCCGCCUGAGGUGCUUGUGUGAGGGUGGGAAAUGCCAACAAACAUCCGUCUUCCCUCAGAGCGCAACGAGGAAGACGUUGGGAAGGACCCCCCCUCUCUCUCCCGCCUCCCGGCCGUUAGAGAGGAGCCAGGCCGGCUAAGCGCAUCCUUGUUUGUGCCGUAGGAAUGUUGUGUUUUGCUGAGGAGGAGGAGGAGGAGGGUGCUUCCCUGCUUGCUUGGGCGGGUUAGGCCGGGGAGCCGGGCCUUGCUUUUUUGCCUGCCUGCCUCCCCUCGCCCGCCCCCGGCAGGCAGUGACAAUUGCGAGGCUCCUCUUCCUUCCUCUCUUGCACUUGGCAGGGUUGAGGUGAGGCGUGGGGUGGGGAGACUCCUCCGAGGGGGGAAGGGGACGCCGACUACCGGGAGGGAGGCUCGAGGGCUCCCCCAUUCGUCCCCAGUAUAUGGCCAGGAAUUGAGAGAAUAAGCUCCCUUCCUUACCUUCGAGAAAAGGGGGCAACCUCUGGCAGUGAUGGAAGUGGCUGCCUGUCCCGCAGUUUGAACGGCUGCCGUUUCCUGCCCCCGGUGUGAACGCUGUCGUCUCCCUUCCAAAAGAUUAGACUCGCUGCUCAAGCUCGCUCUCCUCCCGAAUAAUCCUAAAUAGUUCGCAUGCUCUCUCUCUAAAAACAAAACAAAACUUGUGUUACAGGUCUUGAAUGGUACUUGUUCUGCGGUGUGAAAGGCAAACUCGAAUUCGUGUUUGGUAUGCGUGUUUUUGCCCCCCUCCCCCCCAGUCGUUGUAAAAUAGUUAUAGCGAUUUUACCUUGUUUUUGUUUGGCCAACUCCUUGAAACUUAACGUUUUAGUGAAAAUGGAAGGAAUACCACUUGUGAGGUUUUCUCAAAAUGGAUGCUUUGUGCAUGUUAAAGUUUUAUAGGAGUCUGAUUGGAAUCUCAUAAUGUUAGCCAAAUAAGGAAAGACUGUGGCAAUCCAGAGAUAAUGUGGGUUUGCUUGAAUACGUUAAGGUUCUAUUAGCAGGCCAAAAGCAAUAACAACGUUAGGGUCAGUGAAUAUCAGAAAAGCAAGUAUAAUCAUUUUGACAGUUUGAUUUUGGUUUUCAACUCCAGUUGGCUUGGUAGCAUCAUUGAGAUAUAGUAAUUAGUAUCUCCUGUUGAAUCAGGUAGAAAUUCUCUUUGCAGUAUAUUGGCUGGUUAAGUGUGCAGACUCUUUUACUAAUCUCUGAAAUACGCAUUUCAAUUUAGUAUGUAUUAAAAAUUUAUGAUGAUGAAAUGAAUAUGAGGAAAGCUUCUCUGUUGUGUUGCUUCAAGAGAGCUGAGGAUGGCUUACAUGCUGUGCAUAUCUUGCUUUUUUAUUGUGCAAGGUGUAUAAUCAGUUGUGUCUCCUGAAUAAAACCUGCCAUUCUUCUGUUGACAGGUUGCAAUCGGUUCAGAGAAUUCAUAUGUGUACUAUUUACAGAAUAAAUUACAGAGAGAAGAAACCAAAGGAUAACUAAAACCUGUUAGGAUGAAAAAUGACAAGACUCUAAAGACUUGACUUCAUUGUGAUUCUUCAUCCUGAAGAAAUGGCUUUAUUGAUGAGGCUGCAUUUUAUUGGGUUAGAUGUUAAUCUAUUUACAAGUUCUAGAAAAUCCAAACUUUAUAGAACUACUUGUCACAAUACUAAAAAGUUGAUACUGCAGUGCUAAUGAAGUAAUGAUCAUCACAAGAUUAUAGGUAACGGCACCUCAUUGGCUAGCAAUUACUGCACAUUCUUGGUAGCAUAAUUUAACAAUGUGGGCUUUGUCUGUGUUAAACUUCCUCUUCUGUCCCCUUAGACUAAUGUCAUUUAGCUUAAUAUCAUAAAAUUGGUUAGGCUAUAAUAUCAGUAGGCAUCUUGGAAGCUUUGUGAACAUGUAGGUAGUUGAAAAGAAAAAUCAAUGCUUUAAUGGUGUGCUUGACUACAUAUGUUUGGGAGCAAAUCCUAGCGGAAUUUUCAAAGUAUGCAUAAAACUUUGGCCAUAGGCUCAUGUAUGUGGUGAGGGAAUCUCUGAAGAAGUUCCAUAUUGGGACUGGCAAAGAAUAAAGAACUUGGUGUGUGGAAGGAAUUGCUACUGUCUCUACUGGGUGUAUUUUUUUUAGGUGUAGUGGGCCAUAAGAAUCUCACACAGGAAUCAUUGAGCAUGCUUAUCUGGCUGCAAGCCCCAUUAAACACAGUGGAACUUACUUCUGAGUCAACAUGUAAGCCACAGAAAACCAGAGUUCAGUAACUUUGUGCAUAAUAUAAUGUGACUGAAAAUAUUGUUAACUUUCCAAGAUAUAUUGCAUCUGUCAAACUGUAUCCCCCAAAUAGGUUUUUAAAUCUGGAAUUUCAUUGACUACUUAGAGCCCGUAAUAUGCUCUUAAACUUAAAACUUAUUCAUACUAAGGAAAUGUCACUCAGCUGCUGUUAGGACCGUGUGUACUGUUAAUGGAAACUGAAACUUGCUGCUGCCAUUGCUGGGCAAAAUAUAUAUGGUGGCUGGAUCAGUUUCUGUUGGUGCAUACACAUCAUUUGUCAAGACUGAGUUUGGAAUGCACAUGCUCAACAACAUGAUAUGGUGCAUAGAAUCAUAGAAUUGUAGAGUUGCAAUAAAAGCAAUUUUACUUCUCUGUGUCAGCAUUCAAAAAAUUUUUAAAUGCAGCUAUGUGAUUUAGUGUUUUUAAGUAAGGGCCAGCCACGCUGGUUUAAUGUGGAAAGACUUACCUAUUAUGGAUCACUACUUUGUUUAUUCUUUAGUCUUCUGUAGUGGUAACAUGAUUUUGGUUUAAAGAGAUGAAUAAGUUUUGUAUAUUUGUGUGAAAAGAAAGAAUCUGUUCAGUGUUAUUCUUCUCUGAUGCAAAAUGAGAGUGAAAGAUGGUUCAACAUUGUUGUCAGUUGAUAGCAGUUAUUAAAAUUUUUGAAUUUUGGUGACUUCCUAGGUAGGAAAUUCUUCUGCAGAAGCCAUUUUCCAUAACCUUACUGGUCUUUUGAUGUCAAAUCAAACAUAACUGGCACAGAGCAGUAGCUCAUCUCUUUCUGAGAUGAACUAGAAUACAACUUCAUCUCUUUCCAAAACUUGUAUGUUCCUGUGUAAGAAAGGUACAUUUUACUUACUGUCUAUUUUCGUUGGUAAAUAAAUAUUAAUGGCCUCCAAAACCUGUUGGCUUCUAAAGCUCAUCUUCAUAUAGAUUCAAAAUAUAUACAGUGGUACCUCGGGUUAGAUACGCUUCAGGUUACAUAUGCUUCAGGUUACAGAUUCCACUAACCCAGAAAUAGUACCUUGGGUUAAGAACUUUGCUUCAGGAUGAGAACAGAAAUUGUGCUCUGGCAGAGCUGUGGCAGCGGGAAGCCGCAUUAGCUAAAGUGGUGCUUCAGGUUAAGAACAGUUUCAGGUUAAGAACAGUUUCAGGUUAAGAACAGACCUCUGGAAGGAAUUAAGUACUUAACCCGAGGUACCACUUUAUUCAUAUGAACUGCAUUUAUGGCGUAUGAACUUAAUUUUCCUUUUAAAAGCUGUUUUGAUGCAUGCUAAAAUGCGUUGUUGGCUAGUGCUUCUGGCUGUGACUUUGUGCACAUUGCUUUAGUUAGAUACAACAUUGCAUUUCCAAAUAGCUCAAUGCAGGUUACAAAAAUAAAAGUACAUUUAAGUUAGAAAUGCUAGCCAGUGAAUUGGAACAACAAAUAAAAUAAUCACUGAACAUGCCAAAAACAAUCAACCGAACACUGAAGAAGAUCAUUUCUUUCCCUGAAUGGACAAAGCAUUCAAGAACAAUGGGGCUUCAGCAGAAAAGGCCCUCUCCUCCCCUUGCUAACACUAAAUUUAUUUGGCAUAGAUAAUGCAUACAGAGCAGGGCUGGUCCCUUAGCUAUGUGUGUCCCAUGGUGUGACAUUAAUUCUUAAAAUGAGCACCUUGAAUUGCACCAGAAGCACAAAGGCAGCUUUUGCACAGCACAAGUUGUUUGUGGGUGUGCCUUGCAACACCUGUUAGAAAGCAAACAGCCACUUUUGCAUCAGAUGAAGCAGCCCCAUUUAAAGUGUACUGCAUUAGACUAGGUUAGAAGCUACAAAAACAUGGAUCAGCAUGGUAAGAUAGGCAUGCUAGCUUUGUUCUAACACAGCUUGAGAGAAUCCCAAUGGAUAAUUUUCUUCUUUGAACUACCCUCUUCACACAUGCUGCAAGCAACACACAAAGGUGUUUUGUAAAAAUCAUGUGACUAGUGUGUUCAUUGACAGGAUAAUGAACAGUUCCGUUUGUACUAAUUCCUGUUUAGUACUUCAUAAUCGAGAAGUAAAUUUAAAAUAAUAAUGUAGAGGGUUUUAAUUAGCAAGAUGACAAAUUACAAGGCUUAGUUUAACACUAAGUCAAUAGAACCUGAAACAGAUUCAGGAUGGACUUGGAAAAGUGUCUUGAAGUGUUUGGCUGGAACUUUGGGUAUGUUUCAGUGAAACGAAAUGUCUUUAAAUCCCAUUGGUUUCAAUAGGAGACGUGAGCAUUGACUUAAAUGUCUUCCACUAAAACCAGUGAAUUGAGCUCUGUUUGGGGCAUUGAGUAUGUUAACAGUGGUAGGCUGAGCCUUAAACCCACUUCUUUCCAUUUGUCAGUUUUACCUUUCUAAAAAGUUCAGUUGUCAGUAUUUUCAAAAACCAGUGGUAUAUCAGUCAUCAGUUAACUUGGUUUUAUUGUGAGUUGACUUGAGCAGCUAGUGCUAGGAAGAUAGUAUAGAAAUUAAAACAAUACAAUAACUAAAACUGAGUGAUAGAGUUGUAUAUUGAUCCCCCCCCCAUUUUUUCCUUAGGAUUUUGAAAGAAGUUAUUUUGUAGUGCAGUGAUACUAAUUCAGUUGACCAGAGUUCAUUAUCAAGUAAGCUAAAUGAUUUUGCUUUUGGGUGGUAUAAUUUGAAGCAAUGGACAUAAUUAUAUAUGUAUGCUCUCUUGCUAGGGGUUCAGCAGAUCUUUUGUUGCACAAGUAAAUCAACUGGGGAUAGUAACCCUUGAUGCUAAAUGUUAUUAAGUAUCAAGUCUAAGAAGCUUUUAACUACAGGGCACAUAACUCGGCUAAGGUUGCGUAGAUAAGCUACAGAGUAUGCUAUUGUGUGUUUGCAAUAUUUUAUGCCAACAGUACAAACAUUGAGUUCUUGUUCUGCUGCUUUAGUUAGUUUAGUUAGUUGUUGCUGUAUUGGUUGUUGUUGUUAGUUUAGUUAGUUGUUGCUGUAUUGGUUCAAGAGAAUGAACUUGUUCAUUGUGAUACCUUUGGUGUAAAACAUACAGAAAUUGUGAUGCUAGGAAGAAAUUAUUAAUAGUGUAUCACAGAAAGGUAGUUAGAGUAACCAACCAGUAAUUUUUCAUGAAAUGGGAAGAAUAUAUAUAUAUGAAUAUAUAUGUUUCUCACCAUAAGCUUGGGUACCAUGUAAGUCUGCUGUGUUGACCAGAUGCAUGUAAAAAGACAACUUGGAGAUAAUCACGUGAUUGGUGAAGACCAGAUUCCUUGUUCUGCCUGUUCUCUCAGUGUACUGUAUAGCCAUUUCUGCUAGUGGCAGAUGUUGUCUGUUUUUAUGAUUUUGACACUCAUGAAUCUAUCAAUAUAAGAAUAGAUGUUGCCAAAUUAGAAACCUUAAUCAUUGCUCUUAAACUUGACACCUGUACAGUUUGCCAUUUUUUAACAUUGUAGUGGUAGCGCAGCAUGAACCAUUGAAGAAAGAGUCUGCAUUAACUUUGAAAAAGUUCUAAUUCCCUUAGUUAAAGCAAGUUUAAUCUAAGUCACCAAAAUAUUUAUAGGGACUGGAGGCUUCUUUUAAUGUUGUUUAUCUUCAGGUUUUAGUAUUUUUUCCUGGUGAGUGUGGUGCUGCCCUCUGGUGAGAGUGAUUACCAAUCAGCCUUCCAACUUUGACACUGCAGUGGUGGGUGAGGAUCCCUGUCCUCCGCCCCCAUACUUGGGAUUGGACCAAGCCAGUAUCCCCCUUUGCUGACCUUAGGAGUGACAAAGACUGGUAGGAGAGGUCUUCCUUGGGUGCUUGAGGUAUCUUCAAGCAGCAGUGUCCAAGUUAACUCCCUGCCUUCCUAAUCCUUGCUGAGUGAGUGACUGAAAUUUCUGGCUUGGUCAGCAAGGCCAACCAAAAAUGGUCUAUUCUCUGCUUAUCCCUAUUGUCUUAAAAAUGCAAGUUGUGCAGAGAGCCCUUUCCCCAAUAUGUAUUUUUGUGAUGUUUGAAUGGUUUAUGUGAAUGUUGGUUUAGAAGAAAAAAAAAAGAAAUUACUGUUUUGUGUGUUGAGGUUGACUGCAUGUGAGUAUAGAGCUUUCCUGUUUGGUGUAGUCUUAAAGCUUAACUGUAAUUCUAAACUGAAUGGAGGCAUAGCGUGGUUAGCCCACCUUUGGGAAUGUGCAUUUAUUUUCAUUGUUUUUAAACAUUAUUAAUAUUUAAACUCAAGAAUUUAACCCAGAUAUUUUGUAUUUACUUAUAUAAAAUACUUAGAAGUAAAAUUUAUAUUUCUAUAUUGCAGUACACCUUACAUUCCAAUUUAUUUGUGCUUUGGUUAAAAAAAGGGCAGAAUCCAACCAAAUGUUUAGCACUUUCAAGUGAUAGUGAUUCAAGAAAGAUAUUCAAGAAUGCUCCCAUUUGAAUCAGAGGAAUAUAAAGGUACUUUUUAAAGUACGUUUGGCUCACCACUUACACAAGGGCUUGGUUCCUGGGAUCCCAUGCACAAAGGCAGAAUGCACAAAGUCUGGAACUCCUGGAACUGCUUCUCCCUGCAAGGCUGAGCGCUGCUUACCUGGAUCUGGGGAGGUUGCUGGAGUGCCCUGGGAGCUCACUCCCACAGCCUACCCAGAGUCUGAUAAGCAAGGAAAACCUGCUGGGUGCAUGGGUGGGGGAAAAACAAAUAAAUGGGAGAUGGCGGCUUUCUUUCUUUCUUUCUUUCUUUCUUUCUUUCUUUCUUUCUGCACCCUCCCUCCACAAGGUGUGAUUGCAUUGUAAAGUGAGCAUAAGUUGCAGGUGUACUCUAUUAUUUGUGUCAAUUAUACCUAUUUGAUUUUAGGGCUACUUAAAAUUCUGGCUUGAUGUUUUCACAUUGGAGAAACCUAAACCUCAUUACCACAUUGCUGGGACUGGCUCUUUGGUAUAAAUGGUAACUUACAGGAUGUUUGUUGAAAUCUAGGUCUUUCUCCAAGCCUCUUGUGAGGUCACACGCAGUGGCUGUGUUCACACAAUUUUUAAGUCAGAAUAUGAGAUGCUUUAAGUUUAACUUGUGAUGCUUGCUUAUUUGGAAGUUUUUAAUCAUAAUUCCUGGUUCAUGUGCAGUGAAAAUCUAUGGUUCAUUGCAACUUCCUGGUUUGCGUGAAGGAAUAAAAAAAGCAGGAAAGGUAUGCAUAUUCUGAUUUAAUAAAAUCCUGGUUUAAUAUGUAUUUGUGGCUGGUAUCAUUCUUUCUGCUAUUGACUUUUCAUAUUGUGUGUGUGCAUUCAUGGAUGCAUGCAUGUUGCAGGGUUGUGUGGGGAGAGCCACAAAAUGUAUAUCUGAUUUAGUGCAUCUCAGUUCCUUUGUAGAGUAUCAAAUGCUCUAGGGGAACAUCUUCCUGAAGUGGGAAUCUGGAACUUGCAACAUGCCUUAACAUAGCUUAACAUGAGAAUGGGUAGUAUACAUCUCCAAAACUACUUUAUGCUGAAGAUGGAGUUAUGUGUUCAGGAGAAAAAGUUACAUUUAUAUUCUCAUAGCUGAGGUUUUUGACAGAUAUUUCACAGCAUUUCGCUGCUUGUUUACUGUUAGUGCUUUUGAAAUGAACAUUUCUAGAGGAAAGACAAUACGUUAGAGUGGUAAAUUGUAUUCUGGUGAUAUGUGUUGGUUCGGUAACAGAAGUAAGGUUCAACUGGCCAGUGUUAGAAAUUAGCCAGAUGCCAGGCAUAUUUUGCAACUGGUACAGGUUCAGUUGUGACCAUGUGGAGAUCUCUGGCUGCCAGGUUGGUGACUGAAAUCUCCAUCUGGCUGGCCCUUCGAUCUUUCUUAAGCAGGUAAGCAGAAUUGCUUAUUUAUUGUCAUGGGUAGGCAAACUAAGGAUCUGGCCCAAUCACCUUCUAAAUCCAGCCCGCAGAUGGUCCGGGAAUCAGCGUGUUUUUACAUGAGUGUAAUGUGUGAUUUUAUUCAAAAUGCAUCUCUGGGUUAUUUGUGGGGCAUAGGAAUUCUUUCAUUCACCCCCCCCCAAAAGAAAUAUAUAGUGCAGCCCCCACAAGGCCUGAGGGACAGUGCACCCCCUGCUGAAAAAGUUUGCUGACCCCUGUUUAUUGUAUUUAUAUUCCACCUUUUUGUCCAAGGAGUGCAUGGCUCACCUCCCUUCUCAGUUAAUCCCUACAAUGACCCUGUGAGGUAGGUUAAGAGACUGUGACUGGCCCAAGGUCACCCAGUGAGAUUCAUGACUAAGUGGGUAUUUGAACUCUGAUCUCCCAGGUCCUAGUCUGCCACACUAACCCAGGGCUGAAACUAGUCAAAGACCCAGUUUGGCACACACACCCGUGCACAUUUUCUUACACACACAGGUUGCCCCCCCCCCAAUAGCUACGGCUCUGCUCUAACCAUUACACAACACUGGCUUCCUAGAGUACUUCUGCUGUGGGACAGGUAUCUAAAUUAAGUAGGUAAAUAUGGGGAAAGCUAAAUGUCACUUAGAAAAGGAUCUGAAAUAUUUCCCUUGAAGCUUAAAUUUGUUUUAUUCUGUAUUUUAUUUGAUGGUUUAAUGUGUUGUAAACCACUUUGAGAUUUUUUUCUUUAAAAUAUAAAGAGGUAUAGAAAUGACAUAACAACAAUAAAUUCCAUUGGGGAAGAAAUGGUGCUUAGACAUACUGUUGUGGCAUCCACAACCUAGGUUUAAGGUGUUAUUGGGUGAUUAGUUUCUAACAGUGCACUUGGCCUACGCCCUUGAUAAGGAAAAAUGGUGUAGCUGUAUAUACUAGUGUGAAGACUGCGCGUAUCUUUUUGCACAUACACAAGAUAAUCUGCUGCUUGUCUGUCAUUGUAAUAGACAGCUUGUAUGGUUAUAAGGGACACAUUUUUCUCCACAUGUAUGUAAACUAGCCCUAAAUUGUUUCAGAUGUGGUUUACAAAAAAAUAAAAUAAAUCCCUUUACCUCUGUCCUUUGGUUAGGGAUAGUUUAUAGGCAAAGUUUUCAUCACUUUUGUUUAGUAUUGCGGACUAAAUCUAUUAAAAAAUUGUUAUUCAGAACUCACUAUAGUAAUAAGAGAAAAGUACACCAGAGAGAGAAUCAAGAAGUUAGGAGCAUCUUUUGAAUGAAAAUGACUAUUUUUCAUUGAAGGUAGACUGUUAAGUGUUAUGGAUUCAUUCCUGCUUUAUUACUGUUUAGAGACAAUUUAGUUUUCCUAUUUGAAUACGUUUAUCUAUUGAGUACAUAGUUCAACAUACGAAACUGUGGAAGGAUAUUAGGAAAUGCAGAGUUACAGGCAGAUAGCACUAACGUAAAGGGUCACAACUUCAUUUGCAUUGUGUACAUAAACUGCCACAUCAUUCCAUGCAAAUGCAUGAAAUCCUUAUUAGCAUAGCUCUGUUUAUCUGAGUUUUUUUAAUCUUUCUUAACUAUAAAAAGGCAAACUCCAGUAGAGCUGCAAAACAGUAGGGCUCCUAGUAAGCAGUGCAAGGUCUGAUGCUAUCUGGUGGGCGGAGACAUUCCAGAUUCUCAUGUAUUGCUGGAUACAUUCCUGAAAUGACAGUCAGUGGAAAAUGUGGCAUAGAAUGGAGGCUUUCCUCAGCUGUCACCUUCUUAUAGUCUGUUAGUGUAUUGUUAGAACAAUAAAGCAAUAUGACUGGUUCAUAUUUAUAACAAAAUGUUAUCCAUGAAUAUCAAGAAUGUGCUUAUUUCACAAUAACUUGAUCAUAUAAAUAUAGUUCUUCUGAGCAUUGCCAGCAAAUAUAGUUUCUUAAAGUCUGAGAAUUCAUCUAGGAAUUAUUGUAUAUGCCAAAAAGUUCAAUGUCACCCUGUAUGAAAGAAGGAAGAUAAGGCAUAGACUAGAUAAGCUGUCAUUUUUCAGUAGAACAAAAUGCAUUGAUAGAGGUUCAUUGCGCCACUAGUGUGAUGUUUAAGUCUAUGAUGUAGUACUCUGUCCCACAGAGUGAGCAUUUGCAGUGCAGCACCAGUAUACAGAGAUCUGACAGUGCAGUCUUAUACAUGUCUACUCAUAAGUAAGCCCUAGUAAGUUCAAUGGGACAUAGAUUCCCAGAAAAUUAUUGUGGGAUUGCACCUAAAUACAUUUAUAAGUACAAAGAAACUUAAGAGUAGCGAGCAAAAUAAGAUAAGGUUUUUUGUUUUGUUUUCCUGUACUGUAUAUGCUUACCCUAGCAGUUGUUGGCUGUAUUAAUGCUUGUAGGUUAUUCUAAUUACACCCUUGCAGGUAGAGUUGCUCACCUGGGGGCCAGGGCAUAUAAUAUUGCUUCUGGUUAAGUAGUUUGCCAGAUUCACUGCCUUGUGAUACAUAGAUUAGGUAUGCAUUGGUGAAAAUGCUGGUAGUGUUGUACUUCUGUGAGACUUAUUUUAAUAGAAUAAACUUGAAUUGGGAUUUCAAAAGAUUCUGUAACUGUUAAAUGGAAACCUGAUUGCUACAUCUUGAUCGGUAGAAAAAGGCAUUUUAGUAUGUUCUGAACAAAUAGCAGAUAGUAGGAUUCAAAUAGCUUGCAACAUCAGCCUGUACAAGAACAUGAAAGAGAAGAGUAGCAAGGCAUGAGCCAGCUUAUACUUUUUCAUUAUAAAACCUUCAAUACAGUAUAAGUUUACUAACACUGGUUUCUUUUCUGUAAUUAUUACUGUCUAUAUAUCUUAGAACUGUGCACUGUUUGCAAUUUACUUACAUAAAAAUUAUAACACGUCAUGUGACUAAUUCUGUUGCUGUAAUGACUUAGCUACUGUAACAAAGAUUUGAAAUACUAACAGAACAAUCCUAAAUUUGUUUAGCGUGUGUGUGUCUCCCUCUCCUUCAGCCUGAGGUGGAGUAAGCCAUACAUCCUGAGGAGCUGGUGACAUCAUCUGGACAAGACUGAGCUAACCUAAAAUCAGUGUUCGAAACUCCUAUUGUUCUAGGCGCAUUUUGCGACAGAGAAGUUCAUUAGCAUGAGCAGUUUCUGAGCUCUGGGCGCAGCACUGCGCCUAAGAUUUCAGAUUAAAACUACAGAGUGGAAGGAAGGAUGGACUUUUUUCUGCCUUACCACUUCCAGCUACUGUCUGAAUACUGGAGAAGAGACCCACUUAAGAAUAUUAGAGGGGUAAGCAGGGAAAGGACUAGACCAUGUGAAAAAUUAACAUAAUAUUUUAACUGCAGUUCAUUCAUUUUCAGCUUUGUAUUUUUGUUAUAAAGAAGAGCACCUAGAUAUUAUGUUGUUGUGUCCAUAACCUCGGAUUAAGGUGCCACUUAGCUCCUAGCUUUCAUAUCUCUGUUUCUAACACUGCCUAAAACUCUUCAUAAAGCACCAGAAAAUUUGUAUCCAUGCAAAUGAAAACCUUCCUCAAAUGGAGCACCCCACUGAGCUUGAGUCAGGUAUCCCAGAGUACAAAAAGAGACUUGAAAAUAUGUUUCGAAGUCCGCAUGGCAUGCUGGGCCUAGGACAGAAAAAAGUAGGCCUACAAUGGGUUCUAAAGCAUGAUCUCAUUAAGGAAGAGUUAGAAAUAAUGACCAGGAUCCUUUUCCAAUUUUACAAAAAUCUGCUGUGGGAUGGUCCACAGUCCCAGAAUAUCAAAUAGCAGGAAUGUAUGCUUGCUAACAUUUACAACCACAACCAAUGAAUCUGGGCCUAAACACAAGGUGGCCAUUAAGACCCUUUUUGCAGUUGCAAUAUAACUUCUGACUCUGACUGAAAGAUUGCUUCUGCCAAGGUAUUCAUAUGAUGGGGUCCAAGAUUCAUUAGAAAAUUCAGACUAAACGCCAUACCUUUUUUGAACUCCAACUUAAAUUUAACUACCCAAGAUGUAGAGAAGACUGUAGCUGAAGCUGGUGCCAAGGGAGAGGAUUUGGAAUGUAAUUGCUCAAUUUGCUUGCUACUUCCUCAAAGCAGACAUACUUCAAAAGGUGAGAACAGUAGAUGAUGUAAAGUUGCAGGCAAUUUGUGUGUGUGUGUGUGUGUGUGUGUGUGUGUGUGUACCAUGAUUCAAGCAGUGACAUGCUCCAGCAAUGAAGACACUUCACAUAGUAUGCAUAGUAACUCAGAAAGGUAGGAAUCAUGAGAUUAUCCAUUCAAGCUCAUCAUUUAUGAUAGCAUUCUGUAUACCAGAACGUCCCACUGCAUAUACCAUAAUGACCCAUAAGGAGGGUGAAUGAAGAAUAAGUACUGUUGCUCAUCUCAAACCCAGGUGGGUUGGAUGGGUGGAUGAAGAUGACAGUGGGGAAGAAGAGAACCUAGAUCGCUGACUCACAGACUUCUAGGCUAAAAAGUUGUGUUUCCUCAAAGACCCAGUAUGCAAGGAUCAAAGUCAGGUGCAGGAAAGUUCAGUCUAAGGAUAGCAAAAGAAGUUAUGAGGCCACACUAAGAUGAUGAGAACACAAAUUUUGGUGCUCAGAAAGAAUAAUUAGCAUAGUGAUUUUAUGCCAUUUUCAGUUAAGAUAGAUAAGACAGAUACUUUAACAUAAAUAAGUGGGUCACAAGGUCAGUUAACAAACCUUUUUGCUUGCUGGGUGUGGGGAGUAGUAAUGAGGUAUUACUGCCUUUUACAGUUUGCUACAGCAAAAGUACCUAUGUCCAUUCGCAUGGAUUUCCUGACCUGAAACCUUUCCUGGUGUGGAAUGGAAGGGAGGAGUUCUUGAUUAUUUUGUUUGUUAGUGGUUUUGAAGAGUUUUUGUUCUUGGGCUGGGGGAAUGGAACAGAUCAGGGAGUUAGUGUCUCAGGAUGACUAGAUGACACAUAUAUUGAAUGGCAUUUUGUUAUGAGAGUGGAAGGAUUUAGUGUCUAGGCACGGAGGUGAGAUUUUCAAAAAAGGAACUAGUGUUUCUCCAGGAACUGCACCCCAGAUCUCUCAAACUGGAGGAAACAAAAUCUUGUAUUCUGUAUGUUUGCUGAAUUAUACACCACUCUGGGUAUAUCAGAGGCAUGGGAGUGUGAAUAUGGGAGUGUGAAUAUAGGGAUUGUUUAAUGGAUAAAUUUUAUAUUUAAAGAUUGGAAAAAAUGCCCUAACCACUGACCCAUUGGUUUUAGUCAAUGGAGGGGAAAACAUGUUCCAGCUUCAAACUGGUUUGAGACUGAUUCAUGGAUAUAUUGGAGUAAUGAGGGGGCUUAAUUCCAGUGGAUUGAAAGCUGCCCACAUAACUCCCAUUGAGCACCCUGUUUUGACUACUGCUGCUGGCUGUAACACCGCUAUCAGUAGAUUUAUGCCAGCUGUGGAGAACUUUAGGUGCUAGAUGUUGCUGAACUACAACUCUCAUAAUCGUUGGCCAUGCUUGCUGGAACUGAUGCAAGUUGGAGUCGAGAAAACAGGUAGAGGGCUAAAGGUUCUUCACACCUGAUCAACUGACAACUUUAAACACAAUUUUGAAAUAACAUUACUCCUCAAAGGAAUUGGUGCCUUUUGGGUUGUUGUUUUUUUGGCAAUUAUUGGUGUGUCUAGUACAGGUACAUCCUAUCUGGAAAUUCAUCUGGUGUGUUGCAGUGGGAAUUGAUAGUGAACACACAUGUUCAUAUUGCUAUUUAGACUAGAUAAUAAAUAAUUGUUUAAUAUUUUCAGAAUUCUGUGACUGCCCAGAUUCAUCUGAAAAUAUAAAUCAAACAGUUGAGUCAAACUCUUAGAAUCUUUCAUUUUACAACAGAACACUGUGAUCUUAGCAUGCAAGUUACAACAAAUAACCUCUCCUUUGAAUAUAAUAUAUAUAGAUUUAGGUCAAAUUAACUGUCCCCCUUUAAUUGAAAAUACCAGUUGGGGCUACUGGCCUCCAUCAUGGAAAUCCAAUUUUUUCCUUCUUUGUUCCCAGUAUUUACUUGUGUAUUUUUCAUGACCAGCUGAUAGUACUAAGGCUGCAAGUUUAGACACACUUAACCUGUGAAUAAGUUCCACUAAAUUCAGUGAGGCUUAUUUGAGUUGAUGCACACAGAAUUGCUCUGGUCAUUUUUUUACGGAAGUGUGCAUACUCCUCUUUGAUUAAAAUCAGGGUUGAAAAGUGUUGUAUUUAUAUCUUUUAUCUUACGUUUCAUAAACUCUGAACUAUGUUUGAAUGAAGAUUACAUUAUUAACUGCUUCAAGAGGUCCAUUAACUGUCUUGAGUUCAAACCAUGUGAAAUGGUAAGACAUUAAGAGUUUAUAUUUUCUUGAGUAAAAGACGCUUCCAUCAGCACACUUGUAUGUAGUUCCCCUUUUAGAUUGUCUAGCCAGAAGCUUGGAGUUGGACUAUUUAAAGUUUGAGGGAAAAUAGGAUUUAAUGCAAUAUUGUCUUGAUACAUUUUGAAAUGGGUAUUUGCAUUUUUAAGAAAUAAUUUUCUCAGUGUACUAGACUUUUGUCUGCUUCACUGUUUACUUUUCAGCUGCAUCUAGUAUAUCUAUAAAUGCUAAUCCUUAACAUUUGAACUAUUGGUGCUGCCUAGCCAAAAAGGUUGCUCCAUUUUUGUUUUUGUUUUGUUCUUUGCAGAUAGUUGACUAACCAGUACAGUGAUUCAGUUAGCAGUUAAAAUGUAACCGGAAAUAAUUGCCUAAUUUUUGUGGUGUAUGAUAUCAACCUCUGUUCCUGUUCUCCUUUUUCUUAAGUGUACGAAUGUCCCUAAAUAGAUCAGGACUAAGUUGCCUCUUCUGUCACUAACGACCAGAAUUACAGAAGCCUUGUUUAGAAUUUAUGAAAUACUGUUGGUUAAUAAUGUCAUUUGCAACCACAUAGAGCAGAAACAAAUAAUGUUAUCUAUUUGAAACAAGCAAAACCCAUGGAGUUAAGUUUGCAAGUAUUGUGUGGGAUCCAAACAUGUGGGGGUUUUAAAUUGCUCUUUAGGGUUCAGUUGGGGGGUUAAGGACUUAAUGUGGGAAAGAGAUUGUUAUACCAUAGCUCCUUGUCUUCAAAAUCUUAUACAAGUUGAGUUUCUGUAUUAUGUAAAAAUCAGUAAUGCUGUAGCGUUCUUGUAGAAAUGGGUUUGUCAUACAAAUGGAACAUUGAAUCCCUGCCAUUUAUUGUAUAUUAAAUGCUUAAGACUGGAUCUACUUGUGUUUCAAUUUGGAAAGCAGUAUGACACAGCCUUUGCACUGUAGGUUGUUUCUUUUAACUUGUUAAAAAGAAUACCACCAUAUGUAUAAGUACUCCAAAUAUCUUCCAUAAGUAAGCUUGGGAUUGUUAACUCAAAAUCAGAUCUGAUCAAACUUUAUCCCUUUAACUUGGCUUCAUUUUAGCCAUAAAAAGCAAAUCCAAAUAAAAAGCAUGUUAACAUUUUUGACAUUCCUUAAAAAGGAAGCAAAACAAUAAUGAGUUCUGAAUGAGAGAACUCUCCCGUCUUCUGAUGUAGAAAUGGAGUAGUUGCUAAUGAUUGGCUUGCUAUCUUGAUAUGUUUUAGCCAUGUGAUUUUUCUAAUUUUUGAACACAAAAUUAAGACUUUCUGUCUUUAUAGAGUAACCAUUGUUCUCAGAUAAGUAGCAUGCUCUUAAUUUUGAAUAUUAAAUGCAACUUGCCAUUUUUUGUUGAGAUAUUUAAUUGUACUGGACAUUUUAAAAACAUCUGUAGGCUGCCUUCCAUAAAGACUGGUUACAACCUUAACAGGCAAUCUAAUAAACAAAAUUUAAAGCAAAUAAAUACACAUUACAGUAAAUACAAAUUAAAAUACAACCAUACGUUCAGGAGGUAGAACAGUUCUCAAAGCUUCAGUAACUCCUAAAGGCUAGAUGAAUACAUGCAUCUUCAGAAGGCACCAGUACUCUACAACGUAGGCUCCAGCCUUAUUUCCAAGUGGACAUGGUUCCAUAAACUGAGUGCUAACACAGAAAAUGCCCUCCCCUGCCUGCUCUAGUUGUGGGACAUCUGACAAGGUCCCUCCUGAGAUUUUAGUAGCUGGGCUAGUCUGUAUGGGCAUAGGUGUUCCCUUGGGUAACUAGGUUGCAUGUUGUUCAUGGCUUUAAUUCGUCAACAGAACUUUAAACUUGGCCCAGCAACAAAUUGAUUCCUAGUGCUACUGUCAGCGGAUAAGUUACGUUAACGUAGUGUGUUCCACAUAGAUCACAUGACAGUAGUCCAGCUUUGAGGUUGCCAGCACAUGGAUAAUUGUGGCCCAGACAUCCCUGUCUAGUAGCUCUUAUUUGGUGCACCAGCUGAAACUGGAAAAAGACUUUCGGGCACUGCAGACACUUGUGCCUCCGAUAACAGUGGUUCAGUGAGCACUUUGGACUCCUCCCAUGUGGCACAAUGUAUCAUUUGCUGUCUUAUAACAGGGAGCAUUUCCUGUACCAUGUAAAAUGUACAAGGUGUCCACACUUCCUCUUGCAUGUUCAUGCACCACUCGCAGCAUGCAUGCAGGCCACAAACACAAGUAUCCUCUAUCUCACACACUAUACAGCCACACAUAUGUCUCUUCUCUCUGCUCAAGUGUAUCCCUCUGUCUCUCUCAUGCCUGUGCUGUCUAAUCCCCCAUUCAGAAAAGACCCUACAUGGAUGAAGGAAGCACCUUCCAUUUCCCAAACAAACAAAAAAUGCCCCCGGCAAUUAAAAGAAGUGGGCACUGGAUUGCAUGAAUGGACACUGGAUUGACAAUCCCUAUAUUGGACUAUAAGAAUUGUGAACCUAAACAGCUUAAAUUGUCUGAAUUGAUAUUCUCUACUUUUUCCCUGAAUAUAUUGUUUUAAAAAUCUCUUUAAAAGUUCAGGAGCCUCUGCACAAAUGGCAGCGUAAACAAUGUAUGCCUAUUUUAAGGUCCUAAAGAAUAAUUUGGCUGUGGUAUAGUUGAGGGGAAUUUAAAGUCUUAUAUUCUGUCAUGGGAAUUAAUAUGAGAGCCUCAGUAAAGUUUUAUUUCAGAGCUGUGUCAUUGCCCUUGAAUACCCAAAAAUGUUUGUUUUGGUUAAGGGUAAAUCAGUUUUCUUAAAAUACUAUCAUCAACAUAGGCUGUUUCUGCUUGAGAGAUUGUGUAUUCAUCACUUGUCAUUUCCCCCCUGUUCAAAAUAUCUUUGGAUGUUAAGGCAUCACUCUCCUGUAUCAUAAAUUUCAAGUGCAACCUUGGAGACUAGUAGUAAACAUAUUCUUCAUUGAAUUGUAGGGUGGGAGUCUAUUUCAUUGCUUACAAACAUUAAUUGACACUCAGUCCAAGUUGCAAAUAAGCAUUGUUUUUUAUGCUAAACCAGAACAGCAACUUGUAGCUUGUAAAUAGAUGGGCUUCAAAACUACCCAGCUUUAUGUACUUGUUUAUAAUUAUGAAGAGUAGUUUCAAAUUGUUUCCUGUUUCUGACAAACUAAUAAUGGAAAUAGAUCCAUUUGAAAAGAGCUCUUAAGUUAUUGCUGCAGACAGAGAAUGUUCAAUAGCACGUCGUGGUCAUACAGUAAAAAGGCGUCUGAAAGGUAGAAACAAUUCUAAAUUUGACACAUGAUGAAACCAAAAGUGUUCAGUUUGAUACUAUGAACACAUAAUUUUCUUCAUUAUAUUUUUGUAUUCCUUCCAGUCUUUUUCUCAGUGGCAUUUUAGUGUAAUGAUGAGUUUUUCUCAGUGCUGGUAGUAUGUGCCAGGGGACCUUUAUGUUGACUGAGAAUUUGAACUAAGUUUCUAGAUCAAAAGACGCUUUAGCCUAGGGGUUUGCGAACCUUUUCCCAGUUGAGGAUUAUAUUCCCUUAAGGAGCAUCUUUUGGGGGUUUCCAGGCUGGCAGUGGCUAGGGCACAAACUGGUGGUGAAUGAGUUUUCUCUCUUUUUCUUUCUCUGCUGGACUCCACCGUGCCCCCUCCCCCCUCCAUGUCAUCUUAUCUUUCUGUUACCCCAUCUCCAUCUCUUUGUUUUAGGCCUUUCUCCAUUCCCCCUUCCAUAUUAAUGCAGAUGGGAAAUGAUCAUUUGUCAAAUGCUUCUCCAUUUCAGCACACUCUACUUUUGUAUUUCCGUCUACUCUCCUUUUCUCUCCUAGUUUCUCCUACUCUGUUGGUCAUUGCAAGGCUCUUUUUGGCCUUGGGCUUACCUAACAGCCACACCUCCCCCCUCCCCCUUUGUGCAAAAAGAAUCAAUUUCCAGAGGGAUGGCUAAGAGAGCAAGAGUGAGACUGCUGCACCUGGAGGACUGCAUAAAAGGCUUGGGGGCCUUAGCUUCCUCAUUAUUGCUCUAACCACAGCAGCAUUGGUUCUCAGAAGUAACUCUUAUGAUAGGGGCACUACAAAUCUUUGGAACCAGUUGUUAUGUCCUGCUUUUCGAGACUCUUAAUUCCCCACAUGUUUACGCACUGUUUUGGCGUUACUGAUUAUUGCCUACCAUAUAAUUAAGUUCCUUUAGAAAGCUUGUAAGUUGUUGAACCUCAAAAACAUGAUAAUAUUUAUACUGGGAAUUUUUAGUCAUUUGUGUAAUAAUGCAUGAUGACCCCAGAACUAAGAGGAUCUGUUGGGAGCAGAAGCGGAAAAAGGGUGGUGUCUCCCCAAGUUCUAAAUGGGUUUGUGGGUGUAUGAUUUGCCCAAAUCUUAAUUUGAGGUGCACAUAUCCCAUUUCCUUAUUCCUUUCUACAUAUGUUGGCUAUUGGUAUAGGGGUACAACGCUUGAUGAUAUACAAUGCCAUUUUGUAGAAGACUGUCUUAUGGAGGUGUUGCUAUAUCACCUUGGAAGCCCAAAGCUUAUUUUAGAGAUUACACCCCCAGAUAUUUUUUUUAUUAGUCCACAGCUAAAUUGUCCCAUUCCCAACAACUAGAUUUUCUUUACUUUUUUCUUUUCUUGUUAGUGGGGAUAGUAGGCACAGUUACCUUGGGUCUGUCUAUUUUGCUAAUGACCUCUGUGUGGAAUGAGAAUAGCAAAUUGUUGUUCCAUUCCAAAGUCUAUCUGUUCACAUAGGCACUUUAAAAUGAGUUGAUCCCAGUAUUAUUGCUUUGUUGUGGAAGGAGAAUUGUGCUGAUAAAAGGGUCCUUCUGUAAACCGAGUGUCAAUGUAGGAUCAAACCCAUUGUAAUUAACAGAAAUACUUCUAUUUCAUGGUAUAAGGGACACAUCUAAAUCUACUGUGUGUCACUGUGUGCUAUAUAGUCAAAAGCUGUUCUGUGUAUUGGAGAAAUGUGCUGCUGAUUUUAAUAAUGCAUUUUAAAUUGCUGUAAUCCACCCUGGGGCAUUGUGGUGAAGGGUGAAUAAGAAAUCGAAUUAAUAAUAAUAAAACAAGGGAUUGUAAGGAGCUUCAGAAGCAUGUCUCCAUACUAGCACAAUGGCAAAUGGAAUUCAGUGAUUUUAAAAAAAAUGUAUUGCAAAUUUCAUCCAGUAUUCUUUCCAUUGCAUUAUGUGGAACAGUUGGUUAGGCAAUAACAUAAUGAACUUUUACAUGCUUGUGGUAGCUAGAAUUCUAUGUGUGAAAUUCUGAAAUUCACCAUUAACACCCAAAAUCAAAUAGUGGAAGGAUAAAAUAUAGGAGUUUGUAGUUAUGGCUAAGUUGACAAUUUCUUUAAGAUAUUGAGGAGGCAAGACAAGUUUCUGGUAAUAUAGCAGAAUUACAUUGAUUGUAGGAUAUAUGGCUUAUUAUCCAAUAUGAGUUAGGGUUUACCAUGGCUUAAUGCAUCAUCAUACAAUAAGCAGAUCAGUGGUACAUAUCUAUCAAUCUAUAUCCAUCCAUCUGCUUGAAAGUACGUGUUUGUAUUGCGGUUAAGUAUUUCUUCAGGGGGAAAAAGCAAAAUGAUGUAUAUUGGGGAUAAAAAUUAUAGCUUCAUGUAUGUAUUUGCAUGGUUUGAACCAGCGGUGGUUGUCUGGAAAAAUGAACUUUGGUUCAUGGUAUAUAGCAGGGCUGGCCCAACACCCUUUGGUGCCUGAGGCAAGAUGUCCCCCUGAUCUAGUCCCGCUCCCUAUGGAGGGAGGGGCAACACAGUCACUCUGUAGGACCAUCCCCUUUUCACUGAGCGUCUUGGUGAAAAGAGGGCAUUCUGCAAGGUGGUGUUGCUGCUCUCCCCAUCUUUGGCUUUCAGCUGCGUCGUUGGCUCCCCCAAAUCCCAGUCUGGAUCUCCCACCCCCUGUGAAGUAUGCCACCCGAGGUAGGUUGCCUCAUGCAGCCUCAUAGGGAAGCAAGCUAGCUUCAAGGUUUCAGGGCAAACCACAAGUCAUGCCUUUCUAGCCCUUUCCUGCCCCUCAGGAUUUGCUGCCUGAGGCAGCUGCCUCACUCAGCCUCGUGAUAGGGCCAUCCUUGGUAUAUGUUUUGAUGAAGAUAUCUUGCCCCAGUGUGCAGCAGCUUUGAUGAAGACAAAUUAUGUGUUAUGGUUCAAUAGGAAAGGUGUUGAAAGCAAAACUAUCAAUAUAAUGAUACACAAAUAUGUGGUGUGACAACACAUGGAAUACUGUGUAUAGUUCCAGUCAUCACACCUCAAAAAAGGGUUAGUGUAUAGCCACAAAAGGUUCAGAAAAAAGGCAACCCAAGUGAUCGUGGAGCUUGAACAACACUCCUAUGAGAAAAGUUUGCCAAUUUAUGAACUUUUAAGUAUAGAGGAAAAACAAGUAAGGUAUAUAGUAGGUGCAUAAAAUUAUGCAUGGUGUAGAAAUGGAGUGGGUUCUCAUUCUCAUAAAACUGGAGACUAUCCAAUGAAGCAGUCUUUUGGAUGAUUCCAGACAGAUAAAAGGAAGUCCACGGUACAUAGUUAAAUUAUGGAAUGCACUCCCACAAAAUGGCCACCAAUUUGGUUAGCUUUAAAAGGGGGUUAGACUAGGGGUCGGCAAGGUUUACCUCACCUCAGCUGGUUCACUCCAGCGGAGAUCCCUCCGUGGGCCAGAUCACGCCCUCAAUUUCCGGCGUCUGCACAGACGUGAUUUCUAGUGCCGUGGAAAUGAGUCCCCAUGCUGCACUGCGCCGGUUUAGUGCAGCACACGGGGACUCACCGAGCAGGCACCUUGUGGCCCGGUUAAAUGACCCCCGUGGGCCACUUGUGGCCCAUGGACCUUAGGUUGCCAACCCCUGGGUUAGACCAACAUAACAGGUUAAGGCUUUCAAUGGCUUCUAACCAUGACUGUACAAGCUCCUGUAAUGAAGGUGUUAUGCCUUGCUGGGGAGCACAAGUGGGAGAGCUCUGUUGCACUGAUGUCAACACACACACACACACACACAGAGAGAGAGAGAGAGAGAGAGAGAGAGAUUUUCAUCUAAUCAAACUAGAGUAUUUAGUAAAAGUGAAGUAGGAGACAUGAUAGAGCUUUACAGCUAUCAUUGGAAGCAGAGCUCUCCUGUUGUUUUGGACACAAGUUAUCUACUGUUUCUUAACUGAAGACUCUAAAAUUUUCCACCACAAGUACUAUUUAAAGUGGACACAUUUGCUGUUACUAUCUUUGAAAGAGCCAUAUUCCUGAUCUGCUAAUACAUGGGCACUUCAGGCUCAUUUUAGAAGCUUGUUUGAUUUUAGCAUACAUAUAGUUAAUAUAUUUGAGCCUUUUGCAUGGGAAUCCCAGAGCCUUAUAUGGUCAGCUAACUUUGUUCUGCAGUGAACUGAAGGCACCCAUCCAAAGGGAAAAAAUUCCAAUUGUCUUUAACUAUCUAGUACCCUUUCCUUGGCCUCUUGCGGUAGUACAGUAGCUAACAGUCUAACAGUUUAAAUGUAGGCUUUUACAAAGGUAGUGGAAAUUAAUUUUGGUAGCAUUUGAUAGCUGGAUAUAUUCAGAGAGCAGAAAUAUUACUUUAGUAAAGGUUCAUAACAAGGUCUAUAGCUGCUUAGUGUAGAGAUCUGAAAACUAGCAUCACUUUGUGUGAGGACUUCUAAUUAUUUAUUUAUAUUUUAUCUUGGUGGUUCUGUGCCUGUCUGCAUAAGAAGUGGCAACUGACAGAGCAGGUAGUGAUUUUUGCAUACUUGGAGGACUUUCUAAGCAUACAGAAAUCAAAGUCAGACAGUACAGCAUGAGACUCAAUCUCAGGGUUGUGGUUUUGAGCCCCACAUUGGGCAAAAGAUUCCUGCAUUGCAGGGUGUUGGACUUGAUGAUCCUUGUGGUCCCUUCCAACUCUACAAUUCUAUGAUUCUUUGAAAUCAAACAGCUCAACACAGACUGAGCAUCACAGUGGCCUCCAGGGGGUGUGUCAGUUAAAGAAAAGGGGGAAGAGAGGGAAUUGGCUUGCUUGAGCUGCUAACAGGUUACAGUUUUGGGAGUGGGGGAAAGGUCAGAAAGAAUACAUGCCAGAAGGUUAAGUACCCUCUCUGAGCUAUUAGGGGAGGUUUCAGGAGGGAGCAACUGAUGUGCCUCACUUUUGUUUCUCAUUCUGCACAAAUUGUUCCUUCAACUGCUGUAUAGAAAAAAGUGCUCUUUAAACCAGUCACUUGGGGAAAGGUUUUAGGAGAGAUGGAAAGAGAAAAUUGAAUAUUUUUUCCCACCCUAAGACCUCCAUCAAAGUUGUCUUUUUUCUUUUUCCCUGUCUUGAAACCUCCCCACCCUGUAGGCCCUGAAUAGCAUUGCAAGGCUCUUUUUUCAGGUUAGCAGGAGCCUUGAACAGGAACAAUCCUCUUAGGGGCAAAGGAUGCAGGUCCCCACUUUGUGUUAAAGUACCAGAAUAAAAAUACAACCUACAACUUGGUGUGCAAAUACAUAUGUGUUAUGUAAUGUAUUGAGGAGUCAACCUGGAGACUUUGAUGAGCUUUUGAUGAUGGUUCACCUUUGGUUGCCUCCUGCAGCCUUCCUAAAGCCUGAUUUCUUUUUUGUUGUUGUUGAUAUUUAAUGACAAGUAACGAAACAUACCCACACAGGGAAGCCCUCUGAUUUCUUAGUGGAGUUGCCUGCAUUCAGAACAGCCUAUCCUCGUCCCCAAGGAGGUACUAGUGAUAUGGAAGCUUUGUUCAUUGGCCAGUAAUUUUCAGCUGUGUGCUGGGACACACAACUACUAGUCUAAAUUGGUGAUUGAUAAGCCCAUUAGUCAAAUGUUAUAUGUGAAUCUGAAGUACCCAUCCACAAAAUAAGUUGCUAGUGAUCGUGCUUGAUUCUGCUUUAGCUUUGCUUGCUUCUAUUCAGCCUUUGCUGUGGUUGGUAAUUGACCAUGUUCUUACUUGAGGUGUGAUUGAAUGGUCCUGUUUCUUGUAGCUGAAUGACAUAUCCUGAAAGAGGCAUGUCAUAUUGAAUCAUGGAGGGUGGGAAUGUACUGUUUUGGAGACAGAAAAGUUACUGACUUUAAAAUUUAAUCUUAUAAGAUAUAGAAGUGAAAUUUGUUUCCAGUUCAGAUUCAGAAAAAGUGUGAUCCCGCUAUGAGAACCUUAGAAUACAAUGCCCUAGGCUGUGAUUGUUGAGUGUGUUCAUCUCACUUUAGUCUAGUGCAGAAUUUCCCAAACUUGGAUCCCCAGCUGUUUUUAGACUACAGCUCUCAUCCCUAGCUAACAGGACCAGUGGUCAGGGAUUAUGGGAAUUAUAGUCCAAAAACAACUGGAGACCCAAAUUUGGGAAACCCUGGUCUAGUGUUGACUACUCAGAGUUGACUAUUUCAUGGGCAAAACCAAUUUUGGACAAGACAGUGGCAUAUGCCAUUGUUUGCUUGUUUCACUAUGAGAUUCAGGGGAGAAAGUGUUAAAGAUAUAGAAUUAUAAGGAUCAUCAUAGAAUUGGUAGUGAAAUUUCAGGGCAUUAGUUUGUUUCAAUAAGUACAGAACAACUUUCCAGAAUUUGAACUGAGAAAGAGGGCGUUUUUCUUGCAAUUGUUUUAUGACCAUCAGGACCCCAUAAUUCUAAAUCACAUCAUAGAUUGCUUAAUACUUUAGUGUGACAGCUGUCUGGUGGUGGUUGGUAUUAUAGAAAAAAAGGGGGGAGAGAAAGAAAGAUCAAAUUUUCUUUUAUAAUUGUCUUGAUUGUUUUAGGGAAAAUAUGAACAAAAAACCUUAAAUAGGACGGAUUAGAAAAAAAUGUUUUGUGCAAAACUUCAUCAGAAUUGGCUGUAUUGUAGCAAAAGGACUGCAAAAUACGGACUUCAUAAUAGCUGGCAGUUUGUGAUUGUGACACCUAUAUGUUUAGUAUAGGUAGGAUUACCCUGACUUUUAUUUACCUUUAAUGACACCAGCAAAUAGCCAAAUCAGACUAUAUAGUAUGAUGACAUCAACACGUCCAGUAGAUUGUGCCUUCCUUGGUGGGAUCAUUUGAGAAACAAUGCAGACAAAGCUAUCAUUUUUGUUCUCUGCACUCUUAUUUUGUCUUCACUUUGUAGUCACCAGUGUCUCACCAAUACAGGCACAAUUUUCUGAAGAGUUGCAUCCUGAUAACUGGAACAGUACCUUUUCUGUUGCUACAUCUACACUACCACAAUUCCUAGAAGGCAUCUGAGCUUGCUGUGUGAGUUGUUCCCAAUGGCAAGAAACUUGGAGGCAAGCUAUUUUGGUAACAAAAAGUUGCCUCCUGCUGCUUUUACCUUACCCUCACUAUCUCUGCCCAGGGAUGCACAAGCAAGGGUACCUCUUGCCCAUUAGUAACUAAGACAGCAGUUAUAUCCCUCUGUGUCUUUUCUGAAAUGCAGCGUCUUCUUUUCUUUAACUUGCUGUUUCUUCCUUGUUUCCACAGGAAGUCACACUUGCAUCAGCUUCUUUUACAAUAAGAUAGCUGCCACCAUCAUGCCCAAUAAGCACUAACUCACUGUUUCAUCACUACCUCCCAUGAUCUCUGUAAAAAAUGGCCUAUAUUCCAGACACUGGGAAUUCUAGCCUAGUCAGCUCACUUUUGGAGCUUGAGAGGAGGCUGCAGGAGAAAAUAUAAUGGGAUAACCCAAUGCAUACUUUUUUACUUGGGAGUAACAAUAUUGGAGCAGGAGCAGCUAUAUAGUGCAUUAUUGUUAAUAUACGAGAUUAUCCAGUCAACACUCCUCUUCAUAAUCUUACAUUCAGACAUUAACUGAUACAUUUCUUGAAACCAUGGAUUUGCUUUCUAUAUCCAGUUAUUAACCUGCCAUAUCACAAGAAACCACCAACCCACCCAUAGCAGGCCCCCUGUCCCUAGUAUCAAGUCCAUAACAUGAGGUUGCACCAUAAUCUCACAUUUUCCAAGGCCUCUGGUUGGUAGGCCAGGACCAUCUCACCCUGUAUCAACACAUGUUGCACUUUGCAAGGCCUCUGGUUAAUGGGUUAGUUCCACUUUUACCCAUGCCCAUAGCAUAACUGAUUUUCAUGGUAGCUAGUAGUUAUUUUUCUCUUUCCCUUCAGAACCACAUGCAUAUACCAGUCCAGUUUUAGUCUGUAGUCACAAUGUAAUGGUUUUCACCCAAGUGCUCUAUGUGGAUGCAGAUGAUGACCCCUUCAUAAAGAACAUUGAUUAUAGUCUCAUUUUUUGUGAAAUAGUGCCCCAUGUUUUCAGUUUCUAUGAGCUUUUGAGCAAAAUAGCAGUAAUGUUGGGCUGGCUAGUUUGAAGCAUGUUGAAAUUGUCAGUGAAGUGCACAUGAAUGAAAAAUGACUGUAAACACCAAGCAAUACAGGUCUCUGUUGCUGCAUAAAUUCUUGAGGGCUCGCUUUUGGGUAGAAAUGUGUAGGGUUACACUGAGUGUGUUAUAAUACAGUGAUUUUUUGAGUGUUUUCAUGUGUACAUGUGUUGAUGGUGCCCAUGAGAUUACCUUUACCUUUCUAUAUGUUUUAUAGUUCUCAGCCUAAAAUGCUUGCGCUGAGCGAGCCAUGCUGUAAAUGAGUACCUAGUCCAGUGGAGAAAGAAAAGGCAUGUGAUGUUGGCCACUUGUUUCUGUUAACCUUAAUACAGUGGUACCUUGGGUUACAUAUGCUUCAGGUUAAAGACUCCAUUAACCCAGAAAUAGUACCUCGGGUUAAGAACUUUGCUUCAGGAUGAGAACAGAAAUCAUGCUCUGGCGGCGUGGCGGCAGUAGGAGGCCCCAUUAGCUAAAGUGGUGCUUCAGGUUAAGAACAGUUUCAGGUUAAGAAUGGACCUCCGGAACGAAUUAAGUACUUAACCCGAGGUACCACUGUAAUUUGCAGGCUGUAGGUUGUGUUCUGAUGUGUCAUGGCCUUUUGCUCAGGGGUUUCAUUGGAGUCCUGAAGAUGUUUAGGAUUAGAGAGUAACAGUUCUGACAUAGAAUUGUUGGACAUAGUUUUUGCUUUCUACAAAAGCAAACCUUCAGACCCAAAAGGACAAAAACAUGUGGCAUUGUAGUGUUUGGAUUACGUGCCUUGAGUGAAGGCAUUGGAUUUUGAUCGUUUAAUGUUGUAUAGCUCCGUGUUACUGUUCGAGGUCCCUGUGUGGCUUUUCCCCUUGCACAUGGCACCCACAUGGCUCAAACAUGCCAUAGUAUGGUUUCCCAUGUUUUCUGAAUCCAGUUUGUGGCUGAGUGGUAAGCCAUAAAUAAGCCAAGGUUUGUUCUUGGUUUACUUCUGGUUUAUUGCUUGUGGUUUGUCUGAGAACAUACUCCCCCCCCCCGGGGGGGGUGAUUUGGAUGGCACAAAAAGCCAUACUAGAGCUGUGUGGGUACUGUGCUGAGUUGAGGAGGAACCCAUGUGGGGACCUACAUGGCAGGCGGGCAUAGUCACAACUAAGUCGUUAUUUGAGACAAACUGUGAUUUACAUGUGUGACUCAGGCAAUUGAAAGCUGGAUUUUAGUUAUACAUAGAAUAGAAAUCUUAAUUCCCAUAGAGGUUUCUCAAGGUAUCUAGGUACCCAAGCAUGCAUGGUUUUACAGUAUAAGCUCAAAACUGAAUUGCACCCUAAGGAAAUUGACAUAAUUUGCUGUUUGCUAUAUCUUGUGAUGUGUGUUUUCUCUUCUACAUAUUUGUUUUAGAAACUCUGCAGGGUCUGUUUUGUUCCUCACACUGUCAAAAAGUGAAGAGUAUUAGGCUAGCUUAUGGCAGAUAAGACAUACAACCUCACAGUUCUGUAUAUAUCACAAAGUAGAGACAUGCUCUCUGCAUUCUCUUCUAUCCUUCUAAGGCUGGCAGUGAGCUGGCAGAGAAGAAAUAUACCAAACAACCACGUAUAAGAAGAACAUUUUGUCAUGAAUGGAAGGAACAUGUUGCAGGUGGCUAUAGUGAACUCGAAAUGGCAAUAGAGAUUCUUAUAUUUAUGCAGAAUAAAUAAAAGAAAAUGAUGGGCUAAUUCAUGUAGCACGAAUCAUGUGAACAUGUGCUUUAUGUGGGAUAAUGGCUUAUUGCUGCCUGUUUGGUUGUGGAAUGGGCUGUUUGCGGUUAGAUCUAUUGUCAUAGAAUGACUUUUGGCCAAUUGUUAAAACCACCUUAACACUUUUUUCUUCUGUUUAUAGGCUUGCAUAGAUGAUAAUGUAGAUAUGGUGAAAUUUCUGGUGGAAAAUGGAGCCAAUAUUAAUCAACCUGAUAAUGAAGGCUGGAUACCUCUACAUGCGGCUGCUUCCUGUGGAUAUCUUGAUAUAGCAGAGUAAGGAUUUUUUCCCAAUAUUUAACAUAACUUACCUUGAUGUUUAGUAGACUUACGAUGCAACCGUUGCUAAGAAGCUGUUUAACGACAGGAUACUUUGAGCAAUGUAUUCCAUAUUUUAUGAGAUGAGAACUGGGUUCUUUAUGACAAGAAGAAAAAUGCAGUUCCCUCACUCAUAAUAAAAUUACGUUGAAAGGUGAAUUUGAAAUUUGCAGUAGUCUACAUUUGUUAAUCAUCUUGUAACAAAGCCAUAUAUCUGAACAUAUAUUCUAGAAAUGAGCACUUGAUACUUGAUUUGAAGCCUGUGUUUUUUGUUUCCCUGUGAAAUAGUCAACACUGGAGCACCAGACCUUUUGUUGAUACUUAAUUAUAUCUAGGGUUAAAGAACAAGUGCAGCAUUUAGCUAAAGUUUGUCUUUGUCUUAUCUUGGGAUGUUGAUAGAAUUUUCUGGGAAGUUUACAAAUAGGGUGGCUGUAGCUUUUAAGGAUAGCUCUCCACAAUCUUUAACCUUUCAAUUUGAUGUAUUGGGUGCCCUUAUGAGGAAGAACUCUGAGCUUGAGAAACCUAAACCUGUCCAGGCUAUACAUUGACACCUCUUGCAUUGCAUAUAGUAAUGUAGGAUCCUGUUUGUCCUUAAAAGGAAGCAGUACUAGCUGUAUUCUUUCUGACUCUGCAGUAUGUGUCAGAAUUCUGUUUGAGCUAACAUAUAAACUAGAAUGGCAUUUUAGCAGCUGUAAAUUUCAGUAAUUUUUUCAUGUGGCAGCUGAAACUACUUUUCAAGGGGUACAUGAGUAGGUAUAUUGUAUAUGGUUUUCGUAUCUCAUUUGUUCUUCCUCUGAUGUGUGGGACUGAAGUUUCAAUAGUUAUUUGCCCAUGGCAUUGCUAAGAUUUAAAGACACCUUGCCUGUUAUAGUAGAAUAAAUGUGUGUAAUUCCACUGAAUAAGCAGUACUUAUGCUGUACACACACACACAUUCAUACCCCUCCUUUAUGUAUUACACAUACGUGUCUGUAUGUGUACAUAUAUAAUCUGUUAAUAACUUAUUAUAUAUCAAUAAGAAUUAUAAUCAGGAAAUACAAACAUAUUACUACUUUUGAGUCUCUCUCUCUCUGUGUGUGUCAUAAAAAUACAUUUUUAUGUUUGCAGAACAGUUGUACAUAAAUGUUCCACUUUUCAAGUGUGAAGGUAAUAGGCAUUUCAUCCAGAGCACACCCUCCUAAACAGUCUUGUUGAAGAUGAAAGAAAUAAUUGCUUGCCAAACAAAAACUAGUAAAGAGGAUGUGACUGAGCAGGCUCAGAAUGUUGUUAAUGCUUUUUAGGGAGUGUGCUGGAGAAAGUAGGGGCACAGCAGCUGCAGACAUUCCUGGAGGUUUCUCAUUUUCUUGAUCUGGGUUCUUUCUUGGUGAUGGGAAUGAAUCAAUCUUAGUGGCCUUAAUGGAUAUCCUUUGUUGCGGGCACAACACAGGGACUGCAGGUGUUCUCUCCCACCCCUGUUCCUCUGUGGCUUUUGAUGCUAUUGUCCAUAGUAUCCUCCUGGACCAACUCUGUGAGAUAGGCAUUGGAGGCACUGUACUGCAGUAGUUUUGAUUCUGCAGUGCCAAGUUCAGAGAGUUACACUGAGAAACAGCUCAUUGGCCCCAUGGUGUUUUUGUUAUGGUGUCCCACAGGGGCACAUUUUAUUCCUAAAGUUUUUAGGGAUCUAAAUGAUACCAAAGCUUUUUAGGAUCUCUCUGAAACCAUUGAAAGCAGGCAUUAGGAGUUUAGAAGCAGGAUGCCUUCAGUAUGCUGAUCACAAUUGAACCUGCUUUCUUUUGCAUCUAAAUUGGGUGAGGCUGUAGAAGCCUUGGACCAGGGCCUGGCUGCAGUUAGUGGGCUGGAUGAAGACCAGGAUAAUGAGUUUGAAUCCUGUAGCAAAAUGUCUGUUCUGGAAGAGGUUGAGCUCUUUCUCAUGGAACAGGUUCACAGCCUGGAGAUGCACCUGAGUCCAUCUUUAUCACUUGGGGCCCAAGUGGUCUCUGCAGCUGGGAGCUCUUUCUAUAAACUUUUAUCUGAUCAGACAAGUGUGGCCAUUCUUGGGUUGGCCACUGUGAUUCAAACAUUAGUAGCCUUAAAACUAGGUCACUGCCUACAUGGGGCUUUAUUUUGAUGCAUUGCAGGGGGCUGGACAAGAUGACCCUUGGAGUCCCUUCUUGCAGUCCUGAUCUCAAACAAAUAAUUUACUCACGGUUGAAUGCCUAUCUUAGGAGUUGUAAGCAGGAAGUUUUCCUGGCUUGGCUAAGGGUUAAGACACAGGGUCCAUACUCAUCCAUACCUUUUUGGGGUAGGGUGACUCUUGCGUGGUUGUCUUGCAGCAUUCCCAGAACUGUUAAACAUCAUGUAUUGCUAGUGCGUCCACAUUUUCUUAGUGCUUGACAAAGGUUUUUGUGAACCUGGCCAUCUGAUCUAUGCUGUGUGGUCUAGCUUCAUUCUUGAAGUUAAUAAUUUUUGUUUUCUUCAUGUUUCUAAACAUAAUGGGCUAGUUAGUUUUCUUUUAAGACAGGGAUGGAGAAUCUGUGGCCCUCUAGAUGUUGUUCACAUCAUCCCUGACUAUUGGUUAUGCAGUCUGGAGCUGUUUUAAGACCUUGGUGUUGUAAGAGAUAUGCUUCACUCAUGACUAGAUUGGACAGUCAGUAGUGCCAUCUGGUAUACAGCAUGGUAUAGCUAAGAUAUCACUGUGCUAUAAAAUGCCUAUGAUUCACUCAGAUACAUUAGCUAGUCACCAAAUGGCACCUUAAACCUGGGUUGCCAUUUAUAUGAAAUUUAUAUCAUCAUCAUUAUUGCUGUAAUUAUUAAUUUCAUUUCUGUACUGCUUUAUAUUUUAAAGAAAAAAUCAGAGCAGUAUACAACACAAUAAAACAUCAAAUAAAACAAACAAGAAAAAGACAGCGACAAGAGAUCACUACAAAUCGACAAGCUGGCUGGUGUGCAACAAUAUCUUUUGAUACUGGGGAACGUGGGGGCAUGCACAGCAGCAGAAAAAGUUGCUGUAUGCCAGCCAAAUGGUGGAGAUGUCAGUCUCCAAACCUGAUGACAAGAUAUCUUCCCUUGGUUGCAAGUUGACUCGCAUCAGUCGCAAAACGUGCCUAGUGCCUGGGGGAUUUUGAACAGCGCUCCCUAGGUACCCUAAUACUGAAAGUUUGAUCUGCAUUGUGAUAGAAGUGAACAGCUGAUUUGAUUAUGAUUAUUUUUGUGACUUGCUGGACUUGGCUUGACUAUUUGUAAAAAGUUGACAACUUAUAAGACACGUGAGACUCAAGGCAAGAACUUCUAAUUGAUACUUCAAUCACAACUGAUGUUUCAUAUCCUUUGCAUUAUCGAGUUCUGCCAAACUGAAUAGUUGGUCACACUAUUUCUUUGGCUCAGAUAGACAAAACCUGCUUAGGACUAUCUUCUCCUUCUGCUGGGUUUGUAAUUAAAAUGAUAAUAGUUAUUGUUACAUCGAAGAGGUGUAGUCAGUCUCCACCUGCUUCCUAUGGUCACUCCGGCUCUCAAUGCUUUGUUUGGAUCAUGUGGGCAUAGAUCUGCCUUUCACCAGGUAAAGCUACUUUUUUGCUUAAGAUGAGAGUGAAGCUACAUGGGGAGAAAGUACCUGAAGUUGUGCUGUGUGGCCAGAAGAACAAUAUUUGCUUCUUUGUUUUGAAUCAGUAUAUGCUUGGAUAAUGGUGUCAGGUGGAGGGAGAGAGUUGCUUUGUGGCUCCUGCAAGCUACAAACCUGAAAUUGAUUUUUGAUGAUGCUUUCAAGGAGCUGGCUUUAGGCACCAGGUCUGUUGACAGACCAAGUCUGCAUUAUAAAGAUGUCUGCAAACAUGACAUGAAGGCUCAGAACAUUAGCUUUAGGUAAAGGUAAAGGGACUCCUGACCAUUAGGUCCAGUCGUGACCAACUCUGGGGUUGCGGCUCUCAUCUCGCUUUAUUGGCCGAGGGAGCUGGCGUACAGCAUCUGGGUAAUGUGGCCAGCAUGACUAAGCCACCUCUGGCAAACCAGAGCAGCGCACGGGAACGCCUUUUACCUUCCCGCCAGAGCGGUAUCUAUUUAUCUACUUACACUUUGAUGUGCUUUCGAACUGCUAGGUUGGCAGGAGCAGGGACCAAGCAACAGGAACUCAUCCAGUCGCGGGGAUUCGAACCGCCGACCUUCUGAUCGGCAAGUCCUAGGCUCUGUGGUUUAACCCACAGCGCCACCCACGUCCCUACCAUGUGGGAAUUCCUUGCUGAUGAUCACAGUGCCUGGAAACAGGCAGUCAGGUCAUGCAUCCAUAGCAGUGAAAAGAGGAGGAAUGACUGCUGGGAGGAGCGCGGAGAGAAUAAACGUCAUGCAUCUGCAGCAGCACAACUGGAUGCCUUCAUCUGUCCCAGCUUCAAUAAAAGAUGUCUCUCCCGUAUUGGUCUCUACAGCCACAGUUGAUGCUGUAACUCUCCAAUGGUUUGACUUUACCCCAAUGGUGCCACUUCCAUUGUCUCCCAAGACAGAUGGAUGCCAACAGCAACUUAAUACUUCAGUUUUUAAUAAAUACAUCUGCGGGGUGGGGGUAGUUAAAAUUAGCAAGGGAAAAAAGCAAUCAAAGAUUAUUUAACUACAGAUUUAUUUAACCCACUUACUAAAGUCAAGUGUAAGAGGCUAAAAAGGUAAAGGUAAAGGACCCCUGACAAUUAAGUUCAGUCGCGAACGACUAAAUCAGACUGUAUUUAUCCAUCUAGCCCUACUUUGACUCUUAGGCAGAGAUUCUAUCACCUGUUACCUGAUUCUUUCAAUCUGACAUGCCAGAUCUUCUCUGUGUAGGAUCCUCUCCAUGCAGACCAUGUGUUCUCCUUUUCAUAUAAGUAAACAUACAUAGCAUUGCACUCUUAAAGUUAAAAUAAACAAUUUAAUGUUUUAAUUGACCUUCAUAAGUUCUAAUACAUAAUUUCAUUCACAUUGAAACUGCUUUGAAAGUGUAUAUAAUGUUGACAGUUAGUAUGACUAGACGGCACAGUUGACUGUUAGAAACUUUAUUUGUAAGUCCAUGGGAAGAGACCAUUUUGUUCAGUUCUGCAUACUUUACUUCCCUUAAAUUCUGGGGUUGUGCUGCUUCUGGAGCAGUUCUAGAGGUAACUCGGAGAAUAACCAUGUAGGUUUUUAAGUUAAGAAGGGCAAUUCUAGGAAUCUCUAGUCCCACUGCAGGCAACUUACUGUUUUGUUUUUGAAAGGUUGGAGAGAGGAAUGUGGACUUUGAAACCUCAUUCUUAUCUAGAAGAUGUAAUUAUUUGGGGAUACUCUUGUUCUUUGGAAGGAAAUUAGUGAUCUUUGCAUCUACUGGAACCAUCCUGUUUUCACCUUUUCAAAUUAUGCUGAGGUUUCCCUUUUAUAUUGUUUUAUGCCUGUUGCUUUAGAAGCCCUUGACAGAAAGAUUGCAGGAAAAGGCCUGGUUUUUCCCCCCCUAAAGGAGGGUUUUGGUUUUUGUUUUAAACUAACUUCUGUGUGUCUGCUUCUUACCCUGAUCUUGGGAAUACAAUCCAUACUGUUGGAGUAGCAGUUUGACUCAAUGAAGACAGUUCAUAGAGAAAAGCUCAGUUUGCUGUUCUGCUUAGAUGACGUGCAAACCAAUUAGAUUUGUAGUUUAUUUAGUGGGGAAUGGAGCAGAAAUUCUCAGCUUCAGACAGGUUUUCCCCUUGCUUUGGUAUAGUAUAACUACAGUGGUACCUCUGGUUACGAACACUUCUGGUUACGAACGCUUCAGGUUAUGAGCUCCGCUAACUCGGAAGUAGCUGCUCCUGGUUUGCCCCAGGAUGCAAACAGAAAUCACGUGCUAGAGGUGCAUGCACAGCAGGAGGUCCCAUUAGCAAAAGCGCACCUCAGGAUAAGAAUGGUUUCAGCUUAAGAACAGACCUCUGGAACAAAUUAAGUUCGUAACCAGAGGUACCACUGUACUUACUUUGGUCUUGUUCUGUCUUUUAUGGGAUGUUUUUUCUCCUGUAGGUAAAAUUAAGAAAGUAACUAGCCUUGUGUCAUAUUCUGUUUGUGCUUUCCUUCAUAGUUCUAUUUCCAAUUUGGUAUUCAGCUCAUGAAAGGAGGUAUGACAUUCCUGAAACAGAUGUUAUUUAGUGCUGUAUUUGCUUUGCAUACAUAUGAAUUGAGAAACCAUACUUUUUCUAAUGUUGAAAAACAGCUUGUAUUGGAUAUGUGCUGAACAGAUAUUCUAGGCCUCAGUUUCUGGUGCUGCUGAUGUUAGUGACCUGAUGGGGCAGACUAUCAUAGAUACUCCAUGAUUAAGUAUUGGCUGGGAAACAAAAGUCUAGGGGAUUGGCAGCCAUAGUUUGUUAUGGUAGUGGUGAUGACAGUCUGACCAUCAUUCAUUGUUUUAAUAGUCACUUCCUUCUCCUGUACUUUGCUUUUUAAUUCAGUGGCUUCUUAAGGUCAAUAAAAAAUGCACACUAUCAAUGGAUUAAUUUGCUUGUGUCUCAGAUGUUAAAUAGGUUGAAAUGAGCAUAACAUCUAAGAACAUAUUUUGAGAUGCCUCCCACACUGAAUAUUUUUUGACUAGGAUGACACUAUAGAAUACUGGAUCACUCAAGGUAUUCAUAAGAUUGCAUUUUCUGGUUAUUGUUUUUACCUUGUUACUCAUUUAAUAUUAGGAAAUCACUGUGGUUCUUAAGACUAUGUUCAUGGAAGACAAACUUACUCGGCUACGAGUAAUCUCCAUAGAUGAUGAUAGUUUAGCUUUGUACAGUAUGCUUUUCUUUGAAAAGAAUGGAUUUAAAUACAUAAAGAUAUGACUUCUACUUCUAGCAUUCCCUAUUCCAAUUUUUAUUCUCUCUUAUUUUAAAGCCUGUGUUAAGUUUAACAGUUACUGCAACAAUUUGUUGCUGCUCCUACUUGCAUUUCCUUAGUGCACACCAAUGUAACAAUGAUUUAAACUGUUUUUAAGAGAACCAUCUGCUGAACUUUAUCAGCAUACAAGUGAGGCAUUUUGGCUUUCUAUGCACGAAGUCAGCAAUCUUAGGCAUACAUAUUGGAAAUAAGACCUACUGAACAAAAUGGGACUUCUGACUAGUGAUGUUAAAUUCUUAAGAAUAUUUUUUUGGAGAAUGUUCUCGAUUAAUGAGAAUAUUAGAGAAUUUUCAUUUAAAAUAGGAGAAUAAUCAUUUUAAUGCGUUGAAAAUGAUAUAAUUAGUUAAUAUACAUGUUUAUUCAUGGGUAAACCUGUUCAGAUAGUAACAAAAAACUGUACAGAUACUUUAAUUCAAUGGGGCAAUGCAGUGAAUUCAUACCAGUCUUUGAUUUUUUGCACCAAACUUGAAAUUGAAAAUUCAGUGUGAAUGACUCACGUUAAUCACUAAGCCUGUUACCAUCAAUUUGAAUUCCAAUUAUGUUGUGUAUGUAUGAAAUGUAGCUUUUAAAGUAAAAGGAAUACAAAAAAGACUCAGGUCUGCUACAAGAGUACAUUCUUUAGUAAGCAUAUCUACAUGGUACAGUAUUUUCAGUGCAACACUAAUAAAAUUUAUAUGUUUAAAAUAAAUGCUAUUUUUUCCAGAAAAUAAAACACAAAUAAUCAGUAAUGACAAGUUAUAUAACAUCAGAAAUGCAAAUUACUAUCUGCUUAGACAAGUAAGAAAACACACAACAUAUUUAAAUUAUAACUGAUAAAUUGUCACAAGAAAUAAAUUUAUUUUAAAAAUAGGCUUUAAUUAAAGGUAAAGGGACCCCUGACCGUUAGGUCCAGUCGCGAACGACUCUGGGGUUGCUGCUCUCAUCUCGCUUUACUGGCCGAGAGAGCCAGCGUACAGCUUCCGGGUCAUGUGGCCUGCAUGACUAAGCUGCUUCUGGCGAACCAGAGCAGCGCACGGAAACGCUGUUUACCUUCCCGCCGGAGGUAAUUUAUCUGAUUGCACUUUGAUGUGCUUUUGAACUGUGAGUUGGGCAGGAGCUGGGACCGAGCAACGGGAGCUCACCCCGUCGCGGGUAUUCGAACUGCCGACCUUCUGAUCGGCAAACCCUAGGUUCUUUGGUUUAGACCACAGCGCCACCUGCGUCCUAGGCUUUAAGUAACAAGUCUCAAAUGAUUAUAAAUUUAUAUUGACUCCUCAAACAUCUUAAGAGGAUAAGUCACCAUCUUCGUCUCCAUGAUGUCAAUCUCUGGUAAAUGGCACCUUGUACCAUUGAAUGGCACUGCAAAAACCAGUUACUGGCAUUAAAUAAAAAUAUUGAAAUGUCAACUGUUUAAAUCAAGGUCACCUCACUUGCCGUUACACAUAAUUGUAUAGGUCUAGGUACUUUAAGUGUAUAAAGCAUUAUAGCUACCGUAUUUUUCGCUCUAUAGGACACACUUUUUCCCCUUCAAAAAUGAAGGGGAAAUGUGUUUGCGUCCUAUGGAGCGAAGACGCCAUAGCCCCGCGACCCUCUCCCGGCUGGAGAGGUGACGCGUAGCUAUGGCAGGAGCCUCUAUAGCCGCGCGUCACCUCUCCAGCCGGGAGAGAACGCGUGGGGCUAAAGAAGCCCCCCGCGACCCUCUCCCGGCUGGAGAGGUGACGCGCAGCUAUGGCAGGAGCCUCUAUAGCCGUGCGUCACCUCUCCAGCCGGGAUAGCGCACGCGGGGCUAAAGAAGCCCCCCCGCGACCCUCUCCCGGCUGGAGGGGUGACGCGCGGUUAUGGCAGGAGCCUCUCCACUGCGCCUUUCUGCUGCUCCCUGACCUCCUCUUUGGGGCUGGUGGUGGGCUUCCCCCCGCCAGCCCCAAAGAGCAGGUUGAAAGGAACUUGAAGCCUGGAGAGCGAGAGAGGUCCGUGCGCACCGACCCCUCUCGCUCUCUAGGCUUCCAAGGUAGCCGCCUGCACGCACCUUAAACGGCACCUUGUUUUAGAGCGGGAAAACAAGAGGGGGGAAAUUCUCCCCCUCUCUGCGCAGCGCCUCCUGCCGCUUCCCUGAAGGGGCGCUGGGCAGAGAGGGGGAGAAUUUUUUUUUCUUGUUCUCCCCCCUCUAAAAAAAGGUGCGUCCUAUUGUCCGGUGCGUCCUAUGGUGCGAAAAAUACGGUAUUUUCUGUAUGGCCAAGGGUAUAGAAUUGCUAGGAAUAAGGUCACACCAAAAAAGAAAAAAAGCCUAUUACAUAUAGUUGAAAUAUAUAUGAAUUCAGAUGUUCAUCAGAUUAAAUGAAUGGCAUUUUUAAAACAAAACAAAAAAUGUUUUCUGUAGUUCACAUUUCAGAAGUGCCAAUGGUGCCCAGUAAUGUAACUUGAUCAAAAAAAUCAUUAUUUAUUACUUACACUGGCAAUAUCACAGAUUGACUUAUUAUUUACUAGAUUUUUUAAAUGUGGAUUAUAAAACUGGUUCUUAAAUUAGAAUUUACAGUUUGUGGAGAAUAUUCUGCGGAGAAUUUAGAAGGCACAGGGCCUUCUUGGUAGGAGCGCCCUCCCUUCAGAUGUUAAGGAAAUAAACAACUAUCUGACUUUUGGAAGACAUCUGUUUAGGGAAGUUUUUAAUUUUUUUUAUUGUGUUUUUACUAUUCUGCUGGGAACCACCCAGAGUGGCUGAGGAAACCCAGCCAGAUGGGUGUGGUAUAAAUAAAAUUAUUAUUAUUAUUAUUAUUAUUAUUAUUAUUAUCAGCUCAAAAGUCAUACCUCAUGGAAGUAGCCACUCCCUCCUGCUUGUUUUUAUCACCAAUGUCUAUAAUUCAUAGGUAUUGCCUCAGAACAUGAAUUUUCUAUAGAUUACUUAAAAUUAACAAGCUUCUGAUAGACUUUAUAUUCCAUUUAUAUGUCUAAACCAGGGUGAGCCAAUGUGGUGUCUUCUAGACAUUUUGGAUUAAAAUUCCCAAUGUCCCUUAGCAUUGAUUGUGCUGACUGGGAGUGAUGGGAAUUGCAGUCCAUAGCAUCUGGAAGGCUUCCCCUUGUCUAAGCUUAUUAAAUGCUGUCUCAGACUCUUGAUGUAUUUCAUGACCUGCCAUCUUAACAUGAAGCUGACAGAAGAGAUGCUGAGAGAAACAAGAUGAAAUCAGUUAUGAUAAUCUGUGAAGACUUUUAGGAUCAGUCAUAACAGAAACCUUUUAUUCAUAUCACAGUGAAUUUUUUAAAAUUGUCAUGAGGACUUUAGUCUCCACAAUGUUUAUAAUUUAUCAACUUAGGUUAUUUUAUGUAGAUGACGAAGCCUCAGUUUAAAGAUAGUAAAUAAUUUUUGUAGUACUUCCAGUUCUGAUACUAUUCUGGAAACAGAAUAGCCUCAACUUUAAAUAGUAUUCUAAAUGUGGAUACACCACAGGUUCCUAUAAUGACAGACUUUUAAAUACCAUAUUUUUUGCUGUAUAAGAUGCACUUUCCCCCUCCUAAAAAGUAAGGGGAAAUGUGUGUGCGUCUUAUGGAGCGAAUGCAGGCUGCGCAGCUUUCGCUGAAGCCAGGAGAGCAAGAGGGAUUGGUGUGCACUGACCCCUCUUGUUCUCCUGGCUUGGCUUUGCUGGAGAGCCGCUGUGUAGCAUUCCUUCUCUGCGCAGCGCCCCUUCAGCAAAGCGGGAGGAGAAAUGGAAGGGGCUCUGCUUCUCCUGCCGCUUCACUGAAGGGGCGCUGCGCAGGGAGGGAGAGAACUUUUUUUUUCUUGUUCUCCUCUAGAACUAGGUGCGUCUUAUGGAGUGAAUAAUACGGUAACCUAGAUGUCUGCAGUGACUAUGGAUUACCUCCAGGAAGAUUUUACAAAAGUUGCUAUUUUCUUUUAUAUACAUAGACAGGGAAUCAAGUUGAUUCGUUCCAGUAAUUGUGUUCUCCAAGGAAUUUUUUCAAUUUCUUAAGUUCAUUAGUAACAACGAAAGGAUGCCAAUGGCAAAACCAAUAUUAGGGCAGAUCUUUUAUUAUUAGAUUUAACUUUAAUAUACCAAACUGAGUACUUACUAUUUUAAUAUAUUCAAAGUUUAAUUUAGUAUAGUCAGCAAAAUAAAAAUAAAAAUCAUAGAUCUUAUAGUUAGAAAGGCCCUGAGAUGACAUUACAGGGGGAAUGUUUUGCCUAAUAGUUAUUUUAGUCUACAUACUCCUGUUGUGUUUAACUUCUGACAUAGGUGAUGUGCUGAUGUUUCAAGGAACUUUGAGAAAUGUCAUGUAUAGCUUUCUCCUGGAGAGGAAAGAUUACUUUAAAUGUAUAAUCCCUUAAGGUUAACUUCUUGAAGUGGUGCUUAUCUGAUCUUUAAGCAAAGGCAUCUAAGGCAGGGUUGACUAAUCCCUCCCCCCAGGGCCACAGUGAUGGUCUCCCACCUGACUGGUGACCACAUGCCCAUGGUGGGUGUGGCUAGUGUUUGCUGUCUGGUCUUUGACUGCAAUAAAGAUUGAUUGGUGUGGCAUAUAAGCACAUAUGUGCCUGCCACACACACAUUUAGCACACACAAUGUCUGCUAACCAGACAUGCCGCCAGACAGCCCUCCCUUCCACCCCCUCCGUCACCAUUCAAGUUCUUCCCACUCCAACACUCAAGGAUCUGUUCAAAGUUUAAAAGGCAAUGUUCAUAAAAGAGCGGACAGGGAGAUUCAUCUCCAAGCUCAGUGCUUUGGUGCUUAGCGCUAAGAUCAGGGAUAAAAGAUCCCUCUUACUACUCUUUAGAGAGGAUCUUGAAACAGGAUACAGAUUCAUUUUACUGUCUGGAUAAAUUGGGGUUAAUGCAGCACCUUUUGCAUUCUUUUUUUGUGUUGUAAUAGAUGGUUUGACUAUUUACUGUACCACAACCCCCAUCUUUCAAGUGAAAAACUAUUAUUCCCCCAGACACUUGCAUGUUUGUCUGUCUGUAUACAUUUGUAUUUCCUUGAAAAAAAAAUAAAAAAAUAAAAUUGAUGCGUGAAUAAGUGUUGAUCCCACAUCACACAUUUGUCAACAUGUGAGGGGGUCAUAUCAGCCCCCCUGUAUGUGGCUCAGUAAUGGCAUCUUUGUUUCUAAGGUGAGUUGGGCUGUAGGUAUAAGAAAGAAAUUGUAUCAUUCACUUAUAGAUUCAUUUGGGAGGAUAUAGCUGCCAUUUGAAAAUUUUGGCAGAGUGCCAUUGCUCACUUGCUUACCUUCAUUCUGCUUACACAUAUGUAUGUGUUCUGCUUACUCAGUUUUGCAGCAUCACAGAAAUAAUUCAUUGUAGGUUGUUCUCUACUCUUAUAGUUCUGAAGUUGGCAUGAGCAGUGUAAGUAAUUCUAAUGCCAUGAAACUGAGCAAACAAAACUGCAUACAACUUCAACAAAUUACAGGCUAAUUACUAAAGAGCUGCUUUUGCUGUGAAGAGGUGUGUUCCAAACUAGUUGUCUCUGCUUUGAAGGCAAUUUUCUACUGCUGACACGGCUUUUUUAUUUCUCUCUUUACCCCAUCCCCCUUCAGUGUCUAGUUUGUUAUCCAUCACAUGAUCGCAUAUCUUUUCUUCCAUCUGGCCCAAGAAGACAUUUUUACAUUACACUGUGAUGCCAUAUCUCUUUGCAGCACUUGAUUUUGGUCUAAGUUUUUAUUGUUGAGAAGGGUAUAUAGCACUUGAUUUGCAUUCAGAGGGUACCAGAUUCAAUUCUUGGCAUGUCCUGUUAAAAGGUCUUUGGGCAGCAAGAGGUAAAUCACUUAAUCUUAUGAAAUUCUCUUAAUAUAUAAAAUGCAUUUUAAAAACAGUAAAGCAGCAGCAUAAAAGCAUAUAAAAACAAAUGGGAAGGAGAUUCAAAUACAUAAAACAGGUUCUGUUCUUUUGGGUUGGAGGAAGCCUAAACAAAUAAGUCUUUACAAGAUAGCUGAAACUACUGGUGGUUGUUGCCUCAUGUAUAGCAGAAUGAAGGGCAUUCCAUAAUACGGGGCAGCAGCAGAAAAUGCCAAGUAGGUCAACUCAAGUACAGUGGUACCUCAGUUUAUGAACUUAAUCCGUUCCGGAAGUCCGUUCUUAAACCAAAACCAUUCUUAAACUGAGGCACACUUUCUCCAAUGAGGCCUCCUGCCACCAGUGCCCUUCCAUAAUUCGGAUUCUGCUCUUAGACUGAGGUAAAGUUCUCAAACCAAGACACUAUUUCCGGUUUUGCAGAGUUUGUAAACCAAAUCGUUCUUAAACCGGACUGUUCUUAAAUCGAGGUACCACUGUCAUAUAUCCAGUUGAAAUAAUUCAAAAAUUGAUGUGGAGCUUAUUGUUAGAAACUAAGCACUUUGGACAGCUGUUGUUUUUUAAAGAAAAUAUUAAGAACUUGUAUGAUUGACAGCAUGUUAGGAAAAAUAAUUUGAAAAUUAUUUUUCAAAAAUGUAAGGAAGGUGGUUCUAUCAGAGACCAUCCCUUUAGUGUGUGUGAGGCUUUGGUUUAUAGUUACGUAGCUUGUUCACUGAAAUGUAUUUAGUACUUGUAUCAAAAGGUGUGCUUUCGUAUUAACAACAAGCUAUUUCUUCUGUUUCAGAUAUUUAAUUAGUCAAGGAGCACAUGUAGGAGCUGUAAAUAGUGAAGGGGACACUCCAUUAGAUAUUGCUGAAGAAGAGGCAAUGGAAGAGUUGCUUCAAAAUGAAGUGAAUCGGCAAGGUAAUUUUAAAGGUUUACUACAUAAAAAAAUUAAAACAUAAAAAGAAUCUGUAUUAAAACCAAAAUGUUGCAUCAGAUUGACCAUAUGCAAUUAAAAAAUGCCAUAUAACUAUAAUUAAUUCUGAAUACAAAUUUAAGAGCCCCUGGUUACAUAAGAAAAUACACUGUAGAAAUAGGAAGAAUUAUGUCUCUGGAAAAUUGAAUGGAACUUUCAAUAAAAUAUGUGUUAACAAUUCAUUUUUAUAGGGCUUGCCAUUUAUUUAAGUGUGCUGAUUAGGUUUGAGUUUACAUCUGAAAAAGAACUGAAUCUAACAACAAUGUGUUUUCCAAAAUGAGCAUGAUAGAUACACCCAUUGUCUUUUAAAAGACUUUUGCAUAUGAUGAGCCUUUCAGUUGUUUUAGUGACCAGAUUGAAGCCAGUUUAUGUUAUGUUUAUCUCAGUCUUGCAGUUUGCCAUAUGUGGAUGCCUUUGUGAAAAAAAUAUCCUGCCAGACUAAUAAAACACUGUGUGCCUCAAUUGCUGGUGUUCAUAUCUGUGAAUCAGUAUGAUCAAGCACCACAACAGGCUUCAGUGGAAACUACAGGUGUAUGGGAGAAUAUUCAUGAAUAUCAGUGUUAGUGAAGAAAUAGCAUUAUCUGUGCAUUUUAAGAUGCAAGUAACAAAGUGAAAGUAGAAUGAACUGUGUCUCCGUUGUUGCUACAAUCUUAAGCAGAAGAAGUACAGUAUAAAUCUUCAUUAUGGACAUUGAAGGGAUUCCUGAGCUGAAUUCUUGUCUGAGCAGCACUUUUUAUACGCAUUCUUCCCAGAUUAUAAAUAUGGCACUAUGCUUGUUGGCUAUGUUUUUUCUCCCCUAAAGUGAUUACAAUUACAUGUUUGUUUGAUAUUAAUUCAUGGAGAAAGCAGGAAGGAUCAUAGGUUCUUAAAGAUGUACUAUAUGGAUAUGUGACCCUAGGGCCUUUCUUAUUGUGUCCAAAGUUAUAACUGAGUAAGAUUGCUCAAGAAAUCUAAAAAUGUCAUUUGAUGAAAUUUCUACUGCAUUAUUAAAAAUGCAGCUUCUUAAUGAGCUGAAAGGGGAAUUGAAAUUUCGAGGAGAACCCAGCAAGGUAGCAGAGAGCAUGCUUUGAAUGCAGAAUGUUCCACAUUCAACUUGUGGCUUUUCCAGGUAAGGCUGUGAAAGUGGUAGAGUGCAGAGAUGGCUCAAACUUAGUUUGCCGGUAGAGAAACCAAGAUGUUGGGGCAUUUAUUUAAGAAGUGGGAAAGGAAAGGUUUUGUAUAGGACUCUAAUAGAACAGUCCUGCAAAUAUUUUCCCUAAAAUCCAACUUCAUUCAGUUCCACUUUAUAGCCGAAGCUUUUUUUUUUUUUAAAUCUGAUUAUUGACAUCUUUCUAUUUCUUCAUUGUCAAAUUUUAAGUCAUAUGUUCUAGUGUGCUUUUUAUCUAGAUGGGAAACUUUCUGUAAGUUUCUGUCAGGUGUGAGUCAGACUAAUAAGAGAACUGUUCUUAGGGGCAAUGUUUUACUUUGGGAAGGCAAUUUUAGCUCAGCCUCUUGUUUCAACUGAGGCAGUGACUUCAGUGAAUGGGUGGCUGGGUGGGAGCAGGGUAGGAUAUUUAGUAGAGCUGUGGACUUGCAGAAAGAACUGGAACUUCUCAACCCUUCCCAUCUUAUCAAACCUGAUUGACAUUUAGCUAGUAUGUAAUCAGCAAUAAUUGAAAGAACAUCUUCAGGCUCCAGCAAGGCAUCUUUGAGUACUGUAAUGCUGAAAUGCAAGAAGAUUAUCAGAAUACAUUUUCAACUAGGCUGAUAAAAUAGUCAGAACAUUUGCUGCUUAACAUGCAAGUGUGGCUCCAGUGCAACAAAAUGCAGACAAUGUUUUUCAGUAGUUAAUUCAUUGGGGGGGAAAGUCAUGUGUAGUAUUUCAGAUUGCCUACUGCUGUUCUAAAUCAGAAUCCUUCGUUGUGUAAAAUAUAUCAUGAAAGGACUGUUCAGAGGGCUUUUGUCUUUCACGUUUGAUAAAAUAAAGGAAAAUAUUUCUUUUGUGCCAAUACUAGUUUAAAGCUUUAAAGUAUAAAGCUUAAAGCUUUCUGCAAGCUUUCUAAGAUUCAUGUCUGAAGCAAACAUACUUAUUAAAUAUUUGCUUUGUUGUUGUUGUUGUUGUUGUUGUUGUUUAGUCAUUUAUUCUAGGCUAGAUACAAAACUAUAGUAAUGUAAGGUUGCAUGUCUUGUGUAAGGUCCCAUGUCUUAUCUAAUGUCUAGUAAAGGUGGCGCUCUAGUCUAAACCAAACUUAUUGAGCUUGCUGAUCGUAAGGUUGGCAGUUUGAAUCCGCAUGACGGGGUGAGCUCCUGUUGCUUUGUCCCAGCUCCUGACAACCUAGCAGUUCAAAAGCAUACAAGCACAAGUAGAUAAAUAGGUACUGCUGUGGCGGGAAGGUAGAUGGUGUUCCCGUGAGGUCUGGCUCACCCCAUAGUCGAAUGUGACUGGACUUAACCGUCUAUGAGUCCUUUACCUUUACCUUACCUAAUUUGUAGUCUUAGUGAUUGCUUUAAGGAUGAAGACAAUUCAGAUCUUAAAGAGAACAGAAUUAAUUAAUUAUAGUUCAUUUUUAAAAAUAGGCAUCAUAAUGUUAUCAGCCACUUGCCUAUACAAUAUUUUGGCUAUGGUUGUAUAAAAUCUUAAUGUCAGAGUGAAUCUUGUGACUUGAAUUCUAAGAUAAGUUGACUUAACGAAGUUAAUGGAAUUAAAAUUCCCACCCAAAUGGUUCAGCACCCCUCUCUGGAGAGGCUUUUGUGGGGAGGUGCAGUUGGCUGCAUAGGUGAAGAGACAGUAAGCUUUCCUGGCAUAAACUUAAUUGUUUUAGCCUAUCCUAGGAGUCAAACCUAUAUAUUUAAUCAUUUUUUCAGUGGAAUAAGGUGAUCAAAUAUUAGGUAAUCUUUAGUUCUGAUCUUUUCGCCCUUGAAGAUAAUAUUACUACUCAAAUCUUUAUUGCUAGUCAGCUGUUGGUAGCUUCUGAAUAAUUAUUAUGAGUAGAAAUAUGUCCUUCUGAUUUGAAAGUGGGAGAAUUGACUUGACAUGUUUUGAUAAAUCAUUCAGGUCUGUGUUGAGAAGACACAUAGAUAAUUGAGCAGAGAGCUUCUAGUGCCAAUCUAGAAGAGCAGGUUUAAGAAUUCUAUGCAUGCUCUCUGGACCACCAAGGGAGGCAAAAUGAAAUCUUCUGUAAUCAAGACAGGGAUGGGAAGUGAGGUACACCUUUAGAUUUCUAUAGUUGGUUCAGAUGUUUGUGUUUGUACACAUUUUGCUUUUAUAACGCUGCUGGUCAGCAAGUGUGCAAGAGUUAAUAAAUGGAUGUCCCUGCACUUUUGUUUAUGAGUUCUGGGCUGAGACUGUUCUUCAGGUUGUAAUAUGUAAUAUGCCCUAUGUUUAAUAUAUGCACUGUUAAAUCCAGGAAAUUUAAGUAACAGAGUACAGUGGUACCUAGGUUCUCAGACGUAAUCUGUUCUGGAAGACCAUUAAAUGCUUCCAUUUUUGAACAUGCCUCGGAAGUUGAACAGCUUCUGUUGCGUGUUUUUCAAUUUUCUCCACUGAACUUGCAGCCAGCUCUUUGCACCUUGGUUUUCAAACGUUUCGGAAGUCAAAUGGUCUUCCAGAACAGAUUACGUCUGAGAACCUAGGUACCACUGUACUCUGUUACUUAAAUUUCCAGGUUUUCGAUAUUCAGCUUCUGAAAUGUUUGGCUUCCGAGGCACUCAAAAACCGAGGUACCUCUGUACAUGCAUGUGGCAUUAACAAUAGCACAUAUAGCAUUUACUGUUGAAGCUAUUAAAAGCAUCUUACGAAAUAAAUAGUUGCUGAUUGUUCUUGGGGAAAUAACUGCCAAAUCCCUUCUCCCAGUGACCUGCCUUAAUACGUGCAUCUGUUUUAAGUGAAACAUUUUGAUUCACUGUGGGUGGGUUUUUCUGCAGACUAUCUACAAAUAUCAAGUUCAUUAAGAUUAAACAUCGUUGUAAAAGUAGAAAGAAAGAAAGAAAAGGGUUCCUAGUGGGUCCCUUUUUCUAUAAGAGCAUUGAAUAUGUAUCUAAAUAUAAAUAGUAUAGCAAUACAGUGGUACCUUGGGUUACAUACGCUUCAGGUUAUAUACGCUUCAGGUUACAGACUCCGCUAACCUAGAAAUAGUACCUCGGGUUAAGAACUUUGCUUCAGGAUGAGAACAGAAAUUGUGCUCCGGCGGCGCGGCAGCAGCAAGAGGCCCCAUUAGCGAAAGUGGUGCUUCAGGUUACGAACAGUUUCAGGUUAAGUACGGGCCUCCAGAACGAAUUAAGUACUUAACCCGAGGUACCACUGUAGUUCUGAUCCUUGACAGACAGAGCAGCUAUGUCUGUCUAUACUAUACUGCGAGCACUCCAAUUGGAGAGUAGCCUUUACCAUGGACUUUGAAGAAGCACAAUCUGGAUGAAAGGGAGAAACGAGCUAAGAGGAAGACACAUUUGGCAAAUCCUCACCAUGAUCAACUCCCGCCCGAAAACCUAUGUUCCCACUGUGCAAGGGCGUGUGGAUCCAGAAUUGGCCUCCACAGUCACUUACAGACACACCGAUAAGACCGUGUUCAUGGAGGACGAUCUUACACGGCUACGAAUGAUCACCAAAGAAAGAAGGACUUAUUUUUAUUUAUUUAAAAAUAUUUGUAUACCACUGUAUCAGAAAUGUACAGCCAAACUAUAAAAUAAUAAAAAGUUAAAAGCAAGUUUAAAGCAAAAAGAAAAUCAAAACAAAUAUCAAUACACCACUGUGUGUGGGUGUGUAAUAUUGAUUCCCUGGGAGGCCUGGUAGAAUAGAAUGCAGUGGUCUACACAGUGAAUAGCAACCUCAAGGUAUAGUCACCUCAAGGCAUGGUAACACAUGCCUUCUUGGAGAUUGGUUACACUCCCUUCUUGGAGGUUGGUCACUUAUUAUGCCAUUUCUGCAGAUAACCAUAUAAUAAAAUAAACAAAUAAAAAUAAGAUCUCUGAAAUGCAAAGAUGAGGACCUUUUAAAGGAAAUGUCAGCACUUAUAUGAUCAUAGAUAUAAAAUAGAAUUAGUAGGCUUGUGGGAUGCAUUUAAACUUACAGAGGCUAUUAAUACUAAGCACUGCAGGACCUCGAUGGGGUCUUUAGAGACAAAAUUGUGUUAGUGUUGUUUGGACCUCAAAAUAGCCAGAUGAAAGGUUUUACUGUAGCUAUGGUUGCCCAUAAAACAUGUUAAAAGAUCGAGAAUGCUGUGGUACAUUGAGCAUGAGUUAGUUCAUUGGAAUGAACUUUUGUAGGCAACAGCCAUCUUGGUUAUAUUCAUGAAGCAGAAUGAAAAGGCAAUAUGUAUAUAUGCACAUUGCCUGAAAACCAAGUUUUAAAAAUCCUCUUUGGGCAAUAUACAUAGAAGCCGUGUUGGAGUGUAGGGUCCAAAAGAAAGAAAGAAAGAAAGAAAAGGGUCAUGCACAAGUAAUAGGAUGUGUGCUGGAAUAGCCACAGGUACAGCUUUGCAUGUAAUUGUAUUUCAGUCGUAGAAGAGGUUUAACUUGUUUCAUUUGUGUCAGCAACACAGCCAUGCACAAGGCAUCAUUUGCUUUGCUUCUGUACCUGUGCUUCUUGCUGCAAGCUGCUCCCAUUGGAAGAGAGUAAAUCUCUUCAGUAGGAAAGAUACAGGAAAUGCUUCACAUUCCUUUCUUCUGAUUGCUUAGCAACAGUGAUUUAACUGAGUAAUUGCCAUUGGCAACAGCAGCAUCUGCCCUAAUAAGCCUUGGAGCCUUGCCUCCAUAUAUAUAUAUAUAUAUAUAUAUAGUAAAGGGACCCCUGAUCAGUCGCGGACGACUCUAGGGUAGUGGUGCUCAUCUCGCUUUAUUGGCUGAGGGGAGUCGGCGUACAGCUUCCAGGUCAUGUGGCCAGCAUGACUAAGCCGCUUCUGGUGAACCAGAGCAGCGCACAGAAACACCGUUUACCUUCCCGCUAGAGCGGUACCUAUUUAUCUACUUGCACUUCGUGCUUUCGAACUGCUAGGUUGGCAGGAGCAGGGACCGAACAACGGGAGCUCACCCUGUAGCGGGGAUUCGAAUCGCCAGCCUUCUUCACCCAACGAUUACUUUUAGGUGUAGUUCAGAGAUUUUUGAGCUAGUUCAUUCCAAGCACUGGAUGUGGUCACUACUAGUUGGCUGGUAAUGAAGCUAUCUGAGUGACAAGAGUCUGUCAAAAACAGUAGCGAGUACAGCAACUCUGCAUCAUUUUGUGUGUGUGCAUGUGCGCUUGCAUACAGACUGUUGUGUUGAUAUGGGACAGAAUGUUAAUGGCAACAUACUGGAAUUUCACCUGUGUGUUGGAAUCUUUGGAUGAAGUCACCCAGCCACUUUAUAUGGAUGUCUAAAAGGAUGCAGUGGUGGCAGCACUGAUGAGGUUGAGCAGAAGUUCCACAAUGCUGCCUUCUGGAAUUGACUUUACAAAUAGAAGCAAUGCCUCCUAGUCACAGAGUCUAUCCAGAAAGAUUCCUUGGUUGAUGGUAUCAAAAGCUGCCAAAAGAUCGAAGAGAAUGAUCAAAGCCCCAUUUGUGUCUCUUGACAGAGGUCAUGCAUCAGGGAAAUUUAAGUGCCAAAUCCAGACCUGAAACAGGAUUGAAAUGAAUCUAGACAAUAUGUUUCAAGCAAGGGAGAUUAACAUUAGACAACCGCCACUUGCUUGAGCAUCUUGACCCCCAAAGUGAUAUGACUGGGUUAUUACAGUCUUCUGGAUCUGGAGAGGAUUUUUAAAGGACUGACUGCAUAGCUUAGGUUUGCCAUAUGUCUGGAAUUUCCCGGACAUGUCUGGGAUUUAACUGCUGAAAAUAGCAUCCGGGGGGAAUUUAGGAAAAUAGGCAAAAUGUCCAGGAUUUUGAGGUUGACUGCCUAAAGAAAGCUCAACAAUUCCUCCCCAAAAGCUCACCAACUUCUGUGUCCUGAAUUUUACUUCUAGAAAUAAUGGCAACCGUAGCCUAGCUGACUUACUGACUUGCCACUGGUCAGUAUCUAAACUCUUUCUUCUUUCCAUCUUUAAGCAUUAAAGAUUGAUUAUGCUAGGUUGGUAAGUGCCCAGAGCUUGUGACACAGCAAUACUUGCUGGCAAGCUAACAAAUGCUGAGAAUUAGAAUUUUGAAAUGUUUUAAAAUGCAUGCUGAGCAAUAUAUUUUAGAAUUAAGCUAAAACGUUUCAGCUGAUUAACUAGUAAAGGUAGCUAAUUAGCCCCCCCACCCAAUCUUUAUGUAAAAUGAUUUUGUAGUGUACCUGAGAGAGAGCAAAUAACAUUUUUUAAUGGAAUAAACUGAACACUGAGCUAGAGAUGCAAUAUUGCCAUCUGUGGACCAUUCUUAGAAUGUACUUUGUACCUUAAACUUAUGAGAAAUAUGAAAUGUUUCUCUUAUGAGAAAUAUGAGAUUCUCAAUGCACAAUGGAUAUAUGAAUUUUUGGAGUUACUUAUUAACUUACGCUAAUUUACAUGCAUAAAUUGAUUGGGGGAUGUGGCUUGAAAAUAAUAGCAACAAUAACAAUAAUCAUUGUAUUGCAUUUAUUAUUUGCUUUUUUAAAAUAAAAAGUGACCUGAAGCAACUUACAAAAUAAUAUAAACAUUAAAACUAUGUAUAAAACCAAAACCAACAUACAUGACAAAGCUAGAUAAUAAAGAGGCCAGAAAUACACACAGGACUUUCCAAAUUAAGGACUGAAAGCCUGGUUUUAAAUAAAUGUUUCUUUCCUGACACCUAAAAAUAGAUAAUGAUAUUGCCAGUUGUGCCUCCCUGCAGAACGUGGGGGGGGGGCACCAAUGAAAAGGGGGCAAAUGGAAAAAGGCCCUGGAUGACAAAUGCAAACCCCAGUUUAGUUCAUGUGGGAAAAGACAGUCCUUGAGGUAUUGUGUGCCUUUGCUGCCUUUCUCUACCCACUUUUCCUUUGUAUUCCUUUGUGUCUUAUGUCUUUUGCCUGUUUAAGCUGGCAUGGCCAUGUUUUUUUCACUACAUGGAAGGGUUGAACAUUAGAUAAUUUUAAAUAUGAAUGAAUCUAUAAUACAUUUCGCCCUCCCAUUUAACCUGAGCUGGACAUGGGAGGUUUUCCUGCAGGUCAAGGAACUACCGUAUUUUUCGCUCUAUAAGACGCACCAGACCACAAGACACACCUAGUUUUUGGGAGGAAGAAAACAAGAAAAAAAAUAUUCUGAAUCUCAGAAGCCAGAACAGCAAGAGGGAUCGCUGUGCAGUGAAAGCAGCAAUCCGUUUUGCUGUUCUGGCUUCUGGGAUAGCUGCACAGCCUGCAUUCGCUCCAUAAGACGCACACACAUUUCCCCUUACUUUUUAGGAGGGAAAAAGUGAGUCUUAUAGAGCAAAAAAUAUGGUAAUUCCUAUUCCAGGGGUGGGGGAGACCCCCUGAAGUAGGCCACCAGAACUGUUAUAUUAUGAUUUAGUUUCACAGGCAGUGCAUUCAGAGUUGCUGCCUAGCCAUGGAAACUAGAGAACACUGAAGACGAUAGCUGUAUCUUCUGGAAAUGAAGAGUAUGGAAAUAAGGAAUUCCCAGGUCCUAAUCUAAACAUGUUUUUUACCUGUUUCUCCCGCCAAUGUCAUACUCAUCUAGACUACCUUUUAUGACCUUUGUGUCUCUGACCUGCAGUUUUGCUUUGCUUUUAUGCUGGAUGUCUUGGCUCAACCAGUUUGCUGGACACUAUCCAACCAAUCUAGGUCUUCUUUUUCUCAUGAGAUGCCCUGACUCUUCUGGGGGAAUGCCACCUCCAGCAGUGUAUGGCACAGACAGGCAUUGCCUCUACUUUCCUCUCUUCCACACCACAUACAUCCCAGGAAUACUGCAAAAUCAUUGGGUGGCUCAACUUGGGUACCUUUUGUAGAUCCGUGCUAGCUUUCUGCUAUAUUAAAAUGUAUGCUGAUGCAUGGCUACUGGUCCUGUUUCCACACUGAACUUUGAGCCCAUGAUUCUGCCAAGGCAUUAUCUAUUCUAUGUUUUAUGAAAAGUAAUACAAUAGGGACGCGGGUGGCGCUGUGGGUAAAACCUCAGCGCCUAGGACUUGCCGAUCGCAUGGUCGGCGGUUCGAAUCCCCGCGGCGGGGUGAGCUCCCGUCGUUCAGUCCCAGCUCCUGCCCACCUAGCAGUUCGAAAGCACCCUUAAGUGCAAGUAGAUAAAUAGGUACCGCUUUAUAGCGGGAAGGUAAACGGCGUUUGCGUGUGCUGCUCUGGUGCCGGUUCGCCAGAGCAGCUUCGUCACGCUGGCCACGUGACCCGGAAGUGUCUGCGGACAACGCUGGCUCCCGGCCUCUAGAGUGAGAUGAGCGCACAACCCUAGAGUCUGUCAAGACUGGCCCGUAUGGGCAGGGGUACCUUUACCUUUACCUUUUUAAUACAAUAUUGAAAUGGUUCAGUGGGUGAAGGAGUACCAUUGCCAUUCCUCAUUUCUCUUUUCCUCCAAUGUGGAGCAGAGGUGGCUGAUUAUUGCAGUCAGCUUCCAUAAUGCUGGGCGAGGCUCCUAUGAUAUCUUGUGUCAGUGUUUAUGUCAUUUGAAUAAGAAUUUAUGUACAUAUUUUGAAAUGAAAAUAUUUCUUUCCAUUCAGGGGUUGAUAUAGAGGCAGCUCGCAAAGAAGAGGAGCGAAUAAUGCUUAGAGAUGCAAGACAGUGGCUUAACAGUGGUCAUAUAAAUGAUGUUCGGCAUGCAAAAUCUGGUGGCACAGCACUCCAUGUAGCUGCUGCUAAAGGGUAUACAGAAGUAUUAAAGUAAGUUAAUUUCUAAUGCAGAUUCACACUUUGUAGUUGCAAAUUUCUGUAGUUUAGACUAUUCCGCAGAUCCUUGGUUUACAUGUUAAAAUUGUGACUUUUUAAAGUCUUUCUGUGUACAACCUUUUUAGUCAAUAUGGUAGUCCAUGUGAGAAAAUACAGUGGUACCUUAGUUCUCUAACUUAAUCUGUUCUGGGAGGACUCCCAAAACUGUUCAAAAAGCAAGGUACGGCAUCCAAUUGGCUGCAGGAGCUUCUUGCACUCAAGCAGAAGCCAUAGAAGCCGCAUUGGGCGUUUGGCUUCCAAAAAAUGUUUGCAAACUUACCUCCAGGUUUGCGGCGUUCGAGAGCUGAUUUGUUCAACAACAAAGUUGUUUGGGAACCAAGGUACCAGUGUAAUGCAAUUUCUUUGCUCAUUAAACCCUUCACAUGGUUCAAUGCUCUGAAAAUGCCACCAAAUCCUUCAGUUUUUAAAAAUUUUAUAGCACUUUAUUUCAGUUGUUUUGCUGUCUUUAAUUUAAUUUAUCAAAUUUAUUCAGGCUUUUAAUACAGGCUGGCUAUGAUGUAAAUAUUAAAGAUUAUGAUGGCUGGACACCACUUCAUGCGGCUGCUCAUUGGGGUAAAGAAGAAGCAUGUCGAAUACUAGUGGAAAACUUGUGCGAUAUGGAGACUGUCAACAAAGUGGUAGGACUUUUGCAUAAUCUUUGUCAAAAUGUGUUGUUAUUGAUCUAUUGAUUAAAAGUAGGUUAUGAAUUCUGUAUUUGCUAUUGCUACUUAGCUGUACAUCUUAGUUAUCUUAGUUAGCUUGUAAAUAAAAAUCCUAGCAUGUCUCCAAAUUUAGUAGUAGCUUGCCUCUUCAGGUGAUCUGAUAUAUUCCGCUUGGAAGGACAGGCCUGGGUGAAUGCAACCAAUUUUUAAUCCUUAAUAAAAUGCAAGAAAUCAGUUCAUUUAAGUACAGUUACUAAACACACACAUUUUUACUUCAUUAAGGGGAACAUACUGUUCAGGAAACAACUGCAUAAUUCCAGAAAGUCCUUUUUGUAUCUUGAGUAGUUCUAAUUUUAAAAUACAAAAGGACACAUCUUUCCCCAAUGAUUUUUAUGUUAAAAUGUGUUAAAACAAAUGUAGGAGAUUGCACAGGGAAGAAUAUAAGGACUGAAUGGCUAAAGUAAAAGAUCUGUUGGCUGAAGGUUUCAAGUGGAGCUAGAUUUUUGAAUGAAUUCUGGUGGCAUGUCUUGUCUUGUUUUCAUUCUUAUAAGCACCAUCUGGUUUCUUCUGCCUUUUGUUGAAGCUUCCCCAGCCCCUUGCCAAAUCUCAUAUCUUGUUUUCCCACCCUAUGGGCCUAUUUGGAAACAAGUAUUUCUGAACUGCUACUCCAGCCAAAUUUACAGAGAAGAGCUGUAGCUUAAACUUUUUAUGAAGAUUUAUUUUGAAAAGCAUUACACUUGAUUACAAAGUUUGCAAUAAGCUUAGACACUCAUAUCACAGUGCUGUCAUAUUCAGGGGAGAGAUAGGGUGGCAUUUAAGUUUUGAGGAGAUUUAUUUGUCUAUGAGCAGUCUUGACAUUAUUCAACUAGUAGAUUUUGUUAAUGGAAGUGUUUUACAUCUCUAAAGGCUGGGACUCAAAGAAGCUUCUAAGGUUUGCUAAAGAGUUGCAAAUCUAAUUAUUUUCCUUUGAACUCAUGAUUUGUGAGCUAUAUCAUAAAACUGCCCUCACCCCUUGGGAUACCAAGAUUUUACCAAUCCCCCUUGCUAUUGCAAUCCUUGGCAUGUCCCUUCUAUUAUAAAAUAGUUGCAAAUCUUCAAGAACAGCUUUUUGGGGGGGGAAUCAGCUGAGGAAUUGGCAAAAAUCGCUUGUCUUGCCCUUGUGUGAGUGGAAGUCUUUCUGCAGAGGCAAUGCCACCAUUGGAUAAAACCAAUCAACCAUAAGCAUUAUGUAUGAAGUAAGGCAUUGAGUUGAAAGAUGAGUGACAAGCUACAACAGAACAUUGCUAGAGGUGUGGCAUAAGAAAAUUGUGUGCAAAUCUGGCAGAUUUCCUAGUAAGUUGCACUGUAUUAGAGUAUAAUGUGAUGUAUAAAGGAGAAAACGAGAAAAAUAACUUUCUUCCCAAGAAGGUUAAAUAAAUAUGGGAUAGGCAAAGAAAGUGUAUUCCACUCUAGUUAAAUCAGUGAGAACUAUUUCCAACAUACAACUUUCUAUUUAAAAUCUCUAUCUUAAACGUAUAUCUAAAUUCAAAGUUGCUCACUGUAACCUUUUCUCUUAAGGCUCUCACACAUAAGAGAAACAAGCAGUAGCCAAAAAAACUCUUAACAUGUUUGGCUUAUUCCUUUACUCAUUUGGAGAAUUCUUUAUAACUCAGUGUCUGGACAUGAACAAAGUGUUUUAAGUAACUCAUUUCCCCUUCUUUAACUUCCUGAAUGUCUACAGGAAUUUAAAUAGAAAUUAUAUUUUCUGAAUCAUCAGGAGUGACAGUCUACUUUAUACUGGACUAAUGUGGAGCUGUUACUUCCUGUGACUUGGAAACUAUUGUCCAAUUCACAGUCAUUUGCAGGACAAACACAAAAGGAACAAUUUUGACACAUGCCAAUAGAAUGAUCACCUUGAAACUGACUGUAUUUGUGGCCCUUUGAUUGAAACAGUCCCCAUGGUUCCCAUUAUUUAGUAACUGUAGAAGAAGGGAAUUGCUAUGUAGUGCGAUGGUCUACUUUAGACUGAUUGUCUAAAUAAUAAGUCAGUCUUCACAUUAAACUCUUCUUCCUUCAUGCCCAUUCUUUGUGUUGGGCUUAGCUUGGUGGCCUACUCCCUCCAUGUAUGUCAAGUUAAUGGUACCAUAAUUUAAUUUUGUUGCUUAUUUCUCCUGCAGGGUCAGACAGCAUUUGAUGUAGCAGAUGAAGACAUUUUAGGAUAUUUAGAAGAACUUCAAAAGAAACAAAAUAUGGUGAGCUCUUUCAGUACUGUGAGAACAAACUAAUCAGAUCAUUGGUUUGUCUAGCCUGGUAUUGUCUACUCGUGACUACCAGAGUCUUAAGCUGGGGAUAUUUAAUGGAAGAUACCAAGAUUGAAUUUGGGAUUAUCUGCAUGCAAAGCAUUGUGCUCUACCACUAAGCCUAUUCUUUAUUUUAUGUUCAGUUCAUAAGUGUCUUGUUUCAGCCAAAGGCCAUAAUCUUUAUUUUAUGUGUAUUUCACUUUAUGGAAUAGGUGCUUGGUAUGUUUUUUAAAACAUGAAUAGUGCACUGAUGUUCUUUCCCAUUACACCUCUCCCACACUAUGCAGAUAGUUAGGUAGUAACCAGAACAGUGAGCGUGAGGAUUCUCAUACUAAAAUUCUACAAUUACUUUACAUCAGAAGGGAAGCACCGCUGGAGCUGUUAAUGAGCAGCUAUAAAAUUCCCUCUGAAUAAGAAGGUUAAGUGAUGGUUCUGCAUGCCUAGCAAUAACUGUUCCCCUCUCAGGGACUUAAAGUUUGAAUGGGAAGCAGCAGUGACUGUGACAUAAUUUUGCUCCUGCAUGUGAUCCCAUUCAUGGAAGUGCAGAUGAGUAGUUCUGAACGUCCUGGUGGUGGCCUUUUUAAAAAAUAGUUGGCAUAUGUUCAGUGUUUGAGUCCAUAUUUUAUCAGAAGUAUGAAUGAACUGAGGAUGUUCCUUUGUAAACCUGGACACAGUCAAUUUCUGUGUCCUUGUGCUAAUUUAAUUUUUAUGAUGAAGAAAACACAGUAAAUGAGAAAUCUUACUGAAAAGGAAAUUUAUGCAGUAUAUCUAGCCUUACACUGUAUCAAGUGAUGUGGUUACUUUGGUGUUGCAGAUUUUGCUUCUGAUCCUUUAAUUCAGAAAUGUUCAAAGAUUGAAACACAUUGGCCACAUUUGUAUAUCACAUGAGUCGUAGUUUAAAGAGUUCUGUCCCCCCCCCCCCCCCGUUACUGAGAGGACAAUUUAGGCAGCUUCUACUUCGGGCUUUAAUUAUCCAUUUUUAAAAUUAUGUCAUCUGGUGUAGCAAAUUGUGUUUUAACAUUUACUUCAGUCAUUUUCAAGAAAGCCAUUUUCAUUUCUGAGCCUGGCUUGUUUAAACUAACAAUAAUUAGAAUUAAUCUGAGUACAGAGUGCGGGAAACAUGGUAAAUGGCCAGGAAAGAAAACUGAAAGUAACAGCUUCCAAAGUCAUCUUCCCCAGCCAUGUGUAAUGUGGAGGGGGAGACAAAGGUUAACUGCAGCUAUAGUUUAGUGUGAUGUGCAAAUACAGCUGUUAUUAUUAAUCGUCUUUAAAAUGUGUUAGCAAUGUUGAAAUGUUAAAGGAGUUUAUUACAUAGCUAUUUAAUAUUUGUCACUUAACAUUUGUCCUGAGAUCUUAAUCUUGUAAAUGCUUUUUUUUAUGUUAUACUGCUUCAGGUGACUUGAAAUGUUUUUGUGUUUGCAUCAGCACUUGUAGAAAUCUAAUUGAAUCUUUUCAUAUCUCUUAAAGCUUCAUAGUGAAAAAAAGGAGAAGAAAUCACCCCUUAUUGAAUCUACAGCAAACAUGGACAAUAAUCAAUCUCAAAAACCGUUUAAAAAGUAAGUAGAUUAGUUAAAAUAAACUGUGUAGGGGGAAUGUUGAAGACGGUUACAUGUUUACUUGGAGAAGGUAUAGGUAACUGAUCUUACACUUAUUUUACUGAUCACAGCUUUGCAUGGAUAGGCGGGGAAAUAAAUAGAGCAGAGGAAACCCACCCUCCAUUUAUUUAAUCCCCCCCCCCACACCUGAUCACAGGCUUACCUGGCUUUGGGAAGGCAGUACAAGGGCUCUAGCAGGGUCCUAGAGCCCUCCCGCCUCCUCCCCAAAGCUGGACAAGUGCUUACUGGGCUUUGAGGAGGCAGCAGGAGGCAGAGCCUCAUACCACCUUCUCGAAGCCAGAUAGACAGCCCUCCACCCUGCGGUGAGGGUGUGUGUCCUGCGGAUUCUUGUCUUUAUUCAUUUUUGCAUAUAUACCUGGAGCCCCGGAACUGAACCCUCAUGUAAGAGGCAAGUUACCUGUACUGAAGGAACAUAGGAAGGAGUGGAGUUUUUAUAAUAACACUGAGUCCAUAUCUGUGCUCCUGUCACAGCCCACCCUGGUAUCUUUUUUUCUGAAGCCAAUAAUGCAAUAAAUAUUUCAUGCUUCAAAACAAUGUUGUUCCAGUAAAGAGACUUUGAUCAUUGAGCAAGAUAAGAAUGCAUCAAACAUUGAGUCUCUAGAGCAAGAAAAAGCUGAUGAAGAGGAAGAAGGAAAGAAAGAUGAGUCCAGUUGCUCUAGUGAAGAAGAUGAGGAAGAAGACUCCGAAUCUGAAGCAGAAACAGGUAUUAUAACACAACAAUUUUGCUUUACAAUUGCUUUUAAAUUCAGUUUAGUUUAAUUCACCAUUGGAUUCCUUCCUCAUUACUUCAUGCUACUUCAAGUUUGGAGGUCAUUUAGGGACAAGUAUAAAAUUCAUUAAUGUGCAAACCACGAGAUACGUCAUUUUAAACAAAAUUAACUAUCUUUAUGUCACUUGAUUGUCCAGAAACCUUAACGUGGUAAUACAGUAACUAGAAACUGUACAGAGCAAACUCACACAUAGUACAUCUAUUAGAAUUCAUAUAUAAUAAAUCUAUAUCUUAGCUGGAAAAUGUCAAGAAUGUGCUAAUUAGCUGUGAAAAACUGUCAGAUUCUGCAUCAGAAAGCUAACUAGCACUAUGACAAUUCAAUUUCAGCCAUGCAGCUGUCUAGAAACUCCCCUGUUCCUUGCCUUUUCCUCAUACUCAUGGUUUUGUUAAACACAUUUUAAGGUUAAUUUUAAAAUAGUGAAUCAAAAGGGAUCUAUUUAUCACACUUAAAUAACAGCUAUAAGCUGGAGGAGCACAUUUUAAUAUAUAUAUAUAUGCAUGUCUUCCACUAGCAGCUUAAAAGUUUCAGACUCAUCACUUCAGCAUUUCUUGAGUUAUAUGACUCUCAUUACUCUGUUUUCUUUGUUGCUACUAUGCAGUCUUGUGCCAGGAAAAUAUGACUGUGACACAAGAAUUAAUUUAUGUAAACUUAGAGGUUUUUAAAUAUCAACAAGGCUUUCAUCAUACUUUAUUUGGCAUGCUAGAGAACUUAGGCUUUUCCCUGGAGCUGAAUCUCUGUGUUCCAAAUUUGUACCUUCUCCUUUCCCUCUUACUCAUUUAAAGGUGGAUUCACAAUAAAAUGUUUUGGAACCUGGAAUAUUCUAGGUGGAGUAGAGCCUGCUCUGCUGUAUAUUUUGUGUAGUGUGAAUUUAAAUUUAAUAUUUAAAUGAAAUGAGCUUUGAGUGAUUUGAGAAAUAAACAUUGGACUGUUAAAAGGGCUUAAAUUUCCCUUGUUCAAGUGGAGAAAUACUAAAAAGCAAACACACCACUGCAUUUUCUUGGGAAACUGUUAUUAAAGUACAGUUAUUUAAACACAGCUCUGUAUUUUUAAACAGACACUGGGGAAGUUCCAGCCCCUCUCCACAUCCAUUCCCUUCCAUGUGCCAAGUGUGUAUUUUUUUUAAUGGAAAGAUGGGGUGAAAAUAUUUUUAAUAAAACAGAAGGAGGAAGGCUCCUAAAUGGUCAACAUCCACCAGCCCUGGUAGUCUUCCUUCUACUGCAUGCAAUGUUAGGCUUGUGAGGAUGUGCACAAGGUGUCAGACGGUAUUGUCCCCAUAAUUUGUAAGCAUUUUUAUUGCAGGAGAUUUUCUGUAUUUUAAAAUGAUUUUAUAAAACUAUUUUCAUUGUGGUAUAUAUUUAGUACUGCCUUAAGUGGUGCUAAUGAAAUUGUAUCCAGGUUCAGAGAUGAUGGGGUAUCAUGGUUCUCAGUUCUUGUAUAUUUCAUGUGAUUUUUUUAUUCUCAUAGCCUUACAAUUUUGUCUAUAGCCAUAAUGACUAGAAACAUUUUUAAAACUAAAAUAGCUGGGAAUUUUUUGUUUCAAGUCCAUGCUUCUCAGUGCUCUUCUAUGGAGCUACUGUUCUCAUAGCAGGAAAACACUGAUUUAUUUAUUUAUUUUUGGGUAGUGUUCCACAACAAAUGUACAGUGGUACCUCAGGUUACAUACGCUUCAGGUUACAGACUCCGCUAACCCAGAAAUAUUACCUCGGGUAAAGAACUUUGCUUCAGGAUGAGAACAGAAAUCGUGUUGUGGCAGCAGCGGGAGGCCCCAUUAGCUAAAGUGGUGCUUCAGGUUAAGAACAGUUUCAGGUUAAGAACGGACCUCCGGAACGAAUUAAGUACUUAACCCGAGGUACCACUGUAGUUAGAUGCAUAGCCUGAUCAUCUUCUCCAGCUACUAGUGCUCUUUAAGUAUACUUUCAAAUAGUUUGGAACAAAACCUGAAGUUACUUGGUGUAUCUUCUGGGCAGUAAAUAAAUAAAAUACAAUAAAACAAUUCAUACUCUUCUAUAAUGUAGCAGGAAUACGGUACUGAGACACUUAUUCCGUAGUGGAGCAAACCCCUUACUUACUUUGUGGGAUACCAGGGCCAGUGGUGUGGGCUGUUCCUCGUCAUGUGAUUGAAGGCAGGAGCAAAGAAUUGUGAGAGGCAGGCACGCUCCCCUCAGUUUUUCAGACUCACCAAGCAGCAAAAUGGCCAGCGGGAGCACCUGAAAGAAAAUGAACAUACCUGUCUACCCACCCCCCCCGUCCCUGCAAACUUUAUUGUGCAGAAUGGGCCUCUGUAAUGUAAAAAGUAUUAGUUAUCUUUAAAUGGAUUUUGAAUUACUUUAUCCUCUAAAUGAUUUAUUUACAGACAAGAACAAACCUACAACAAAUAAUUCAAAUACCACCAACGUGCAAGCUGCUCCUAUAGCUGUGACAACACCAUCAGUUACUACUGGUCAAGUGACACCUACAUCCCCCAUUAAGAAGGUAAAACAGUUUGUUUCAGUUGUUUAGUUAAGAGUAAAGUGUACACAUUAUAUCAUGAACUCUUUGCACUAUUAAAAUGCCUUGAUUGAUCAACUGUUGCAUAGGAAGCUGCCUUACAUCGUGUCAGAUCAUUGACCCAACUAGCUUAGUAUUGCCUACACUGACUGACGCUGGCUCUCAAGGUUUCAGAUAUUAUGCCAAAUAAGAUUAGAGGUUUGUAUCCAGUGGUGUUGCUGAAGGCAUUUUGACCAGAGAAAGCUUUCCUCAGCGGAUGGGAGGGGAGGUCAUUUUUGCCAAUUCCAAUUCCCCCUCCAUCUUUCCCCCAAAUUGGCUUCAGGCGGUUGGGUAGGAACAGCAUAGAAGGUGACGGAAAUUGGCAAAAUUGCAUCAUUCUCUUUGUGUGAAAGCCUCCAAUCAAAGAGGGGGCCUAUUGGAUACAAUCCAUGGCAUGUUCAUUUGAAAUGGGAGCAAGUUGUAACUCCAGAUUCCAGGCUCAGAUUUGAUGUUCAAGAGUUCCCUGAAGAAGAGUUUUGUUUUUUUUAAUGCAUUGGGCUUAAUAAAAACAUCAUAUAUAUUUUUUGUACACCUCUUUUUGCUUGAGACUGGGGCCUUACCACCUUAGUUUACUGUAGUCUACAUAUAGCCGCUCAUGAAGUUGGUGUGUGUGUGUGUGUGUUCAAAAGAAUGUGGUUUUCAUCCUUUUGGCUUCGUCAGGAAGGUUGUUUAAAAUGUAGACGGCAAACUUCAUGUAGCAUAAACAGAGUUGGUCACUUUUAAUUACUUUGUUAGCUUUCUGUAUUAGAACACAUAGAGAUGAUGUCAAUUCUGCAAAAAUUCUUAGUUUGCUUCAUUUGAGGAACAGUCAGUAAAUACCUGUGCUUGUUGUGUUAUCCCAAGAGAAAGAUCUAGUUUUAAUACUUGUUGCCUGAGUAUUUUUUUUACACACCUGUGAUUUUGAGCUCUCUCUCUUUAAGACCUGCAAUGCUUUCCUCCUAAGAUGCACCUUCAGGUCAAGUACUAGAUAUGAGUUAAUGCCCCCCCAAAGCCUCAAACUGAUAUUUUCAGGUAAAUUGCAAAUAAGAGACAUCAUUUAAAAAAUUCAUUCUUAUUAAUUUAUUAUUCACCUUCCAUAUGUGUCUCAAGAUGCUGUAGAGAAUGCAAUAUAUGCAGUUAAAACAAUUUUAAACAGUAUUAAAAAAGGAAUUAAAAGGGGGGGGAAACACCAAAUAGAUACCCGUGGCAGAGACCUGUUCAUCCAGCUGAGAAGGCUUGUUGGAACAAAAACAUCUGAUUGUUUCCAGAAAGUACAGAUAGUGAGUGCCUGUCGUAUCUCGACAAGAAUGCUGUUGCACAGAACAAGGACAGCCACACUUAAAACCCUGCUCUGAGUUACUGUUGAGUGGGUUUCUGAGAUUUCUGUGUCUUGCAGGAGAAGUUCUCCCUGCAGUGACCUGCCAGGUAUGUAAGGAAUAAGGGAGUCUUUCAAGGAACAAAUUCACACAAUAGAUAUUUUUAUGGAACACUUUGUAGAGUAUCUUUCUACAGAAAGGUGUGCAUAGAUGAUAAAAAAACAAAACAUAUCAAAAAGCCCUGAAAGUAUAUCUUCCAAAACAGCCUUGUAAUUUAGUACUCAACCAGUUGCUUUCAUUAAAGAAAGACUGCAGCUUUGUACAUGCAGCCACCUUUUUAACACAGAGGAGACUGUAUGUUUCUUUCCCUGCUGUUUUUUCUUGAUUGGACAAAUAUCUAGGAGAAUCCCACACUGAUUGUGUGAGAAGGUGGUGGCAGCAGUGUGGAGCUGGUGGGAUGAGGUGUCGUGAUAUGGAUGAGUGUUGGUGCUGUAACAACUGUUUACAAUAUUGUUGUGAAAUACCAAUUCUGAAACAGUGACAGCAGUGUAGAGCUGGCAGGGAAGAGGAGGCAUGGCAUGAGUGACUUGUGAGGCUGUAACAGGCAGUUACAAGUUGAUAUGAAAUACCAACUCUCUUAAGGUGAACGUGGGAAAGAAUGAAUCACCACCAUAUAUGUGAUUAGAGGAAUGCUAGCACAAUUCAAUAUAGCAAGUAAUAUUCUUACAGAAGCCAAGAUUCUCAUUGACCUAAAUUGAUAGAUUUUCCUGUUUUUUCAUUUUAAAUGUGAAAAAAUUAUGUUUUUAUUUCAACUAUGGAAUUGUAGUCAGUCCUGUCUGAGGGAAAGUCCACUUAUAAAAUGGGUCUUCCACCCGUCUCCUCAUACUACAGUUUCUGGAACCCCUCAAAAAUCUAGUUGUUUGGGGGACCCUCAGGAAAACAACUUGGAUGUGGUGAGAAGGACUGCAGUAGGAAAGAGGACUUGGCCAGAAUCAGAUGAAGGUAGCUUAUACAAGUAACUUCCUACUUGGCAACCUGCCUCUACCUAAUUUUGGGCAGCUUCCACUUUCCACCACGACCCUUUCUGAAAAUCUUGUGACCAUCUGGAGAGGCUUUUCAUGAGUAGCAAAGUCCCACUGUGAGAGCAGAUUUCUACUCAUAAAAAACUGAGUAUAGCCCAUUGGUGUUAUAUAUAUUUAUCUAAUCUACUACCUACCUACCUACCUACCUACCUAAUGUACAUGGGUACAUUCUCAUAAAUGACCACAAAUACUUAUCUAGCCUGCCACCGGAAAGUCCUUUUCCUCGGUACCCUAAUCUGUGUCUGGCUGAGAUUUUUGAGAAAGAAAGCCUGUAAGAAAAUGUAUAAACUGUUGUGAGGUUACUCAUGUACUGCACAGCUGAUUCUGCUCUCACCCUGUCUUAAAGUAAUCAUGUAAAGGAGUAACAAGGAAAGAAGUCAUGGAACAGAGGUGUGUCCGCCCGUUUAAGCACAAGUACUAAUUUUCAUGCUUUUUAAAUUACAAGCAUAGAUAAGAGUUCUGGUGACUAAAGUAUGGGUGCAAAAGAAACAUACUGCCUAUCUUUCAAUCUAUUUCCUUUCUUCAUUUUCCUUCUGCUUCUCCAUUCCAGUGCAUAUGCUUUUACCCCUCUCUUCCUUUCCAAUCUCCAUGCUGCUUUCUUUCACAAGAGAAAAAAUACAUAGGGCUAGAGCUGUAUCCCUCUUGAAUUUCCUGCUUCCCUGUUCAAAGGUCAAAGAUAGGACCUCCUUGGAAUUUUGCACAUCUCUGUUCAUAUAUGGCUAUAAUUCUGUGAAUAUGUGCUGAAAAAAGCUGACUGCUUUUACUGCAGUUCUAUAAAAAGUAAAUAGGGAUUAAAACAUGUAGACUUUUAAAUUAAAGGCCAACAUAUUUUUUUUGUUCAAUCUUUAUAUCUCUUUUAUAUGUCUUGUCCCAAUUGGCUUUAGUAUGACUUUCUUCCUGCUAUCAUGCCUGUGGUGGACUCUGUAGAUCCUGCAUCAUGGAGGCAGGGCUUACGUAAAACUGGCAUUAUUCUUGUUCCCAGUAAAGGUGAAAAGUCUCUGGUGAGGGCUCUGUGUGUGGUUUCCCCCUCCAGGUUGCAAAAUAACAAGUGUUAAUUCAAAUAUUGGCACUGUAGCUGCAUGAUUUUAAAUGGUGUGUCUCUUUUGCAUCUCAUUGUUAAUUUGUAGUUUAUAGUGUAAUGUUUACAAAGCUAACCUUUGAAAAGUUGAUUUACCAAGUGUUUGGAAUUUAUUAACUUGCCCAGGAAAUUGUGUGAGGUCUUGCUUCCUUUUCCACAUACAUACAAUAUACAUCUAUAGGGAAUUUCAUUUUGAAAUAUACUAUGAAGCAUGGAAUUCUGGAAUUAAAAAUACUGAGGUUGAGAAUGUGUCUUUCUUCUGUGACCUCUGUAUAGUCCCACUUUCUGCUGUGAGCAAACAUAGGCCACCAUGUAGAAAUUCUUAGGCUUUGACAGAAGUCAUUUGCUUGUACCUAUUACCUUGGCAGCCAUGUUUGCCCUCAUCUACAUGAUCCGAGGUUGGGUGAAUGUCUUUAACUGCCACAAAAUAUUGCAGCUAGCAAGCUUCGCAUUGUGUUACCUUGGAUGACUUGGCAGGUUCUGUUUAUCUUUCUCUCAGUGCCCCCCUUCCCCUGCUAUCUUAUUUAACAGUUUAAAUUAAAUGACUUUUGGUGAUACGGCAGGUUUUAAGAAGUGUAUACCUUGUAGUAAAGAUAAUUCCUUCCCUUACCUCUAUUUUGAGGAAGGCCACAAUCUGGGCACUAGCAGAUUUAAUCAAGGAUUCAUGAAGGGGGCUUACUGGAACUUAGGUUUUGGGUCAGAGCACAUUUCUGCAAGGAAUAUUAGUGACUGCUAAACAGAACACAGUGGUAAGCAGCAAGGUUCAGGGUGGAUUUCUGUAGCAGCUGUGCGAAAUCAAAGUUCAUGUUGCUCUAAACCAUGUUUCACAAUGGACAACCAUUGUGUUAGAGUACAAAGCUAAGUAAAAAGAGAGCUGUUCAGAUGAAUGGCUAGCAUUCUUCCCCAAUACCUAAACACUCCAAAAGUGACUUUGCAUCUGAGGCAGUGUUGGAAUUCAAUAAGAAGGGAGUAAAGCAAUGCCAAGGCCCAUUACUGCUUUCCCUGAGUCUAGAGUCCAUGGUGGAUGAAUCUGUUAGACAAUGUUGCUUACUUGCUUGUCAAAUGUGGGACUUCACAAAGAUCACAAAGGAGAUAACAGGGUUGCUUGCCUGUAAUCCCUGUUCUCCAAGUGUGCUCUGUGCAGUUGCACAUCCUACCCUCCUUCUCUAGCGUAGAAACUCAACUUGUCUUAAAAAUUAUUUGUGGUUUGCUACCCGUAGUGAUCUCAUGUGAACUGCCGAGAAAUACAUUAGUCCCGUGGUUCAUGCUCACAAGGGCAAAUAUGUCAGCGAGAAGGGCACAGAUGUACUCCAUUCCUGUCAAAGUUGUGGAAUUACUCAUUUUGUGGCCUGUGUAUGUACACUUCCAAAUGUUUGACUGCACAGAGGACACUUGGAAGAACAAGACUUACAGAAAAGCAACCCUGUGUUUUACAGUUCCCAACUUCAACUAAGGUUUCUCCCAAAGAAGAAGAGAGAAAAGAUGAGUCUCCUGCUUCAUGGAGACUAGGUCUUCGAAAGACUGGCAGUUAUGGGGCACUGGCAGAGAUUACAGCUAGCAAAGAAACUCAGAAAGAAAAGGAUUCGACAGGAGUUAUGCGAUCAGCUUCAAGCCCUAGAUUGUCCUCUUCAUUAGACAACAAAGACAAGGUAACAUUUUUUCCAGAACACACGACGUAAUUAAAUUAUGGAUGGUGAUGGUUUUUUUAUUUUUUAAAAAAGAAAGACCAGUGUCUGAAGAUGAAUUCCUUACCAAAUUCUGACUUCCACAUAUCAUGGAAUAAAGUUUCUACUCCUAAAAGCUGUGAAGACAAAUCAUGAACUUAUGUGCCUAGUUCCUGGUGAAGUCUUAAGAGGCACUAGUAGUUGGUAUGUGGUGUACCAUGAAAAAUUUCCGUUCAUCAAAGACAGGGGUCCAGUGAUCUUUGUAUGUCUUUCUGCAUUUUUCAUCUAGUUCCUUGGGCAAAGUUUCCGGGGAGAAAGGAUGUGCUUUCAAGAAUGGUGUGGCAUUUUUUCCAUCCUUCAAAUAGGAGAUGCUUCCUAAUGUGUGGUUACUCUGUGUACAAGGUUUAACUACUUUCUUUAUUUCUUUGUAGUAGAUCACUUUCAGUGUAAUUCAGUGAUGGGAAGGCCAGACUUUCCAGACAACUUGUGUAGGAAGCAUAAUUCUGUACAAUUAUCAGUCAUGUGUGUUAGGCUCUGUGUAAUUUAGUUCAGGUUUGACAACUAAUUAUUUGUUUUCUCAAAUGCCAAAGUUUCUGUUUGACAUUGUUUACAGUAAAAUAUGUAAAGCGUAAGUGGCAACCUCCCUUUAGAACAUUUAUUGCUAGAUGCUUAUUUUUACACAUGAACUAGAACCUCUAGAAACAGUGUGCCUGUUUUAACACUUUUUCACUAUUUGGCCCAUAAAUUGAUGGGAGCAAGUUGUGCCUGUGCGUGUGUGUGUGCGUGUGUGUGUGUGUGUGUGUGUGUGUGUGUGUAUGUAAUUAAAAUUGGGGUCAUGUUGGCUACACAUGCAGUUGACCUUUCAAAAAUCGUAAUCGUAAGUCAAACUUGUAAACUUUGUAAAAAAAAUGUCUCUUGCAGGAUAAAGAUACAAAAGGAACUAGGCUUGCAUAUGUUGCUCCUACAAUUCCAAGACGGCUGGCCAGUACAUCUGACAUUGAAGAGAAAGAAAACAGGGAUACGUCAGCCAGUUUAAUACGUGGUAGUGGUUCUUACACAAGAAGAAAAUGGGAAGAAGAUGCAAAGAAAAAUAUCUCAAAUGAAGGAUCUUCACCACUAAACACAACCUAUCAAAGAAGGUAAAUAGUGUAUGUUUUGUAGAUGUUAAAAGUAUAAAGAAUUCCAGGUAUUUUUAUAGAACUGCAUAAUGAAUUUUAUACUGUCUGCAUUUUCAAAUAGUAAUAUAAAGGACAGCUAUAUUCAUGUUCUUAAAAGAAGGUUAGGUGUAGUUGUUUUGUGUAUUAUACAUUAGCUAUUUACCUGAAAAUGGCGAGAGCUGUUUUAUUAUUAUACCUUCAUUGGAUAAACACUACAAAGCUAUCAGCUGAAAGAGGAAAUCUGUGUUUGGGGAAAUAUGGUUCUGGUGCUUUCCAAUCCCAAAUGGAUGAGGACUGCUAGUCACAGCUUCUUCAGUUACUUGCUUCCAGAAAAGCUGCACUUUUAGUUCUUAGAACAGCUUCCUUGUUGCCUCUAAAUGCCAAACUGUUCAUGAAGCAACUGUGGCAGCAUCCUUGCCCUUCAGUGAUGGUCAUGCUCGGUGUGAGUAAGUGAUGUCUAAGACUCAGUUUGACUCAUAUAUUUUAGUAGAUGAUACUUUUAAUCAGCAAUUAGAUUUUCUGUAUGUAAGUGAUGGGCUGUAAUAGCAACAACUUUAAGUGUGCCAUAAGACUGCAGGCAGAUAUAUUGGUAUGAUGUUAAAAUUGGGUAUACAAUCUUAGUCUUUUUAUGGAAAUGAGAGGGAAAUUAGAGUUCUUGUAAUUAUGCUUACCUUUUUUACAAAUAUCUGGAGCUAUUCAGUAGAUGGAAAUAGAGGGUCCAUCAAACUGGUAGAAGAAUGGGUGAUGAUUUAUAACUUAAUAAAUACACAGUGCUUAUUUUUGUAAAUUCAAAUGACUUUUCAGUGGUUCCUUUGGUAGAAGACAAGAUGACUUGAUUAGUUCUAGUAUUCCAAGUAUUACGUCAGUAUCAACAGUUACCUCCCCCGCUGGUCUUCAGAAGAGCCUGCUUUCCAGCACAAGCACUGCUACAAAGGUUACAACGGGUUCAGCAACAGCAGGCAUACAAAGCAGGUGGGACCAUCAAUGUCGUUUGAGUUAUGUCCACUGUGUGCUUUAUGUAUGUGCAUGCAUUUUUGUGUAGAAGGUACUGGGCUCUGGAUUUUUUUCAUUUUUGCUAUUACCUGUGGUCAGUAUGUAAUCUGGCUUAAAAUGAAGCUUGCAUUAUAAAGCAAUAGCUAUGCAUGUCUGUAAACAGGUAAAAAAUAAUAUAUAGGAAUGGGGUGAAAAUAUAGUCAAAGCUUUACUUUUAGUAAAGCUGCCCAGGAGGUAUGUAGAUACUUCUGUAGCAAAACCAGUCUCAAAUUUGUAUGUUUUAAAAAAAAGAAAAAAUCCAUCCCUUUGUAUCACACUGUUUUAGUAAAGUGCUUUCAUUGUUUAGCUGUUUCCUUUUCUCUUUUUGUGUUGUUGCUAUGAUGCUAUAGUACCUCAAAUCGUUUAUGGGCUGAGGAUAGUACUGAGAGAGACAAAGACAAUGUUCCUACGGCAGUGACCGUUCCUGUUGCACCAUCAGUUGUAAAUACUGCGACUACCACAGCCUUGACUACAACUACUUCUGGCACUGUGUCCUCAACUUCAGAGGUCAGGGAGAGACGCAGGUGUGUAAAAGUUCUGAGAAUGAUACUUCACUUGUGCUGUGAUUCAUUAGUGUGAGGUGAACAAAUGCCUACUCACAAAAUUAAUACAAUUGUAAAUACGUUGAUAUUUUGCCCACAUGUAAUAUAUGUGAUGGGAAACACGUAGACAAUCCUCAGCUUCCAUCAUCAUCAUCACCACCACCAUCAUCAUCAUCAAAAAUUUAUUAUUUAUACCCCACCCGUCUGGCUGGGUUUCCCCAGCCACUCUGGGUGGCUUUCAACAAAAUAUCAAAAAUACAAUAAAACAGGGAAUACAAUUAAAACAAUGGGAAGUCAUUUUACAUCUUCCCUGUUCACCCAGUUCCCAUGGUUCUAUGCCACUUAAAAAAACAAAAACUAAGGUAGAGAGUGGUAUGCAUGUUCAGUGUCUCCACAUUUACAGCAGUUCUUUAUCUGUAAAGAAUUGAGAAAAGUUUUUCAGUUUCAUGAAUUGUGAGAAGAAUUUAUCAGCUUUUUAGAUGGGAAGAACUGUUUCCAAACAUAGAAGAUUCUGGUCAAUAUGGAAACACCAUAUGUAUUUAAACCUUGAUAAAUGUAAAUGCAACAAGUUGUCCAUGUCAGUGUCUGAGAACACCUUUUCUUCUACAUUGCUGUUUUUAUGUUUUCUGGAUUUUCCUGUGGAAAUGUGUCGUUUGGGCCCCAAAUCCCUUUUGUCAUCUUUCUUCCCAAGUGACUGUGUGUGUUAAGGAAAAUGCUAUGGUUUGAACUUGCUGUGCAUUUCCCCUCUCAGAAAUAAGAAAAAGCUUUGUCAAAAAAAUAAAAAAGGCAAAAAGGCUGCUGUAAUGCCUGUAAAGACAUGUCAGUAGAUGUAUCAGGUACUGUAGAUAUAGAAAGUGGCACACAAUAUCUCUUUAGGAAGUGGCCUUUGAUACAGAGAGCCAAGUAUUCUAUUUUGAGGAAUGGUCAAAGCAGCCCAAAGUGUCAUAUUAGGGACCAUUUGAUCUUGCCAAACAAACAAACCUGCCUGUCCACUGACCUCACAAAAUAUUCUAGGGAGGGAGAGAAGAGGAUGUAUAUUUUGGUGUGGAGAAGAAGAAACACCAGAAUUUAGAAUAAACCUAGGCAUUUUCAAAGUAUAUAUACACAAACCAGCUUAUCUUCCUGUUUCAUUCAUCUGAAGAUGCAGGUUGUUGUUCUGAAAGCCCAUGCCCUUUAACCUAUUAUGUUUUUAAGGUGUGGCAAUGUUCUUAGUUUGUUCUGGCAUAAAUGCACACAAACAUGAAUGCUCUGAGACUGCAUUCUUAGUUCCUUUUAAAGAUCAAUUUAAUGUGGAAGACAAAUCAAGUAUUGCCACAAUGCACAUUGUAUGCUUUGAAGAAGGAUCGUGUCUGGAAAUAAUAGGAAUAAAGUUGGCGAACCAGGCAACUUUAUUCAUUAAAAGUUGCAUAAUAUAUGUAGGAUUAAACGCAAGGUGUAUGUAAUGACUAAAUUUUAUUACAAUAAGUGUGGUUUUUUUUUUUUUUUUUUAAAUACUAUAGUUAAAAAGCCUGAGAGGAGCUGAAAAAGCAAGGAAGUUCAAAAUUCAGGCAUUCAGUUUGUUUCUUCACUCUCACCAGUGUGUCAAGGUUUUGCAUGUGUGUUGCACAGGAUGAAAUAACACAUUUAGAUUUCUGUUGGUGGUCUAAAUUACCUUGAUUUUUAAAAUGUGUUGUCCAGAAGGUGCCUACCUCCUCUUUGAAUUCUGUGGUUUUACAUAUGAAGAUGUAAUAACAAUUAGCUGUUCCUUAGCAGGUCUUGAGAUUAGGUAAAUACAACCUCAAAUGAACAACAACACAUGAUAUUGCACCAUGUCAUUAUUUAUUUAACAGAAAUAAAGCCAAAAUGGAAAAGCCAUGUGUGAAAAACUAACCAUGGUGGUUCUACAAGCUAUUGAAUUGUAAGGUGUACUUAGUUUUCCACACAUGGCUAAACAUGGCACUGUGCAUUAUGGCCAAACAUCUCCACUUUGAUCUCAUCCGUCCAAAAGACGUUGUUCCAGAAGUCUAGUGGUUUGUUCAGGUGCAACUUUGCAAACCAAAGCCAUGUGGCCAUGUUCUUUUUAGAGAGAAGAGGCUUUCUCCUGGAAACCCUUCCAAACAAACCAUGCUUGUUCAAUCUUUUUCUAAUUGUAUUGUCAUGAACUUUUAACAUUUAACAUGCUAACUGAGGCCUGUAGAGCCUGAGAUGUAACUCUUGGGGUUUUUGCAAUUUCUCUGAGCAUUGCGCUAUCUGACCUUUGGGUGAAUUUGCUGGGACGUCCACUCCUGAAAUGAUUGGAAACUGUAUUGAAUGUUUUCCACUUUUGAAAAUCUUUCUCACUGUAGAAUGAUGGACUUAACAUUGGUUGGAGAUGGCCUUGGAACCCUUCACAGUUUCAUGGGCAGCAGCACUUGCUUCUCUAAGAGCAUGGUGUCAUAUUUCCUCCUUGGCACUGUUUUAAAAUACACCUGAAUGCUCCAGACCAACAAACUGCCCAAACCCCAGCUUUUAUAGAGGUGGACACACUUGCUGAUGUUGAAAUAAGCAAGGGCAUUUGAUUAGAAGCCCCUGUCUGCUACUUAGCCUCUUAAUUGCUAUGGCAGCAGUAAAGGUGUACUUCGUUCUUCCACACAUGAUUUCUCCAUCUUGACUUUAUUUCUGUUAAAUAAAUCACGACACGUUGUAAUGGGUCAUGAAUUGUUGUUCAUACAAGGUUGUAUUUACCUAAUUUUAAGGCCUGGUAAAGAACAAAUGGUUGCUAUUAUGUCCCGAUAUGCAAAACCACAGAAUUCAAGGAGGGUGCACUUUCUUUUUCCCAUGACUGUACAUAGUGGCAGUUAUUACAUGGUCCCAAAGUAGUUCAAUUUGUUCAUUCAGAGUUCAGUGUUUGAUUAUGUGAGUUUGUUGGCUGCUUAGAAUAACCUAGGAUGACAGAAUCGCCUACUGCUAAGAAUAUAUUGAGGAGUAUUUGUUUGUUCUUCCUAUUUCCCCACUUUCUUUAAAUGGUCAUACUUUAAACGGUCAUAGCUGAGGCAUAGGUUAUGAGGCAUAAACAUAAUAGCUAACUGUAAGGUGUAAUGCAUUUAUGUAUGUAUGUUAGUGCAGUAUACUUAACACUUAUGACACUUGGGUUUCCGGUAUCUUUAAGAUAUCUCAUCUAAAGCAGGGCAGAAAAUAAAUGAAAGGAAGUGGCACAGCAAAAUGUUCAGAAAUGUACAUACCAUAAGCUUUCUGGAUGAGCUGAAUACUUUGUUAAUGUCUAUCAAGAUGUAUUCUCCUUAUGUUAGACAUUAAUUUGAGGUGGUAUUUGGGAUAAUUCGAGAAAUGUUUACUUUAUAAAUAAUGAGGUCUCUUUUUACUAUUUAGCUUAGUGCCCUGACAGGCUUUUCCCCAUUAAAUUUAAAGUCAGGAAAGGGUAGUCUGUUCCAGCAGGUUGGAUUCAACAAGUCCUGACCUACAAUCACAAUUGGGUUGUGGUUUGUUAAGUAAGUACGUGUAGAAUGAACCAGUUUCCUGAGUUUGAACAUAGCUAUGGUUUAUUAAAAAACCCGAAGGAAGUAUCAAGUUGUUUCUUAUGGUUAAAGGAGAGACGAGGAGCAAGCUUGUUGCAACACAUUCUUGUAAUUGGGAAUCAUGGUAUCCCAUUGCAUCUAAACUAGGCCAUUGCCGUAGAAUCCUUGCUUGAUUGAGUGUUGAGAGAUCUAAUAGUAUGAAAUGAUGUUUUUAAAACCAGUUUUGUAAAGCAGCAACACUUCAAGUUGGUUGUAAAUAAAAACAUUUGCUAGUAUAGUUCAUCAGCAACAAUUUCACUUGGAGUACCAUUUGGAGAGAAUAAUAAAGAUUCCCAGUCAGGGCCCUCCCACACCUACAUCCCAUAACCAGUUACCAUGAACUCAUUAAAAGCACUGUUGCAUCUGUAUUAGAAAGUGGCAGGUAAUACCUCUCAGAAGGCUCAGUUUGAUCCUGGGUAUUUCUGUUGCUGAUCCUUAGGUUAAAGUGCUGACGAUAUUGUAAUGUGAUUGUAUUAUCAGAAUAUGAAGAGCUUGUAUGUGCUCAGUGCAGAAUUACACCAAAACGCAAGCAGUGAUCUUGUUGCCACAAAAUAACCUUGUUAUUGUUUGAAACCUUCAGUUUCCUAAUUUAUUUGUGACUUAGCCGAGAGGCUUUGGUUGCUCCUUUUUCUAUCAAAUAAUUUUCAAAAAAAUGCAGUUACUUAAUACAUUGAUUACUAGCUGGCAAAUCUUUUAACUCCAGGUCAUACCUCACUCCAGUUCGGGAUGAAGAAUCUGAAUCCCAAAGAAAAGCUAGAUCAAGGCAAGCAAGGCAGUCCAGAAGAUCCACUCAGGUACAGUGAUCUUUUAUGUUAUAUUUAGGGGAUAUGUGUUAGUCCAGUACACUGAUGGUACAAUACCUAUGAAUUGGUUUCUGUUCAUAGAGGAAGAGAGAGAAUUAAAAUAUGAAAAUGGAAGUAUGUAAUAAUAUACAGGCAACUCGCAGCUUAUGCGAGGGUUUGGUUCCAGGGUUUCAUGUGUAAACCCAAAAUCAUGUGAAGCCAGAAACCCCCAGAACUCCCCAACCCUGCAUGCCUGUCUGGAACAAGCCUUUCCCUCUGCCCUACUGGGCUCUAGGUGUGUUCCGGGACCCUCACACAACUUUCCCAGAGGCAAGUAUUAUCAUUUAUUUAUUUUUUAGUGCAACAGAGAAAUACAGCUCCACUUCAGAAAAGCAAGUUAAAUAUUUGCAUUCUGACUUUAAUCUACAUAUCCACAUGCACACAAUUAGUUCUGGGCUAGGAAAAUAUAUUUUCCCCAAGCAUGCAACCAGGGGAAAAGUUUUUUUAAAGCAUCCAUUUAUUUUUAUCACAUAAAAUACCAUCCCUUCCAGUUGUUUUAAAACAGCAUUAAAAAUACAAGGGAAAAGCUUUUAGAUGCUAUGAAAAAUGAGGAUGAAACAAACAAGAAAGAAUGAACUAUGAGAUUAGGAAAUGGGGUGUAGCCUCAGGUUUGGUUUGGGUUGUUUUUUUUUUUUUACAAAAUACCAUUUACCUUUAAUAAGUUAUUGUUUGAAUGUCAGCAGAAGUCAAAUUAGAUACUGGACACUUGACAUGUUAUCCUUUUUUUGGGGUGCAAUUCUUCUAAAGGGGGUAACGCUGACUGAUCUUCAAGAAGCCGAAAAAACUAUUGGCAGAAGUCGUGGUACACGAACCAGAGAGCAAGAAAAUGAAGAAAAAGAAAAGGAGGAAAAAGAAAAACAGGACAAAGAAAAACAGGAAGAAAAGAAAGAAUCUGAAUCUAAAGAUGAUGAUUAUAGACAAAGAUACACACGGACCAUAGAGGAGGUAUUUCAUGUUGCUCCUAUUGCACAGGCAUGAAUCGGCCAACUGUGCUUCGAAUUCUAGGCACAGUUGGAUUUUAUCCCCAGUUCAUGCAUUAGAGUGGGAACUUCUGCACUCAGGUCCACCGACCAGGCUCCGCCCCAUUGGCUGCCCAUGAUUGGGCGAUUUGAAUUUUAGUCUGGUGAGCCAUCACACCCUGCAAUGCAGCUGGUCCGGGAAUUUACAACGGCUGGCUGUUGGGGAUGUGACUCCUAACUGCCCUGGGAAUGAAGGGCAGCUUGCAAGGGGCCGCAACUGCCACUCAUGCGGAGCAGGGUAGGCGGCCAUUCUGAAAUUGUAGGAGGUAGCUUACUUGAUGAAAAUGAUUUAAUCUGCAUUUCUAUGCUUCCUAAUAUUUCAAAACUGAUAUGGACUUCUCCCUGUUGACUAGCCAUAUCAUCGCUAUAGAACUACUCCUUCAACUACUUCAUCAACUUCUUCAAUUGCCACAUCUAGUUCUUCAAGCCAACUAAACAGACCAAACAGCCUUAUAGGUAUAACUUCUGCUUACUCCAGAAGUGGAGCAAAGGAAAAUGAGAGAGGUAAGGCUUCCCUUAUUUUUUUCUUUUUCUGUGUUGGUGUUAUCAAAUAAACCACUGCCCCCUUCAAGAAAGUUUGGUAUACCUUAGAUGAGUAAUUGGUAAAACAGUUGGGAAUCCUCCUGUAGAAUCGCCACCUAAAAUCAGUAUUUCAGCAAUUCCUCAGUAAUUAUACUUUUAAAUUGCUUUCUGUAGAUCAAAUCUAAACUUGCUCAUAAGUUCCCAUAAUUCCAUGGGCUCUAAAUUUUAAUGUUGAAUUGUUAUAGGAACAACUUUUUUAAAAAAAGAAAAAGUUUGGAGUGAGGCUGAGUACUGUGUUGCCUUAAUAUAGAUUCAUUUUUCAGCCCUGAAGACUGGAGCAGUGAAUUAACAAGUACCUGGAUGUUUGUGAUUUCUUAUGUUAAUUCAAGGGUAAACACAUGGAUAAAGUGCAUGAUAGCAAAGGAAUGUUAUAUGCUUGUGCAGCCCUGCUUAAUAAUUCUUGUAUAAGUUAAUAAAAGCAUUUUGGAGCUGAACAAUCAGUUUGAAAGGUUAAACUUUGAUCUUUCUGACAUGUUACUUUAAAUCUUAGUUUACAAGAAGUGGCACCUUACCAUGGUCUGAAAAUUGCUGGAUUUCAUUAAAUGCAUUACCAUACAAAGAAAAGCAAAUCUAGCUAAUUUGAACACAAAUCUCUCUGAAAGAGUCUGUUGCACGCUGAAUUCUUGAUGCUUCUGGCUAAACAAAUACUUACCUGAAUAAGUGUGCUCUGGUUGCUUUGAUGAAUAUGUGUUUGUAGAUGUCAUAAUGUAUGCAUAUGUGUUAGGCUUUGAUUCUUAAGGUUAAAUCCAUAUAAUACUACAAUGAAAUAUUAUAGUUAGAAAUGAUGGAACAAUGUAUAAAGAGAAUAAUGGCAUGUUAAAAGUGAUCUACAUUUACCAUAUUCUCAAAAGCAUUUUAGGAUUUUCAUAAACUUGAAUCCUGAAUGUCUUGCUUCAGGAAUGACAACAGAAAUGUAAUGUGUUGCAAAUUAGUAUAUUUACUGGACUUCAUUAAAAUCUCAAUGCAUUGCUAUUUAAAUAGAAACAGGGAAGAAAGAAGAAGAAAAAGAAGAAGAUAAAUCACAGACAAAAUCAAUAAGGGAAAGGCGACGGCCAAGAGAAAAACGAAGAUCUACAGGAGUUUCUUUUUGGACUCAGGAUGUAAGUAAAAACCCAUUUAAAUUGCAUAUAGAUCUGUAUUUAGAAACAGUUCAGGGAGAAUUCAAUGAACUGAGGCAACACAGUUGAUAAAACAAGCUGUGGAAAUUGGGUUUUUGUUUUCAUAUUGCAGAUUUAUGUUUCAGACAUGGGUGAGAUUCAUGUAUUUUAAAGCUAUUAGCACUCUUGAUCUAAUGCUUAACACAGUUAUCAAUCUCAUUUUAGAAGUGUGGUGGUUAUACCCAGUUGUCAAAUCUAGACGUUCAAACUGUUUCAUGAAUCACCAACCCAUCCACAAUAUGUACAUGAUUUUUUUUAUUAGUGAGACAACAGACUUCUUCAUCACUGAUAUCACAGCUUUUUUGGACAAUUAAUGAAUUCAGUUAUUAGUCAUUGCCUUAAAGUAAAAUCAGUACCCAACUAAGUUCUACUUAGAAUAGACAUAUUGAAAGUAAUGGACCCAAGUUAGUCAUGGCUAUUAAUUUCAGUGGGUCUACUCAGUGCAAGCUUUGACUAUACCCCCCCCCCGUAAUAUGGAAAAUGUGUGAUAUUAAUUGUAAUGCAUACAUAAUUCAUAAUACAUUGGAUAAGCAUGCAUUUUAGUUAAUUAGGGCUUGGGUGAUUAUGUGUGUGACUUUAAAUCAGAAACAAUGAGAUGAAUGAGAUGUUGCAAUGAGAUGCUGUAAAGUAGUUAAGUAAAAGUUCUUGUAUGUAAGUUAACUGCUUAAACAUUAAUAUGGACUUGCCACCCAUAAAUUGCUGUUUGUAUAUUGUUGUUGUUGUUGUUUAUAUACCGGCUAUACCCAGGGGUCUCAGUGCAGUUCACAAAAUAAAAUCAAGAUAUAGAACCACAAAAUACCUAAUAAAAAUAAAAACAACAACCCAACAGCCCCAAUAAAAUCUGAAAAUACAGAUUCUACGUAUCUGCUAUUUAUAGGGAAAGAGUGUCUAUCAUUUUAUUUUAAAAAAAUAAGUUGAUUACAGUAAGUUGUCCCAGAAUUGAAGAAUUGGACAAAAAUAGUUGAAAUUUUGUUUUAGAAGAGUACAAAAAUGAGAUUAUAUUCCAGUAUAAAUGUGUGAGUGGUGGUGAGCAACUAGGAUAGAAUUUUGUUAUUGACAAACUAGAUCUGCUUGCUUGAAGCAGCUUGAAGGCUGAAAAUGUUGUUUGGUGGAAGCCCUCCUUCUAAGUUGUUCUGUCCCGAGGCAGAAUGUAAAUAUAUGCUAAUUUUAAAUGGGUUUCCUCCCUCAGAGUGAUGAAAAUGAACAAGAACACCCAUCUGAUUCAGAAGAGGGAACAAAUAAAAAAGAAACACAGGUAAUUGUUCUGUUUUGUUUUCCUUGCAUAAAAGACAUAAUCUCAUGCUACGAUUUUAUUCAAGGUUCUGUGAAGAAAAUUGUGUCUUCUGGGGUUAAAACAUUAAGUUCAGAGAUCAUGUGAUAAUUUCAUUUGGCCUUCAUAGAAGCGUAACCUGUUGAUUAUAGCGCACAAAGUUGUUUUCAUAUUUCAGUGCUGUUCCAUGUAUCUUUUUCCCUGUUCUCUUUCAUUUUGAUUCUCAUUUGAGUGCCAUAUUUUACAAAAGCUACACUCCCACAGGUAUUGCAUCCUGUUUAAAUUCAGUAAUAGUGCAUUAACUGAGAUUGCAUACAUUUUGCUGUGAUAACGCCAACAUUAUCUGUUUCAUGUGAACGUGUCACUUGAAUAAGCUCUAAGUGGACCCUACAAAAUAUAUUCAAACAAAAGGUUUGAAUGGUGUAAAGUUUAUUUUAAAUCACCACAUAGUGGACUGUCCACAUUGAAAAAUGAGAGAGCAGUUGGAAUACAUAGAAUACUAAAAGAACAGGAAGGCUGAAUCAUUAACUCUCUAGAACCUUGUCAUAAUAUGGGGUCUAUAUUUCUAACAUUGGUGUUCUUGUGAAGAUUCUGCAAAUUGUUGCUAGGAUCCAAACAUGCAGUUACUUUCAUGUGGCUAUGGAGACUUUGGGCUUGUAUCACUCAAACAGCAGUUCCCUAAGCUGCAUUGCAAAUUACUUUUGAAAUCAUAGAAGUCUUUGAAAUGCUCUUCGGCUUGGAAGGUCUGUUAUUCAAAGAAAGAAGUCCAAAAUGCCUUUGCACAUGCCCAAUCCCUUGGUGUAUUUAAGUUAGCUAUUUGGAUUCCAGCCUAUGAUUCCAUGCAGCAGGGGUAGAUAACUGCAUACCGCCAGUGGGCCAGAUCCUUCCUUCCCCUCAAUCCCAAGUGUCAAUUCUGACAUGUGGGUGGUACUGCCCACCUGUCAAUCACCUGGUGCUGUUAUGACAUUGGGUGACAACUUGAAAAGAACUUUCCUUUGAAGACUGUUUUGCAGAUAAGUUUCAAUACACACGGCUUGGAAAUGGACUUCAAAGUAACAGCAGACACGCCUUUACCUGCCAUAUACCUGAUGUCACAUAUGACAUCAGGGAUGGGGCAGCUGAGUGUGGUUUGGGGGAAAUGGCCUCCCAGGGCAAAAUAGAACCCCUAGCUGACCUGAAUGGACCUGUAAGCUGGUGGUUCCACACCUCUGCCAUACAGUAUAUUUUAUGGUCCAUUUUAUUUUAAUUGCUGGACUUACUUAAAUUCUCAUUAAUUUUCUAGUAUUCUAGUGAAUAAUUUGCUUGUUAAACAUAGGUGCAGUCUUUUAAAAUAUUUGUUUCCUCUUCCUCCUUCAGGGUGAAAGCAUUUCAAGGUACGUGCACUCUUCACGUUUAGCUCUCCUUAUGAUGGGAAGCAUAACAUUCUUAAUUGUUUAAUGUUGCUAAUGAAAUGAGAGGUUAAGCAUGCUUUUAUGGAAAAAGGCACUUUGCAAAUGAUGCGAUGCUAGAAGCUGCCCACAGCUCAGUUCUCCAUAGAUACCAAAACUGUAGAAGAUUACAUCCAGUUUCAACAUGUCCACAGAGUUGCUAUUAUGCUAGCAUGUUGACCGUCAGCAUGGCAGCGCCAUGACAUCUUGAGGAUUAUAAAAUGUUCCAGAAGAGCCAAGCAAUAUGAUUCAUUGGUUACAAACAUGAUGAAGGUUGUAUGCUUUGCCACACCUAAAUUGAGGGGAUUUUAACCAUUUAUCUGUAAGAUUCCAGCUUUUGGGAAGUCCCCAAGUGGAGGAUGUUCCCUGAUAAUAUCAUACCCUAGUUCACAUUUGCUUUUGUAUAAAAUGGAGAGAAGUGGAAGACUGCAUACACAUUAUUUGAAUUCACACUGUAUCUUUAGUUGAGUUACAAUAUUAAUAUGUCAGUGACUUAAUUCAGAUGUCAUGUCAAAUCAUCAUUUUCAGAGCUUAACUAUCGUUCGUCACAAUGAUCAAAUUUGACAAAUCAUAGUUUGAGAAUGUUGAAACCAUGAGGUUAAUGAAAUGUCCCAAUUGACAAGUCAUAGUUAGCAUUCCACCCUCUGAGGCCAUCAUCUCGCAUAACAGAAAUCCAGAAUAUGAGAAAGACAAAAAUAGAGCACCAACUCUGUUGUCUUCAGUCUUGCUGAAUUCUACCCGAAAGCCAUGAUUUCUCUAUUGAUCUUUCUGCCCCUGCGUGUUAAACCAGUUCCCAUUCAAAAUAAAGGCAGGCAUUUGGAUUUCAUGAUUUUUAUUUAUCGAACAACUUCUAUGAAAGAAACUGAAUCAAAUGAAUAACUUUCAGGUUUUUAGCCUUCACCUGUGGUCUCCCAUUUCUCCCCAAAUACUGGUGUUGUAAAACUUGUUUGCAUGCCACUUUGAAUUGUGUUUUAUAAAGAAAAGUGAGAUUUUUUUUGAAAUAUAAACAGAGUUAUGAAAAGCAAAGGUAGCAAUUAUCACUAGUGGCUGAAAUCGAGGGAAGUUGCAAUGUAGGUCAUGAAAAUAGCAGCCAGGAGAUGUGAUAAAAUGGAAAGUGGUGCCAGGGAGGGGUAGCACUACCAAUAAUGAAAUGAUGUUUUCCCUUUUUGCAUGGAGAGUAGCUAUGGGUGCCCUUAGAGGGACUUCUUUCUUUUUGGACAUUUAUCUGGUUCACCCCCCCCCCCCAAAAAAAAAUACUAUUUCACUCCAAGAGUUAUGGAAACUGCAACAUUGGUGGGAACAUUGCUUUGGAGUGUGGGCAGUGGUUUUGAGUGGACAAAGCCAGGAAGAAAAAUGUCCCACCCCCUAGUUCUUUGCCCAACUUGGACUGUCCCCCCGCACCUGAAAAAAACAAACACUUCUUAAUACAGAGACAUCAGGAAGAGGGGAAUGCUCCUUGGCAGAAAGCUGGCCGAGAAAGCAUUGUGCUGCACAACUGAGAGCAAAUAAAAAGAAGAAUGUUCUCAGUUGUGUUGCCCUUUUUAGCGUUACUGAUUGAUGGCAACAAGGCAUCAUAUCUGUGGUUGUGUUGCUGGAGGUACAACAAGGUGAAGUGGUUUAUAAUUGAAUCUUGGAACCCUUUGAGGAGACAACUAAGGAAAAAUAGUAUAAAUUGUGUUUUGCACGUAGGGCCCAGUUUUGCAUGUCACAGUAAACCAUCAUUAUUAGUUUCCCAUGAACACAGAAGUCACUGCAGCUUUGCUCCUUCCAUAGUGCCAGCAGGAACAGCAAACCAUGAUCUUUGAUGUAGCAUUAUAUCUGAAUGAGGGAUCAGGCUUGUUUCGUUGCCCCAAUCCCCACCUUGGUAAGCUAAGAACAAAUAUUGGCUUCACAUUCUGAUUUGUUUGUAGUGAAACAAAUCAUGAUCCCAAGCUCAGACAUUACAAUACACCAGGGAUUGUGAUUUGUCCCUCGCGCUAGGGGAGGAGCCACCUGCAUGAUCAUGCUAAACAAUUAACUUUAGACAGUUCUGAUGUGCAAAUGAAGCCACUGUGACUUAGUUUCUAAAUUAGAGCUAGCUCAGACCAUAGUUUGUUGUAAUUCUGAAUAGAGCUGUGAGAGAUUGAACUUUUAUUCUUUUUUGGAAGAUAUGACACAGGAUCAUCAGGAGAUCGUUACGAUUCAGUACUAGGACGGACUGGAUACAGUUACUUGGAAGAUCGCAAAUCAUAUUCCAGCAAGCUAGAAAAAGAAGAUACAACAGAUUUUAAAAAGGUAUCUGACCCCAUGAGUUGUGUGUUAACAAGAUGACUUUAUUACAAGUUUGUGAAGUCAUUCUGUAUGGUUCUCUUAAUUCAGUUUGACACCAAAAGCAUACAUACACUCUGGGGACUAUAAGAUGCAAUUUCAAGCUCUAUGGUAUUGGUUUUGAGGUAAAUUUUGAUUGAGGCCAUUGUUAAGGUACUAUUUGUAAAGCAACUUCAAAUGUAUGGCCACUUUACCCCACCUCCUUUCUCAUUUAGAACAGGGUUGGGGAACCUCAGGCCCAGGGCUGAAUGUGAGCCACAUGGUCACCCUGUGUCACCCAUUGGACUCUCCCCAGGCUACACCCCUUUCCUAGGAUGCUCCCCUCACCAGCCCUUCACCCUUCUCUAGUGCUUUCGCCUAACUGGAAUUUGUCCUUGAACCAGUAUAAUGUCUCUUGCUUGCCUGAAUGGAGAGAGGUGACUGUGGUGUAUGGAGAAAGUUGAUCAUUGCAGGGUCCAGCUUGGUUCCUAUGGGGAGAGGCAGUCUUUGAGAUAUUGUGAUCCUGAACCGCUUAAGGCUUUAUAAGUCAAAAGCAGCACUUUGAAUUGGGCCUGAAAACUAAUUGGCAAUCAGUGCAGGAUCAGUGUAAUAUGCUCAAGCCGUCUUGUGCUAGUGAGCAACCUGGCCACUAAAUUCUGCACCAGCUGAAGUUCUUGAACUGUCUUCAGAAGUAGCAUUGCGUAUAAAACAUUGCAGUAAUCGAACCUAUAGGUUUCCAGAGCAUAGAGGAUAGAAGUUAGGCUAAAUCCUUAUUUCAGACAUUGUGAUAUAUUGGAAUAUCUCAGUGUUUAGCUGGUGAUAUAUCACAGUGUUGAAAACCAUAUAUCGCUCAGCCAUACACAGAACCCUGAAAUCUAAACAGUUGCUCCUUGCCUACUGCCCUUCUAAUCCUAGGAGUUAAAUUUUAUGUCUCCACAAUUAUCAAUUUAUAAAUGCAGUUAUGAUAGAAGUUUGAAGAAGUGCCUGAUUUAUAAAAGUAUUGCAUAUUUCUUAGCUUUAUGAACAGAUUGUAGCUGAAAAUGAAAAAUUGAAAGCACAAUUGCAUGAUACCAACAUGGAACUGACGGAUCUCAAACUACAGUUGGAAAAAGCAACUCAGGUUUGUAUUUCUAAACUCUCAAUUUAAUUUUAUUUCUUCAAAGGAUCUUCAGGCUGCCUUAUAUGAUAUCCUCUCUAGGCUGCUUACAAACAUAUAACAAAUAAAAUCACAAAUUUCUCUAAUACAGUUUAAAACAGAUUACAAACAAUAAAAUGCCAAAAUAACAGGCAGAGCAAUAAGUACAAAUUAGAGAAUCCUUCAAAUUUUUGCAGGCCUGAAAAAUAUUUUAACAGGAAAUUUAGUAACAAAUCUAGUAAUACUCUGAAAUCUAGCAGCAACCUUAAUAAAAUCAUCAUUGUUAAAAGCUAAACAGAACAGAUGGGUCUCCAAAGCCAUUUUGAAGGCUGGCCAAUAGUCCAAUGUCUAGGGAGGAAGUUCCAUAAAUGAGGCGCCACCACAGAAAAAGCAUAUGUAGGUUCAGUAAAAUGUGUGUCACCAAGGAUUAGCUUUGCAUUUUCCAAAGAGAUGGAAACACACUUUUUUAAUAGUUCCUUUUAAACGUCAUGCUUUAAUUCUGUUUGUUAUAAACCUGGCACAAAAGUUCUAUUAGAAAUAUAAAUCAAUAUUGAACGUUUCACAUAUUAGAAGGUUUCUAUUGGGCUUUACCAGCGCCUCUUGGAAGUGUAUGGAAUCUGAGUCUCUUAGGUGGAGUUCAGGCAAUAACAUGCAGUGAGGUGGCAAACUAGAAAAAUGAAAUGUGAAGUGCAAAAUUUUUAUACAUUUUAAAGGUUUAAGUGUCCAGAAUGGUAUUUCAUACACAACUUGCAUAGGGCUAAGUUGUAAAUUGUUACUUUAUAUUGAUGGAGGAGGAGGUGAGCGGCCUAGUCUUUAACCCUUGAACAUUUCUGCUUUAAUUGCUGCAUAAAUGACUUCAAAAUUUAUGUGAUUAUGAUGGGAAGACAGUGUCCUUGAUAUUGAUGAUAAACUGUGGUUAGUGAAAACUGGAAGUGAAAACUGGAGGUGGAGGCAUAGCAGGCUCAUUCAACACUAUACCAUAGUUAAUCAUUAUGUCCAAACAAGGCCUAGUCUUUAACCCAUGAACAUUUCUUCUUUAAUUGCUGCAUAAACGACUUCAAAAUUUAUGUGAUUAUGAUGGGAAGACAGUGUCCUUGAUAUUGUGGAGUUGAGUUGGAAGUCUUCCCCCUGCAAACCAUCUGGCCCUUCUCAAUGGACAGCUAAUGUUAGGUGUCAAGUUUUAUCCCUAGUAUUACUGCUCCAUAGAAGUGAACAAUAAUCAUUAACUUAUAUGGGUAAAAAGUAAGGUGGUGAGUUCAUGGAGUGUAAGGAAGUUGCUGCUGAUAGAGACUGAUUUUAAGCUUAUACCUUCAAAAGGAGCAGUGUGUUUGCCCUUGAGCAGCAACUUCUAUUAAUUGAAAUUGAUAUAUGAUGGCAGAAACUUCCUGAGAACAAGUUUAGAAGCAGGAUGGGAAAUGUUAAGUGAUUAUUCCAGCCACCUGAUUAAUGACUACUAAAACAGGCAGAGAGAGGCUUGAAUGUGCACAUAUCCUUAUAAAGACCCUUUAGUGUAUUCGUUCAUGUUCACUCUGACAUUGGAGAUCUGACCUGAUCUGAUUAGCUAUGGGCCAUAUUCUGUGUUACAGUGUUAUUUGAAAUUAUUAGUAAAUGUAACUCUGGCCCUGUAUCUGUCCUUCAUUGAUCUCCAUUGCAAGAAAUCUAUAUUAAAUUUGUGUAUAGAUCAUCAGUAGCCAUUUAUUAAAGGAUGGCUUGUGAUGGUGAAUACCAUUAACUAUGUUUCUGGCGCCUACCUCAUAGUUUUCUGUAUCUUCUAUUCCCCCCCCCCGAAAAGUAUGGUUUCCUGUUGAGAUUAUAUUCAGCAAACCUAUGAAUCUGAGAGUGCCCAUGAAUUUCAGGCACUCAUAGAAUCAUAGAGUUGGAAUAGAUCACAAGGGCCAUCGAGUCCAACCCCCUGCCAAGCAGGAAACACUCUUUACGUUACAGAAAAAAAUGAAUAAAUAUUGGGUUGGAUUCAGACACAGCGGACAUUAAUUCCCUUAGAAAUGAGUUGGUUCUGUCGUUUUCACUGUCUAAUUUAGUCUGGAUUCUACCCACCACUGGUAAUGCAACAGUGCUUUUCUAAAUUGCAUUUUCCCCACGUCCAUUUAUCUCCUUUAUUUUUCUUGUGAGUAACAUUGCGUGUGAUCACUUAUCUAUUUCAGAGGCAGGAAAGAUUUGCUGAUAGGUCUCUGCUAGAAAUGGAAAAAAGGGUAAGUUUUUUCCUGGGCUUUUGGUCCUCUAGGUUUAUAUAAUAUUCUUAUAAAAUAAUAAUCUGAAUUGGGAAGCAGUAUGCGAAACAGAACAAACUGCAACAAUUUAGUUAGGCAAUUAGAUUUCUGGACAGUCUGUGUGUGCACAAGGGAUGCACUUUAUGUAUUGAUAUAAGAGCAAUAAUAAUCAAAUAGUUAAAUUUAAAAUUCCGCGCUGGAUUUGGUCUGGCAACUUUUAAAAAACAUACGAUUGGUGGAAAUGGCUUAAAUCGGUUAACUCACUGUUACUUAACUGAGCACUGCUAAGUAAACAAGUUUUUUUUUAAAUGAAACUUGGUUCUUAUCACAGAGAGUUAAAUGAAUGACAGACUGACAAAAAUGAAUUAUGACUGUACUAAGCUCUUGAAAUUAAUUGCUAAAACUGGGUAAAAUAUGUUUAGGAGCUCACUUAACUAUGAUUAAACUAAAUUCAAAUGGUUUGUAUCUGAAAGGUGACCGACAAGAGUCAGUAUCCUCGCAGCGGUAUGAUCUAACCAAAGUUUUACACACCUCAGCUGAUGCUGCUUGUUUUGCAUAACACUGUUGAAUGUAUACUUUGUAGCAUUUGCUUUUGUCUUUCACACUUUGAAAAUGUUUGAAUGUCAGAUACUGGAUACAGCAGCUGCUUUUUAAUGAGACUCACCGCAUUGUCUUAACACAAAGCAAUACUUUAGCUUUAAGACCUGUUGUCCAAUGAAUGAUGACAGAAUAUGCACUAGGACACACACACACGAUUAGUAUUACUUGGGUGUAGUACAGAAUGCAAACUAACAUUUGCCUGUCUGUGGAACGUAAUGCUUUGUGCUUCCUUUUCCUUAAGGCAGUUGGUCUCUUUUCUGCAUUUCUUGUAUGCUAAACUACCACAAAAUACAGUUAAAGGAGUAAUACCCAACUGAUGUUACAAAAACUAUUGGCUGAUCAAUUUUAUAUAAAGAAUGUAUUUAACUGGUAGAAUUUGACCGAAAUUAGUUCUGUUGUCUUGAUUUUAAAUUUGUAGUAUUUUUUUACACAUCACUGGCCUCGCAAGUUUCUUGUCCUCACUGUGCUUAUGGUUGUUUAAUCUUGAAAAUCUGAGAUUGCUCUACAGAGAUGAUGCUUAAAAUAUAUAUCCAAAUUGUGUUAUUAAUGCAAAUGGUUUUCUGUAGGAAAGAAGAGCUCUAGAAAGGCGGAUAUCUGAAAUGGAAGAGGAACUCAAAGUAAGCGUGCUUCAACUAUUUUCAUUUAGGGCAGUAGCAUUGUUUAUAGGCUACAGUGUGCACAUUCUUAUUUUUAUGUAUUGAUUAGGAGUGCAUCAAAUUACAGAAUAACAUUCUUCCGAUUUUCAAUGGCUUUUUACUACAUGGUCAGCCAUGUAAUCACAGCUCAUGCCAAAGCUGUCUAAUAGAAUGCAGCUUUUGUAAAGGAUAGAAUAUUGUGCCAUACAGUUUUGUUUACAGUAGUAGAGGACUUUUACCUGAGAUUGUCUGAGUUGGUUCAGAUACUAUUGAGACAUAUGGUUCUACUAAAAAACAAAAGCCUAUAUUGGUUGAAUAUGGCUAUACUUCCCCCAAAUGUGUGUGUGUGUUUAAAGUAUAGGCAAAACAUUUUAAAAUUUAAUAAUGAAGUACGUUUGAUUUGUGAAAAUACAGGUUCCUCUGCUAUCAGACAGUCUUCGCAUCAAGGGUAGUAUUUCCUUUAGGCUACAGUCAGAGUGAAGAUAAGGUCACAAAAAUUUCUAAACCUAUCACUUGGUUUUUUUCUCCAACCUUUAAUUCACAGGGACCUAAUGAAGAAAUAAGCUGUCUGUCCGUCUCUCUCUCUCUCUCUCUCUCUCUCACACACACACACACACACACUCUCACACACCACAUAUGUACAUACAAAUUAGAGAUGGGCAUGAUUGAUUCCUGAGGCACAAUAUGACUUUCUUCCUACACCCCAUUGGAAAGACGCUGAUUGGCUUAAUAAAAAAGGAAGCCUCAGUAUAACAAGGCAGAUAGGCUCUCCUUCCCUCCCCACUCCUGGACAGGGAAGAACAAGACUGAGAAAACAGAUAGUUGUCUUAGUUUCUGCGUCUUUUCAGCAGCCUUGAAACGGCACCCAUCAGCAAUUAUAGCAUAUAGAUGUCCAGAUACCAAUAUAGGUAUAAUUUCAAAAAGCAUUCUCUGAGCUCUCUCUUGUUUCCUGCCUUUUUAAAAAAAUCCUCAGUCGUCUGAGGAUUUUAGUACAGUGGAACCUCAGUUUUUGAAUGUGAUCCAUUCCAGAAGACGGUUUGACUUCCAAAACGUUCGAAAACUGAGGCGCAAUGAGUAGUCAGCAAAAUCCAUUGAGAAUCAACCAUCAGGGAGAAAAGAUUAACGUUAUAAAUGUCUAUGCACCAAAUAUGAAUAAAGCUGAAUUCUUUAAAAAAUUGGAACAAAUGUUAACAGAACUGGAGGAUCAUAAGAUGAUUUUACUUGGAGAUUUGAAUGCCGUGCCAACACCUGAAUUAGAUAGAAGCGUGAAAAGAAGAAAACUUAAGCAGGGGAAAUUACCAAGAACAUUUAAUAAUCUGGUGGAAAAUCUAGAUCUGAUAGACAUCUGGAGACAUAAAAAUCCAACAACAAAACAAUAUACUCACCUGUCAGAACCACACCAAAGUUGGGCCAGGAUCAAAUAUGGGUCUCAAGAGAAUUAACAUUAAGAGCACUUAAAUGUGAAAUCUAACCCAGAACUCUUUCAGAUCAUAGCUCAGUAACGUUGGAGAUAAAAAGCAGAUUAUAAGGAACAUACAGAUGGAGAAUGAACGAUUAUCUUUUUGAAAAUGAGGAAAUAAUUGAGAAGGCCAAAAGAACGUUAAAAGAAUAUUUUGAGAUGAAUUUAAAUAAAGAGACUAAUAUAAAGAUGCCAGUUUGGGAUGCCAGUAAGGCAGUGUUAAGAGGAUUUUUAAUUAAUCAGAACAGCUAUAGGAAAAAGUUAAGAGAAAGAGGAGGUUUUGCGGUACCGAAUUUGAAACUGUAUUACGAGGCCUCAUGCCUCUGUUGGAUUAAAGAAUGGAUUGUAAUAAAAAACACUGACCUACUAGAUUUAGAAGGCUUUAACACCAGAUUUGGUUGGCACGCAUAUUUGUGGCAUAAUAAAGCAAAAGUGCAUAAAGAAUUCUCCAGUCACAUCAUUAGGGGACCUCUGCUAGAGGUUUGGGAAAGAAAUAAAAAUCUUCUUAAAAAGAAAACUCCCUGGUGGUUGUCACCAAUAGAUAUUUUAACAAUUAAAAAAAACAAACAUAGAAGGUAAGAGAUGGACAUAUGAAGAUUUAUUGGUGAGAACAGAAAAAGGUUGGCAGAUCAAAACGUAUGAAGAACUAGGAGAUAAAUUAAUGAGUUGGUUACAAUUCCAUCAAAUUAAUGCACUGUGGACAGAAGAUAAAAAGAUUGGGAUAAACAAAAAAAAUCAAGAUUCCAGAUAGAAAUACUGGAAGGAAAUUCAAAACUCUUAUCAAAAAUGUAUAAUCAACUGUUAGAAUGGAAUACUAAGGACGAGGAAAUAAAAGAAGUUAUGGUGAAAUGGGCGAUAGAUCUGGGAUAUAAUUUAGAAUACGAUAGUUGGCUUAAGCUCUGGAAUAAAGAUAUGAAGUUCACUGCUUGUGUUGCCUUAAGAGAAAACAUGGAAAAAAAUGAUGUACAGAUGGUACAUCACCCCUGUAAAAUUAGGAAAAAUCUAUAAGAAUGGAGAUAAAAUGUGCUGGAGGUGUAAAAACAAGGAAGGUAGUUUUUACCACAUGUGGUGGACUUGUGAAAAAUCAAGAACUUCUGGGAGCUCAUUUAUAAUGAACUAAAAAAAUGUUUAAAUAUACUUUUGUUAAAAACCUGAAAAUUUUCUUCUGGGAAUGAUUGGCAAUGAAAUUAAGAAAGAGGACCAGACCUUAUUCCAGUACGCAACAACAGCUGCUAGAAUUUUAAUCGCCCAAAAUUGGAAAUCAAUCAAUAUCCCAACAGUAAGAGAUUGGCAAAGUAAAUUAUUUGAAUAUUCAGAAUUGGCAAAAUUAACACAAAAAAUCAGAGUCCAGAAAGAAACAAAGUUUAUUAAAGAAUGGAAUAAAUUCAUAACCUAUAUUGAAGUAGAUUUAAAAAAUCCAAAGAUCACAGUAGGCUUAAUAUAACCCUUCGACAUACAAAAGUUUUAAAGAUAAACUGCGGGAAAAAUGUAUUACAUAACCCAAAACUGAGGUGGAGGGAAGUCAAUAACUUAAAUGUUUGUCUUUGUUUUGUUUUUUCCUUAUAAUUAAGUUAUGUUGUUUUUAUUAUUGUUUUUUUUCCAUGAAGAAUUUAUUUUCUGUACAUAUGUGUGUAUAUGUGUGUAUGAAAAUUAAUAAAGAGAAAUUAAAAAAAGAGAAGAUUUGAAAACACGUUCGACUUCUGAGGCACAUAUGAAAACAGAAGCAAUUACUUCCAGGUUUUUGGCGUUAGAAAACCGAAACGUUUGGCUUUUGAGACACUCAAAACAGAGGUUCCACUUUAGUCAUAUAGCGACAGAGGGAUUUGGGCCCAGAUUGUUUAAUGCUUGAAAUGCUACCAGCAGCACCUCCAGGGGUGAAGUCAAAUCACAGCACUUCCUGCGUUGUUUUUGCUGCACCAAAGUGACGUCUCCAGGGCGCAAGCCUGGGCAGUGUGUAUGGAGGUCCUGGGCUGCCUAGACGACAACCCCCCACUCUCAGCCCACUGAUGUGGUCUAAAAGAAAGCAGAGCAACACAUUUGGCACCAGCCUUUCCACAGUCACCAAUUCCCUAUAUAUGGUUAGGUAGUUUCUUAGUUUCACACAGAACACUCUGCUGCUAAAGAAAGGAUUAUCUUUACAUCUCUUUCUUUUUUCUUUUAGUUGUCUUCACCUGUGAUACCUUUUCAACAUGCCACAAUUGCAUUUCUCUCAUUGGCUCCUGUUUCUUUGAUUCCUGCAGAAUACAUUUCAAGUAAAGCAUGUUCAGGCUUUGAGGCAUUUAAAUGAGCGACUGCUGACUGAGAAUAGGGCCUUGACCAGAGUGGUUACCAAGCUGUCAGGUGCCUGCAGGCAUCGACAUUCUGUGGACUUGUAAUUUCCCCUUUUCUUUUUUCUGUAGCUGGGCAGGUGUUGACUUUCAGUGAGUGUUAUGGCCUGCAUCUCUCACUAUUAAUGCUUGUGUGUCUGAAGACUGGCUUAUUGCUUGACUAUAAGUUCAGCUUAAAUACACAGUUUCCAGUAUUCCAAUUUUACCCUAUUACUAACAGAUAUAUUGAUGUUGUUGUUUAGUUGCAAAGGAGUUCAGAAACUUUCACUUCCUCUUUUGAAUAGCCACAGCUUUCCAUGUUGUCUGGACCAAGAACUGAUUAAUCCUAACUAUGGCAAGUGUUAGAUAAACCAGCUUUAGAAACUAUGAUUUGAAGCUGGCUUGUUUGAAACUAGCUGUAGUUGCUAUUAACCACAGUUUAUCAGGGCAUAUGACAUGGCCAACUGUAGUGAAGCAAAAAGCUUCCAAACACUUCCUCCCAGUCACACGGCAGGAGGAGAGGAUAGGGAUGGAAUGCUUGAGCGUGAGGCUUAUUGCGAUACAUUCAUUUAUCACGCUGUGCUGUGGUUUAGCAUGGCAUAUGUAUAUGGUGAAUGCAUCCGUGUUGGCAGAUUACUUUGAUGUUAAUCUGCGGGCCUUACUACCUACCACAGUUCAGAGAUGCUCCGUUCCUUGGAUAUGUAUAAGAAUAUUGAGGAGCUGAAAAACUAAACCCUAAUCUGAAUAGUUGAAUUGAUACUUCACUGGAAGCUAAGUACUACAUCUGAAUAUAAACUUACUGAAAAACAUAAGACUCAUCUGUGCUAAUUGGAAACCUCUGGUAGCAGCAUACUACUUAAAGUGGAAAUGUCACAGGGUUGUGUUAUUUUUCCCAAAUUGUCACUGUAAACUUUUUUUAAAAAAAAUAUUAACAUUGUUGUAUACUCGGGGUCCAUCAGAGUAGACCCAUUGAAGUUGAUGAGCAUGACUAAUUUAGUUCCAUUAAUUUUAAUGGGUUUGCUCUGAGUAAAACUUAAUUGAAUAAAACCAUCAGUACCAAGUUCUAGUUAGUGGUUUCAAAGCAAUGUGUCAGAUGAAAUAAUAAUAAUAAUAAUAAUAAUAAUAAUAAUAAUACAGAAGAAAUGAUCAGUUGCAAAAUUUUGCAUUAACUGUUUGAGGUAGCUCGUAAAUACAGCAGAAUUAAUUUUUUUAUAUGAGCCUAGAUUUAACAUGUGCCAUGCCAAUGCCAUAGAGGAGGCAUGAGCUUUUAUAGCUGAAAGUUGUCUCAUUACUGUGAAACUGAAAAAUUACCUUUGCAAUUAACAGUAGCUAAAAAGAAAUAAAACAUGUAUUUUCUACAUGUCUGAAUAGGCUUGCCUAAAGAGAAACACUUUAAGCAGGUGUCAAAAUGACUGUUGUGAAUGUACCUUAUUAGAGAUACCUCAUGCAUUCUAGAAUAUGAUCAUAUACAUAUCAAAACCCAAUCCAAACAGAUCACACAUGUAUAAUAAUUUAUUUUAAAUGCAGUUUUGAUUUUUCAAAGAAUAUGUUUAUUAACUCUUGUCAUUUGGUGCUUUGCAAAAAAAAAUUAAUACAAAGUAUUUUGAUAUUAUGCAUGGUGUAACCUUGCUUAUUUGAGCAACUCGCAAGAACUCUUUUUCCUUUGUUUAUUUAUUUUGCCAUUUAUAUCCUCCUUUCAAUACAAAAAAUCUCAAACUUACGGCAUUUACAAAUAAGAAAUGAAGCACAACAAAAUCCAGAACCACCCUAAGAAUAACAAUGGGCUUUAAAAAGCAUCAUGAAAAUCAUUCAACAGCCAAACUGAAAAGUAUUAAGUGUAAACAAGAACCCAUUUAAUAGCAUGUUAAGGUGGAGCCAGUUCAAUGUCUUUUGGGAAAUUGUUCCAUAGUCAGGGUACCACAGCUGAAAAUAUCCCCUUCCUUUUUUAUUUGCCAAUAGAAAUGCAAUAAGGACUCAGAAAGGGAGUGCAGAAUUCAUGUGAGGCGACAAUUCCUGAGCUGCCUUGGCUAUUCAGGUUUUAGAUGUCACAGUGAUCACUGUCAAUUUUGCCUGGAAGCCAAUGACAUUGAGAAAACUGACCUGAUGUGGUCUGUCCUGCCCAAACAAAUGUCUGCCCUCAGCAUCCUGAGCCAAUUGAAGCUUCUAAGGGUAGCCUCACAUAAAGUACAUUACAGUAAACCAACCUGGAUGUAAGUCCUAUUUAAGUCAGUGGGACUUGCUCCCAGAUAAGUGAGGGUUAGAAUUGCAGCCACUGGCAUCAAUGUUUUGGACCAUGUUUGAUUUCUUCAGGAAAACAAUGCUUCUGGUGAACCUGAGUACCAGUAUUGCCUGCCUAUAGUACCUCCAUCUUGUCUGGGUUUACAUUCAUCCUCUUCUACUUCCACACAGUGUCUUUGUAGUUCAACAACAUCUCUUUUGUUCAAGAUGGUGGGUCUGAUUGUCAGGCUUCCAAUUUCUGAGGGCACAUGUCAAAAGUGCUUGGUUAAGCAAAGACAAUUUCCCAUCUUUGGGUGUGUGUUCUUUUCUGGCCAGAUGAUUGUUCGUGCCCUGAACUUAACAGUUAAUCUUGUGGCAUCACAUCAGUGCCAGUCAUUCUCAUCCAUCCGCUCCCCACCUUGUGCCUUUUCUAGUUCUGUAAAAAAUAUUGGGGGAACUAUGGUGCAAAAUAGAAGAAAAUAGUAAUUAAGCUCUUGUAUUCUUUCUCCAUACUCAAAACCCAGGCUCUCUUUGUUCUUCACUCUUACAAUUGUACCUACCUCAUUAGGAAUUGGACUUGAUAUUGAAGCUUUCCCUUACCUUCAAGAGUUUAGUAAGAGCAGCAAUAGUACCAAGUGCCUCUUAUCCCAUUUUAAAUCCAACAUACCAGUAUUUUUCAAAGUAAUAUAGUGGGUUCCACAGGAAGAUGUUGAGCCUAUUUUUUCUGGUUUCUAAGGGGAAAUUUAAAAGACAAGUUUUUCAGCUCCCGAGUGGAGUGGCAGUAAAAUGUUCUAUAAGGAUGACUUUUUAAAAACUUGGCUGAUAAUUUAUCUGACGACUAGAUGCAUAUUGAAACUUCAUAAACUUAUAGCAGGUGUGGUAAGAGCAUUAUCAUACCACUUGGAACAAAGCAGUGCCUAUAUAAUGGGAAUAGAAAUAAAAGGCAUGAUGAGGCUCAGCAGAUUGUCAGUUAAGUGAGCAUUUAAUACCUAUUUAUUUCAAUAACAUUGCCAGGUUUGCACAAAUGCCACAUAUAGGCAUAUCUUAUAACUUAUUUGCCUUAUCUUCUUUACAAAAACAAAACACACAAUUUUGUGUCUCUGCUGGAUUUUGAAAUAGUGGACAUGUCAGUUUCUAAGAUAUGCUCAGAGCUCAAGCCUGUCUGGAAGUGAAGUCCUGUGGUAUAACUGUCACUUCUCUCAACACUCUCCCACCCUUACUCCCAGAUGUUUGGAGACAAAGGUGUAGUUGUGAAGAAUGCUCUCUACACAUUCUCUGAAUCACUUUUCUUUGUUACAACUCUGAAACCUGAGGCAGGACAUCCAAAAUGGGUUCCAGUGCCCAGGUCUGGUGAAUCUUGCUUCAGUUAAUGCACACCCAGGGCUGUGUGAACUGUACCCCACAAAAAGCUAAUUACAAAUUAAGUAAAUAUAUGCAUGCUUAUUUUACCUAGAGGAGCACCUAUAAAAAACCCUUUUCUUCCAUUACCCCAUGUGAGUGGCUUACUAUGUGUUUUGAGUGGUCUUGACUUGACUAAAUAUGGUUUGGUUUGUUUUAUAUUUCACUUCUCAGUGAUUAUAAAAUAAUAAGUUGCUGCUACGGAUGGACCUUGAGUUCUAAACAGCCACAUAUUCAAGUCACCAGCCUGCUUAGCAAUAUUUUAAUAUCAAUUGGUUUAUAAAUGGUAUUAAAUAAACAAACCAUUUGGCGUUUGCAGGAAAGGAGGACUAUUUGUCUUUGAAGAGACUUUGUAUUUAAUAUAUUGCUAUUUGUCAAGCGUUGCACACUUUACUCUCUGUUUUUCUCUGAUAGAUGCUACCAGACCUGAAGGCCGAUAACCAGAGGCUAAAAGAUGAAAAUGGGGCCUUGAUCAGAGUUAUCAGCAAGCUUUCCAAAUAAAAUUGUUUACUCCAGCUGCAAAUCAUGGGAUUGCACAUAAUUAGUAUCUCCAGUGGACCAUAGCAUGGAAGUCACUGGAAGUCUGGGAAGAUUUCUUGGAGACUGUCAUUUUCAGAUAUUCUGCCAAAUGCCCUCUUACCUGGGUGUGUGUUUUUUUUAACCAAGAUCAUUGUUUCAUGUGUUAAAGCAGCUGCUGAGAAGACAUAAUGACUGAGAAAUCUUGUUUACAGCUACUGCAUAUAAGGAAAGUGUUCAAGGCCAGAUAAGCCUCAGAUAUUUAACCAGUAAGCCUUAGUUGUACAUAAACACAUGCAUCAAAAAAAGCUUUCUGCUACCACAGACAGUUACUUUUAUUUUGUUGUGUCACGGUUCCUGGUUUUUUUCCCCUAUCCUGCAGUUUUUCUCUCUUACAUCUUAAGUUUGGAUUUGUGUGUGUUUCCUUCUAAUUAUUCAUAUACCAGAUUUUUUUUGUUGUACAGUAUUUUCACAGCUUUACAUUUACACACCCCUUUAAAAAUGCAACAUGUAGCUAACUAAGCCUGUAUUGUCCAGCCAGCCACCUCAAAACAGAGAGGUUUUGUGGAACCUUUGCUUUCACUGUUGUGCAAUAUGCAUUAUUUCCUAUAAAAGAUGCUUUAAAAGUCAGUUGCAAGUAGAUUGGUUAUUUUAAAACUCCUGUCUUCUGCCUUUAUUGGUCACUUUUUAAAAGAAAAUAAAAAGGUUUGUAGUGCAAGUUGUUAGAUCCUGUAACCAUCACAUUCAUUUUAGCCAGGUACUAAGUGAUGCUGUAUAUAUUAAUGUAUAUUGUUUGGAGUUUUCAGACCACCACUUGACAUGCUUGAAUAUAUUUCCCUAUUGCAAUUGUGUGUUAAAACAAAAUAGGCUGCUCCACAGUAGUGUUAAACAAAGUCCAUUUGGUUUAAAUUUACAAAUUCUACUUUGUAUGGAGUCAGUCUUUACAAAAAAUUGAAACGAAAAACAAUAUUUUAUCCCCUUCCAUUUUUUAUUUGAGUGAUCACCCAUAAUAAAACUUAAGUAUAACUUCUUCACUACAUUUCACAUAUCUGUGUUUGAGUGCUGUCUGAAACUGUUGUGCUAGCCAAAGUAAUCUUUAAGUCAUUUGAAAGCCCUAACCUAUUCAUUUACGUGCACUGCUAAUGCCAUGUGAAGAGGCAUCUAAGUUGAUACCACCACGUUCAGACCAUUUUAUACAUUUCAGUGGCCUUUUAAAAAGUACUCCAGUGAAGAUAGCUUUUGUUAGAAAACAAACAGCUUUUAUAUUUUCACUAAAACCUACUAAAUAUAACCAUCUUCUGGCCUACAGACUAUUGCCUAAAAACCACUGAACAGCUCAGCCAUUAAAAUAAAUUGUAUAUUGUAAAGCUUGUAGUAGCUAUUGUAUUAUUGAUUAUAUUGUAUACUAUAUUAAAUGUGAAUUUGUACCCCUUCAUUUUAAAAGGUCAUUGUGUUCUACUUCCUACUUCUUGGGGAUGGGACUCACUUCAUUUUGGGGUGGGCAAAAGAGAACAACUGUUUGGGGCAAGGAGGACGUGAGUCCCCUUCAUAGGGUUGGGUGAUUUGGGGAGGGGGGGAGGGAGGUUUUUUGAAGAUGUAAGGUUUUGCUCUUACUACCAAGCUCAGGAUUCUUGAUUUUAAAGGUACAAGGAUAGUUCUGGGAUAUCUUGUUACAGUAGGUCUGUAUGAGUCAUAAGUUUGAAGGUGGACAUAUUUCAUGGUCUUAAGCUAAUACAAACCAAGCAGAGAAAAUAUCCAUCUGAAUGGCUGCAACACGCUGCAUAGUGUUGUUGAAUUGUUAGGCAUACUGUGGAUUAUAUUUGGUCAAGUUUUGGAUGCCUGUGAAUGAUUAAAUGUGUAUCUAAUAUUUUAGUGUUUUAUAUAUAGGUUAUUUAUUCUUUAAAAACCGAAUGGCUACUGUGUUACGUUGAUUUUAUUGGUAGUAUUGAGCAGACCUUGCAUCUGCAUGAAACUACUUGCAAAACCCACUAUUUUGCAAAAAAAAAUGUAUUUUGACAUAUACAAAUAAAAUGAAUAAAACUAUUUUAAAUGUGUGGAUUUUACUGAGAAGACAUUUUAAACGUGAAUUUGGUAUUUAAAUUCUUUGUGGGCAUUUUUUUAUUGCUUCACUGGGAUGCAAAGUACUUUUCAGAGAUUGUAAUCAAAUUGUGUUUGCACAGCUGUAAAUGCAACAGUAAAAAUGCCAUAUUUAUGCAAUCUGUAACAAAAUUGAAAAAUGUUUAUAUAUUUUACAUAAACCUGUCUGCAUGGAGAAACUACAUGGAAACCAGUUUUUUUAUGUGUUGUGCCAUGGUAAGAAUGCAUGAUCUUAGAAUGUUGCUUAACUCACUAGAAUAUUUUGUAGCUGAACAUACCAGAGGCUUGAUAGAAAUUCAUUUAGCUACACUAGCAACUGCUCCUCUAUCCCAGCACAUGUUUUAAUGUUAAGUUCAGAUUUUCAUUUAGUUCCCUGCUGGAAAUAAGCUUGUGGUGUUUGGAUACUGGACUAUGAAAGAAGUGCUGAAUCAUCAGAGAAAUGUCACUUGUUUGUUUGAGGACGCUAAUUGCGGAACAUGCAGUCAGUUUAUCCCAUGUUGGAGUGCAUUUACUGUUCUGGAGUUCAAGCAGUAAUGAACAUAGCUGAGAUGUUAACUACAUUGUUUUGGCUGCACAUUAAAAUAAUGGCAAGAUUGAAACAGGACUUGAGGC
Messenger RNA from Podarcis lilfordi (Lilford's wall lizard), 94314 nucleotides. The record is from the annotation of a GenBank genome assembly. Lineage: Eukaryota; Metazoa; Chordata; Lepidosauria; Squamata; Lacertidae.